GAGCAGUCGUGCAUUCCCCGCCUCGCCUCGGGUGUAGGGAUUGCAAAAAAACAAAACUACACUGUCAAGACCGUGUAGUUUUGUUUUUUAUGAUUAGAGGCUCUACAAUUCUCAUGCUGGGAUUGUCUAAAAAAAUCUUACUUGGGAUAAGGACGUCGUUCAAGAAGAUUUCGUUGGGCUUAGCCCACUCUUGCAGGCACUUUGAGAGAUCAGAGUGCCUGUAAAGAUGACGACAAAAGCACCAACAUUUACGCAGCCGUUACAAAGUGUUGUGGCACUGGAGGGUAGUGCCGCAACCUUUGAGGCUCAUAUUAGUGGUUUCCCAGUUCCUGAGGUGAACUGGUAUCGGGAUGGCCAGGUUCUCUCUGCUGAAACUCUGCCCGGUGUGCAGAUCUCGUUUAGUGAUGGCCGCGCUAAACUGGUGAUCCCCACCGUGACAGAAGCAAACAGUGGAAGAUACACCGUACAAGCCACCAAUGGAUCUGGGCAAGCAACUAGUACUGCUGAGCUGCUUGUCACAGCUGGAACAGCACCACCAAACUUCUCACAACGACUACAGAGCAUGACUGCAAGGCAGGGAAGUCAAGUUCGACUUGAUGUAAGAGUGACUGGAAUCCCUACACCUGUGGUGAAGUUCUAUCGGGAUGGAGUAGAAAUCAAAAGCUCCCCCGAUUUUAAAAUUUUACAAGAAGGAGACCUUUACAGCCUAAUAAUUGCAGAAGCAUACCCUGAAGACUCCGGCACCUAUUCAGUAAAUGCCACAAAUAGCAUGGGACGUGCUACUUCAACAGCUGAACUGCUAAUUCAAGGCGAGGAAGAAGCCGUUCCUGCUAAAAAGACAAAGACAAUUGUUUCGACUGCUCAGAUUUCACAAACAAGACAAGCCAGAAUUGAAAAGAAGACUGAAGCCCACUUUGAUGCCAGAUCACUUACAAGUGUUGAAAUGAUUGUAGAAGGUGCAGCCACCCAACAGCUCCCACACAAAGCACCUCCACGAAUGCCUCCUAGACCUACAUCAAAAUCACCAACCCCACCAACUGCUGUAAAAGCACAAAUGGCACGACAGCAAUCACCAUCACCUGUUAGACAGUCACCAUCACCUGUAAGACAUGUCAGAGCACCAACACCCUCACCAGUAAGGUCGGUUUCUCCUGCUGGAAGAAUCUCCACCUCCCCUAUCAGACCAGUGAAGUCUCCAUCUCCAAUCCGUAAACCAUAUGUAGUGACAACAGUUGGGGCUGAAGUCCUUCCUCCUUGGAAGCAGGAAGGAUAUGCUGGAACCAUGGAAGCCCAGAUGAAGGAAACAAGAGUAUCCACAAGCACUACCCAAAUAACUGAAGAGAGAUGGGAGGGGACAUAUGGGGUCCAAGAACAAGUUACCGUUACUGGUGCUACUGCUGGCGAGAUGGUGACUGGUGCUAGAGAGGUGAGAAAGGACAGUGAAAAAACAGCAGCUGUUGCUACGGUUGUUGCUGCUGUGGAUCAAGCCAUGGUGAGAGAACCAGCUCCAGGUGUUGUAGAGCAAACUGCUAAAAGGACAGCAAUGACUGCAGUCCACGUUCAACCUGUUCAGGAGCAGAUGAAAAAGGAGGCAACGGUAGUAGUUACCAGUGAUAAAUCCACAAAACAAACAGUGAUAUCAAGAACUAGAGAAGGAAUUGUCACUUCACAAGAACAAAGGCACAUCUCUCAUGAAAAGGUGAGAAAAGAACCAGAGAAAACUCCGGUACCCACAGUAAUAAUUGCCACAGACAGAGCCAGAGAACAAGAAAGAAUAUCAAGAGCUAGAGAAGAAAUAUCUACCACACAUGAGCAGGUGCACGUAGCUCAUGAAAAGAUAAGAAAGGAAGAUAUGAAACCUUCUGUACCUAAGGUAGUAAUUACCACUGAUAAACCUAGACCACCGGUCACAAUAUCGAAAAGUAGAGAAAGAAUUGCUUCCAAACAAGAACAAAUCACCAUAACACAUGAAAAGACUGAAGCUGGAAAAAAGGCUGAAGCUGUAGCUACAGUCGUUGCAGCAGUUGAUCAGGCACGCGUUCGAUCACCCUGGCAACCAGAACAAGCAGAAGAAGCUUAUGUAAAGCAGAAAACUUUGGAGUAUGGCUAUAAAGAGGACCAUGUUUCUGAGGCCCCAGCAGAACGUCACGUUGUCACUAAAGAAGUUAAAACUGUCUACGUUCCUCCUGAGAAACAUAUCUCAGCUGCUGAAAAGCAAGAAGUUCAUAUAUCAAAAGAGAUAAAAAGAGCAACAGAAACUGAGAAAAUAUUUCACGUUGAACAGCCACGACCCCGCACAGCAAGUCCUCAUUUCACGGUUGCCAAAGUUGCUGUUCCUAAACCAGAUCAUACCUAUGAGGUUUCAAUAGCUGGAUCUGCCAUGGCCACUCUAGAAAAAGAGUUAUCAACUACUUCUGCUGUGCAAAAGAUCACCAAGCCUGUGAAGCCACCUCAACUGAAGCCACAUGAAGUCAGAAUGAAAGCAGAGCCAGUUGCCCCUCCACAGUUUCCCUUUGGAGAGGGUGUUGAAACUAAAAAAGAGAUAAGCAUUAAAAGUGAAGCAGUGCGGGAAGAACACCUGGUGUUCCAGAAAGAAGGUGAAGCAAAGGUGACAGAAACUGCCAGAGUUCCAGUGCCUGCAGAAAUCCCUGCUACUCCACCCACCUUAGUCUCAGGCCUCAAAAAUAAGACUGUGACUGAAGGUGAGUCUGUCACUCUGGAGUGCCAUAUAUCUGGUCAUCCUCAGCCUACCGUGACAUGGUACAGAGAAGACUACAAGAUUGAGAGCUCAAUGGACUUCCAGAUCACUUUUCAAGCAGGACUUGCUCGCCUUGUAAUUCGUGAAGCCUUUGCAGAGGACAGUGGUAGAUUUACCUGCACUGCUACCAAUAAGGCUGGGAGCGUCAGCACAUCUUGCCACUUACAUGUGAAAGUUACUGAAGAAAUUGAGACUCGAGAAACCAUUUCUGAGAAGGCUGUUAGAGAAGAGAAACGCUAUGUGGAGACAAAGGACAUUGUAAUGGAAGAUGUCUCUGCUGCAGCAGAGGAAGUAUCGGGAGAACCCAUACCUCCUUUCUUCAUAAGAAAACCCAUGGUGCAUAAAUUAAUUGAAGGUGGGAGCAUUAUAUUUGAAUGCCAAGUAGGGGGCAACCCAAAGCCACAUGUCUACUGGAAAAAAGGUGGAGUUCCUCUAACGACUGGCUACAGAUACAAAGUGAGUCACAAAAGAGAAACCGGGGAAUGCAAACUUGAAAUUUCCAUGACUUUUGCCGACGAUGCCGGAGAAUACACUAUUGUUGUUCGUAAUACUCAUGGAGAAGCUUCUGCAACGGUCUCCUUACUAGAAGAAGCUGAUUACGAAGCCUAUAUAAAAUCACAAGAAAUGAUGUAUCAAACUCAGAUGACCGCAUAUGUACAGGAACCUAAAGUGGCUGAGGUAGCCCCACCUAUUUCAUAUGGUGACUUUGACAAAGAGUAUGAAAAAGAACAAGCUCUAAUUAGGAAGAAAAUGGCAAAAGAUACAGUGGUGGUCAGAACUUUUGUGGAAGAUGAGGAAUAUCAUAUUUCUUCUUUUGAAGAAAGACUUAUCAAGGAAAUUGAACUCAGAAUUACUAAGACUACCUUACAUGAACUACUCGAAGAAGAUGGAGAGGAGAUGAUGGUUGAUAUUUCUGAAUCUGAAGCUGUACAAGCAGGAUUUGAUUUAAGAUUAAAGAAUUACAGAACCUUUGAAGGGACAGGAGUUACUUUCCAUUGCAAGACAUCUGGAUAUCCAUUGCCAAAGGUUGCAUGGUACAAAGAUGGUAAACGCAUAAGGCAUGGAGAGCGCUACCACAUGGAAGUUCUGCAGGAUGGCAGUGCCAGUCUGCGUUUGCCUGUUGUUUUACCUGAAGAUGAAGGAAUUUAUACUGUCUUUGCCAGCAAUAUGAAAGGAAAUGCGAUUUGCUCAGCAAAACUGUAUGUUGAGCCUGUUGCACCGACAGCAACUCCAGGUUAUAUGCCAGGACCAGAAGUUAUGAAAAGAUAUAGAUCUAUUUCUCCACGCUCCCCAAGCCGGUCUCCUGCCCGCAGUUCUCCUUCUCGUUCUCCUGCCCGCAGAUUAGAAGAAACUGAUGAAGGACAACUGGAGAGACUGUAUAAACCAGUUUUUGUGCUGAAACCUACAUCAUUUAAAUGUUCACAGGGGCAGACAGCAAGAUUUGACUUAAAAGUUGUUGGUAGACCUAUGCCAGAGACAUACUGGUUCCAUAAUGGUCAACAAGUCAUUAAUGACUACACCCAUAAAAUAGUGAUUAAAGAAGAUGGCACCCAGUCACUGAUCAUUGUCCCUGCAAUGCCUGAGGACUCUGGAGAAUGGGCUGUAAUUGCUCAGAACAGGGCAGGCAAAGCUUCAGUCUCAAUGACACUGACUGUGGAAGCUAAGGAAGACCUAGUCAGACCACACUUUGUGGAAAGGCUGAGGAAUGUCAGCGUGAAGGAGGGCUCUAGACUGGAAAUGGCAGUGAAAGCUACUGGUAACCCUAAUCCUGACAUUGUAUGGCUGAAGAACAGUGACAUCAUUGUGCCUCACAAAUACCCCAAAAUAAAGAUUGAGGGAACCAAAGGGGCAGCUGCCCUUAAAAUUGAAUCUACUGCCAGGCAAGAUGCUGCAUGGUAUACUGCUACUGCUAUCAAUAAAGCUGGGCGGGACACUACCCGCUGCAAAGUAAAUGUUGAAGUUGAACAUACAGAACCUGAACCAGAAAGGAGAUUAAUAAUUCCAAAAGGAACUUACAAAGCCAAGGAGAUUGCAGCACCAGAGUUAGAGCCUCUCCAUUUGCGUUAUGGUCAAGAACAAUGGGAGGAAGGAGAUCUCUAUGACAAGGAAAAGCAACAGAAACCAUUUUUUAAGAAGAAGCUCACAUCUCUAAGGCUCAAACAAUUUGGACCAGCCCACUUUGAAUGCAGGCUUACACCAAUUGGUGACCCAACCAUGGUGGUGGAGUGGUUGCAUGAUGGCAAACCCUUGGAAGCAGCUAACAGACUCCGCAUGAUCAAUGAGUUUGGGUACUGUAGCCUGGACUAUGGAGUAGCCUAUUCCAGAGACAGUGGAGUGAUUACUUGUAGGGCGACUAACAAAUAUGGUACAGACCAUACCUCUGCUACUCUGAUUGUGAAGGAUGAGAAAAGCCUUGUGGAAGAAUCCCAGCUGCCAGAAGGCAAAAGGGGACUGCAGCGAAUCGAAGAGUUAGAAAGAAUGGCCCAUGAGGGUGCUCUACCUGCAGUUGCACUGGACCAAAAGGAAAAACAAAAACCAGAAAUUGUUUUGGUUCCUGAACCUGCAAGAGUCUUGGAAGGUGAAACAGCACGAUUCCGCUGUCGUGUGACUGGCUAUCCUAUGCCCAAGGUCAACUGGUACCUCAAUGGACAGCUCAUCCGUAAAAGCAAAAGGUUUAGACUCCGUUAUGAUGGAAUCUACUACCUGGAUAUUAUGGACUGCAAAUCAUAUGACACAGGAGAGGUGAGAGUCACUGCAGAGAAUCCAGAAGGCUUUAUUGAACAUAAGGUGAAGCUUGAGAUCCAGCAAAGGGAAGAUUUCAGAUCUGUUCUUCGUCGUGCUCCUGAACCCAAACAUGAGCCUGCAGUGACAGAACCUGGGAAACUUCUCUUUGAGGUACAGAAGGUAGACAAACCUGCAGAAACAACAACCAAAGAAGUAGUGAGGCUGAAAAGGGCUGAAAGAAUCACUCAUGAGAAGCUUUCAGAGGAAUCUGAAGAGCUGCGUAGUAAAUUCAAGCGUAGGACAGAAGAGGGCUACUAUGAAGCCAUCACUGCUGUGGAACUUAAGUCUCGCAAAAAAGAUGAAUCAUAUGAAGAAAUGCUAAAAAAGACAAAAGAAGAACUUCUUCACUGGACCAAAGAGAUCCCAGAGGAAGAGAAGAAAGCACUUCCUCCUGAAGGCAAAAUCACCAUUCCAACAAUCAAACCAGGGAAGGUGGAGCUUAGUCCAAGCAUGGAGGCUCCCAAGAUACUUGAACGAAUUCAAAGCCAGACUGUAGCCCAGGGAACAGAUGCACACUUCCGUGUGAGAGUAGUGGGAAAACCAGAUCCUGAGUGCCAGUGGUUCAAAAAUGGUGUGCAGAUUGAAAGGACUGAUCGUGUGUAUUGGUACUGGCCUGAAGAUAAUGUUUGUGAAUUAGUCAUCAGAGAUGUGACUUCUGAUGAUUCUGCCAGCAUCAUGGUGAAAGCAAUCAAUAUAGCUGGUGAAACUUCUAGCCAUGCUUUCCUGUUAGUACAAGCCAAGCAGUUAAUCAGCUUCACCCAGAAGUUACAAGAUGUUGUUGCUAAAUCAAGGGACUCCAUGGCAACUUUUGAAUGUGAGACAUCAGAACCCUUUGUCAAAGUGAAAUGGUUUAAGGAUGGAAUUGAGAUUCACUCUGGAGACAAGUACAGAAUGCACUCAGACAGAAAGGCUCACUUUCUUUCUGUACUAACAAUUGAUAUGAAUGAUGCUGAUGACUACAGCUGUGUACUGGUAGAAGAUGAAUCCAUAAAAACUACUGCAAAGCUUACUGUUGAAGGUGCCGUCGUGGAGUUUAUCAAAGAACUUGAGGAUAUCGAAGUACCAGAAUCUUUGUCAGGUGAACUUGAAUGUGAGGUUUUCCCAGAAGAUGUGGAGGGGAAAUGGUAUCAUGGUGAUGUUGAACUCACUUCUAAUCUUAAAUAUGUGAUUGCAUCCCGCCGUGGUCGUCAAAUCCUCACUAUUAAGGACGUUAAUAAAGAUGAUCAAGGAGAGUAUAGCUUUGUCGUUGAUGGAAAAAGGACUCAAUGCAAACUGAAGAUGAAGCCUCGUCCCAUGGUUAUUCUUCAAGGACUUACUGAUCAAAAAGUCUGUGAGGGAGAUAUUGUGCAACUUGAAGUUAAAGUCUCCCUAGAAAAUGCAGAAGGUGUCUGGAUGAAAGAUGGCCAAGAAAUUCAAUCAAGUGAUCGUAUUCACAUUGUGUUGGAUAAACAGUCACAUAUGUUGCUCAUAGAAGAUGCAACAAAGGAAGAUAGUGGAGCUUACUCUUUCAGUGUUCCUGAUCUUGAACUGUCAACCACUGGACAGAUCACAGUGUACAGUGUGGAAAUAGUGGUGCCUCUAAAAGAUCUUCACGUAGUUGAAGGAACAAAAGCUAUCCUCGAAUGCAAAGUUUCAGCACCUGAUGUGUCUUCUUCCAAGUGGUACCUAAAUGAUAAUCAGAUAAAGCCUGAUGACCGUGUACAAGCUGUAUGCAAAGGCAAUAAACAGAGGCUAGUGCUUACCAGAACCUAUGCAUCAGACGAAGGACAUUAUAAGCUAAUGGUUGGCAAAGUUGAAACAAGUUGCAAUGUCACAGUUGAACAAAUUGAGAUUAUUAGAGGUCUUCGUGACAUCACCUGCACUGAAACACAGAAUGUAUCCUUUGAGGUAGAGCUCUCCCAUUCAGGAAUUGAUGUAAUUUGGCAUUUCAAAGGCCAACAGAUAAAGGCUGGUCCUAAGUAUAAAAUAGAAGCACAUGGCAAAAUACAUAAGUUGACAGUGGUGAAGAUGAUGAAAGAUGAUGAAGGAGAAUAUGUAUUUUAUGCUGGAGAGAAGAAAACAUCUGGGAAACUUAUAGUAGCAGGUGGUGCCAUUUCAAAGCCUCUCAGUGACCUGACUGUAGCUGAGUCCCAGACAGCUGUUUUUGAAUGUGAGGUGGCAAAUCCUGAAUCAGAAGGCCAGUGGCUACAAAAUGGUAGACCAUUAGCUAUGACAGAUCAGUACCGUGCUCAGUCUGAUGGUGUUAAGAGAAGGCUUACUAUCCCUGUGACAAAACUGGAUGAUAUGGGUGAAUAUAGCUAUGAAAUAGCAAGCUCAAAGACAUCUGCCAAACUGAAGGUCGAAGCUGUUAAGAUAAAGAAAACACUAAAGAACCUGACUGUGACAGAAUCACAGGAGGCAGUUUUCAGUGUAGAACUGACCCACCCUGAUGUGAAAGGAGCUCUAUGGAUUAAAAAUGGUGUUGAACUUGAAUCAAAUGAAAAAUAUGAAAUUACAGUGAAAGGAACUGUUCACACACUGAGAAUCAAACACUGUGUGGUGACCGAUGAGUCUGUUUAUAGCUUUAAACUUGGAAAAAUAGGAGCAAAUGCCAGACUUCAUGUAGAAACUGUCAAGAUCAUCAAAAAGCCAAAGGAUGUGACUGCUUUGGAAAAUGCUGUUGUCUCAUUUGAACUGAGUGUAUCCCAUGAUACGAUACCAGUCCGGUGGUUCCACAAAAAUAUUGAGCUUAAACAAAGUGAUAAAUAUAAGAUGAUCUCUCAAAGGAAAGUUCAUAAGCUUAUGCUGCACAACAUAUCUCCUGACGAUGCUGGGGAAUACACAGCUCUUGUUGGGCAAAUGGAGUGUAAAGCAAAACUGUUUGUGGAAACCAUACACAUCACAAAGACCAUGAAAAACAUUGAAAUCCCUGAGACCAAAACCGCCUCUUUUGAAUGUGAAGUUUCUCAUUUCAAUGUGCCUGCUGUCUGGUUGAAAAAUGGUGUGGAGAUUGAAAUGAGUGAAAAGUUCAAAAUAGUGGUCCAGGGGAAACUCCAUCAGCUCAAUAUCAUGAACACAAGCAGUGAAGAUUCUGCAGAAUACACAUUUGUCUGUGGCAAUGAUAGAGUCAGUGCGACCCUGACCGUAAAACCCAUUCUAAUUACCUCCAUGCUACAAGACAUCAACGCUGAAGAGAAAGAUACAAUAACAUUUGAAGUCACUGUUAACUAUGAAGGUAUUUCAUAUAAAUGGCUAAAGAAUGGUGUAGAAAUAAAAUCGACUGAUAAAUGCCAGAUACGGACAAAGAAGCUUACACACUCCCUCUCCAUAAGGAAUGUGCAUUUUGGGGAUGCUGCAGAAUAUACUUUUGUUGCUGGAAAAGCAGCUUCAUCAGCCACUUUAUAUGUGGAAGCUCGUCACAUUGAAUUUAGGAAGCAUAUUAAAGACAUCAAGGUGGUGGAGAAGAAGAGGGCUAUUUUUGAAUGUGAAGUUUCAGAACCUGACAUUCAGGUCCAGUGGAUGAAGGAUGGGCAAGAACUCCAGAUCGGUGACAGGAUGAAAAUUCAGAGAGAGAAAUAUGUCCAUCGUCUAAUCAUUCCUUCCACAAGAAUGUCUGAUGCUGGUCAGUACACUGUAGUAGCAGGUGGAAACACAUCCAGUGCCAAUUUGAUAGUGGAAGGUCGUGACAUUCGCAUCAGAACCGUUCAUAAAGAUAUUCAGGUCAUUGAGAGACAAAGAGCUGAAAUUGAAUUUGAAGUCAAUGAAGAUGACAUUGAACCACAGUGGUACAAAGAUGGUAUUGAGAUCAACUUCCAGUAUGAGGAAAGAUACAGUUAUGUGGCAGAAAGGAGAGUCCAUCGAAUGAGCAUCUUUGAAACCACUUACUCUGACGCUGGAGAAUAUACUUUUGUUGCAGGACGGAAUAGGAGUUCUAUUAAUCUUUAUGUGAAUGCUCCAGAGCCACCCCAGAUUAUUCAGGAGCUAGAACCAACUACCGUGGAGUCUGGCAAACCUGCCCGCUUCUGCGCUAUGAUAUCUGGCAAACCCCAGCCCAAAAUUUCUUGGUACAAAGAUGAUCAACAGCUUUCUCCGGGUUUCAAGUGCAAAUUUCUUCAUGAUGCACAAGAAUAUACUCUCUUGCUGAUUGAAACCUUCCCUGAAGAUGCAGCAGUGUACACCUGUGAAGCAAAAAAUGACUAUGGAGUUGCAACAACUUCAGCUUCACUUUCAGUGGAAAUCCCAGAAGUUGUUUCUCCUGAGCUAGAAAUGCCAGUGUAUCCGCCUGCUGUCAUAAUUCCACUACGUGAUACUGUUACAUCUGAGGGACAUUCUGCUUGUUUUCAGUGCAGAGUUACAGGGACAGAUCUGAAAGUCUCCUGGUACAGCAAAGAGAAGGAGAUCAAGCCAUCACGUUUUUUUAGAAUGACUCAGUUUGAAGACACUUACCAGCUGGAGAUUGCUGAAGCUUAUCCAGAGGAUGAAGGAAUCUAUACCUUUGUGGCUAGUAAUUCUGUAGGCCAAGUGACAAGCACUGCUACCUUGAAGUUAGAAGCUCCUGAAAAAAUUGUUCAUGAGAAGCUAGAGGAAGAGGUUGAAAUGGAAAUGAAAGUUGCACCUAUCCUGAGGAGAAGGCUUGAACCCCUGGAGGUGGCUGUAAAUCAUGUGGCCAAGUUUACCUGUGAGGUGGAGAUGGCUCCCAAUGUCAAGUUCCAGUGGUACAAAGCUGGACGAGAGAUAUAUGAUGGGGACAAAUACUCCAUUCGCACUUCCAACUACCUCUCUACACUGGAGAUCCCAAGGCCUCAAGUUGUUGACUGUGGAGAAUAUAGCUGUAAGGCUUCCAAUCAGCAUGGCAGUGUAAGCUCUACAGCUGUUUUAACAGUAACUGAAGCAUUUCCACCAACGUUUCUUACCAGACCUGAAUCUAUCACUACUUUUGUGGGCAAAAGUGCCAAGUUCCUCUGUACUGUUUUGGGCACUCCAGUCAUCGACGUCACCUGGCAGAAAGAUGGCACAACUAUUUCACCUUCAGACCGCCAUAAAAUCUCCAAAAUGGAAAAUAAACAUGUUUUAGAAAUUUCCUUUCUCACCACCAGUGACAGAGGGGUUUACACAUGCAAAGCUUCCAACAAGUUUGGGGCUGAUAUUUGCCAGGCUGAAAUGGUCAUUAUAGACAAGCCCCACUUCAUUAAAGUUUUGCAGUCAGUGCAGUCAGCAGUUAAUAAAAAAAUACGUCUUGAAUGUCAGGUAGAUGAAGACAGGAAAGUAACUGUAGGGUGGACAAAGGAUGGAAACAAAAUCCCUCCGGGCAAAGAUUAUAAGAUUUACUUUGAAGACAAAAUAGCCUCGCUUGAGAUUCCUCUGGCUAAGCUCAAGGAUUCAGGCCACUAUGUGUGCACUGCCUCAAACGAGGCAGGAAGCAGCUCCUCUUCUGCCAGCAUCACAGUCAGAGAACCACCAUCCUUUGUGAAGAAGGUCGAUCCAUCUUAUUUACUGACCCCAGGCGACUCUGCACGCCUUCAAUGCAAAAUCAAAGGGUCUCCUGAAAUCCAGGUUACUUGGUUCAAGAACAAUAAGGAAAUCCAUGAAAGCAACACACACAGGAUGUCCUUUGUCAAUUCUGUGGCUGUGUUAGAUAUUUUGGAGAUGAAAGUUGAUGACAGUGGGACCUACUCAUGUGAAGUUGUAAAUGAGGUUGGAAGUGACAGCUGCACCACUGAAGUGGUUGUCAAAGAACCUCCGUCUUUCAUCCGAACACUUGAACCUGCAGAGGUAGUGAAGGGAACAAACACCGUUCUUCAGUGUGAGGUUGCUGGCACUGGACCAUUUGAGAUUAGCUGGUACAAAGACAAGAAACAGAUUCGCAGUAGUAAAAAAUACAGGUUGACCUCUCAGAAAGCUGUUAUUUCUCUGGAGGUGUCUGCAUUUAACAGUGCAGAUGUUGGUGAAUACGAGUGUGUGAUAGCUAAUGAAGUCGGAAAGUGCAUGUGCAGUGCCACAUACAUCUUGAAAGAACCACCAUCUUUUGUUAAGAAAAUCGAAAAUGUGACGGCUCUGGCUGGAGAUAGUGUUACGUUACAGGCCGUGGUGAAAGGGUCAGAGCCUAUUUCUGUAAUGUGGAUGAAGGGCAAAGACGUUAUUAAAGAUGAUAACAAUGUGAGAGUGACAUUUGAUCAUGGUCUAGCAACGCUGCAAAUUACUGGUGUCCAGCUGAGCUCUGGUGGCAAAUACACCUGCGUGGCUGAGAAUGAUGCAGGAAGUCAGUCCUGCUUUGGUGAACUAGCAGUGAAAGAACCUGCCAAAAUAAUUGAAAAAGCUGAAGUGAUCCAGGUUACAGCAGGGGAACCAGCUAUUUUGGAGUACACUGUCACAGGCACUCCAGAGCUAAAAACCAAAUGGUUCAAAGACGGAAGGCCACUACCUGCCAGCAAAAAAUAUAGGAUCAGCUUCAAAAAUAACAUUGCCCAGCUCAAGUUUUAUGCCACUGAAAUGCAGGACAGUGGUGAAUACACCUUUGAGAUAUCCAAUGAUGUGGGCAUCAGCUCUUGUACUACCAGCUUCACUGUGCUAGAUCGCACUCUCCCUCCCUUCUUUACUAAACCACUGAAGAAUAUUGACAGCAUCAUUAACACCUCGUGCCGCCUAGACUGCAAAAUUUCAGGUUCUCUUCCAAUGACCGUCUCUUGGUUCAAGCAGGACACUGAGAUCACUACAAGUGCCAAGUACACAGUACAUUUUGCAGAAGGCUCAGCAUCUUUGGAAAUCAAACACCUAGAUGCAAGUGAUGCUGGGGUCUACAUUUGCAGAGCCGCAAACUCUGCUGGUAGCAAAGAGAGCAGUAGUACAUUGUUUGUAAAAGAGCCACCCAGCUUCACUGUAGAACCAGAGUCUCAAGAUGUACUGCCUGCGUCAACCGUACAUUUCAAAGGCACAUUUAAAGGCACAACACCACUGACAGUGAAAUGGUUUAAAGGUGAUACUGAGCUUGUGACUGGAGGAGCCUGCUACAUUAUGACAGAAGCAUUAGCAAGUUACUUGGAACUUUAUGCAGUCAAACCAGCAGACUCUGGAAAAUACACCUGCAAAGUCUCCAAUGUAGCUGGCUCAGUAACAUGCAGUGCAAACUUGUUUGUAAAAGAACCUGCUGCCUUCAAGGAGAAGCUAGAGCCGACCCAUCUGGUAAAGAAAGGUGGAUAUGUUGAGCUGACCUGUGAAGUCACUGGUACUCCUGAGAUUAAAAUCACAUGGUUCAAGGAUGAUAGAGAGCUAAAAGAGAGUGAAAAAUACAGGAUGUCUUGUGCAAAAUCUUUGGCAACACUUCAUGUUUCAGAAGUUGAUACUGAAGACAGUGGAGAAUACAUUUGUGAGGCCAAAAAUGAUGCUGGAAAAGAUAUUUGCAGUAGUGUUGUUACAGUCAAAGAGUCACCCUAUUUUAGCAAGGAAUUUCAGUCCAUGGAAGUCUUGAAGGAUUCUGAUGUGGUUUUGGAGUGUGAGGUGCUUGGCACGCCUCCCUUUGAAGUGUUUUGGGUGAAAGAUGAUAAACCUGUGCGGAGCAGUAAGAAGCACAGAAUAAGCAUUGAAAAAUCUUUGAUUAGUCUCCACGUUUUCAGGUUUGAUGCUUCUGAUGUUGGCGAGUAUCAGUGUAGAGUAACAAAUGAUGUUGGGAGCUGCCUCUGCAGUUCAGAGGUCACACUGAAAGAGCCUCCACAGUUUUUGAAGAGGAUAGAAAACAUUAGUUCCCUUCGAGGGGGCACGGUUGUGUUUCAGGCUGCUAUUAAAGGCUCCUUGCCCAUCACUGUGUCCUGGUUGAAAGACAACGAUGAAGUGAUUGAAGACAGCAAUAUCAAAAUGACCUUUGUGAACAAUGUUGCCACUCUUCUGGUGAGAUCUAUUGAGCUGAAACAUGAUGGGAAAUAUUUCUGUCAGGCUAAAAACGAGGCAGGAAUUCAGAGGUGUUCUGCUCUGUUGACUGUCAAAGAACCUGCUACAAUUGUGGACAAGGCCGUGUCAAUAGAUGUGACUGAGGGAGACCCAGCAACCUUGCAGUGUAAAUUUUCGGGAACAAAACCUAUUACAGCCAAAUGGUUCAAAGAUGGCAAGGAACUGACAUUAGGCCCAAAAUAUAAGAUCAGUAUUACAGAUACUGUCUCAGUCCUAAAGGUGCUUCAUGCAGAAAAGAAGGAUAGUGGAGAAUACACUUUUGAGGUUCACAAUGACGUUGGGAGCAGUAGCUGUUCUGCCAACAUUAAUGUCCUAGAUCUCAUUAUACCACCUAAAUUCACAAAAAAACUCAAGAAAAUGGACAGCAUUAAGGGGUCUUUUGUCCACCUGGAGUGCAUAGUGUCUGGUUCACAUCCUAUAAGUAUCCAGUGGUACAAGGAUGGCCAAGAAAUAACAGCAAGUGAAAAACACAAAUAUUCUUUCCAUGAUAAUACUGCAUUUCUGGAAAUAAAUAAACUGGAAGGCACAGACACUGGCUCUUACACCUGUGAAGCAACAAAUAAAGCAGGAAGCAACCAAUGCAGCGGGUUCUUAACAGUCAAAGAACCUCCAUAUUUUGUGGAAAAACCCCAGUCUCAAGAGGUUGUGCCCAGUGCUAGAGUUCAGUUCAAAGCACUGGUGAAAGGGUCUACUCCUCUGCAGAUAAAGUGGUUUAAAGACAGCCAGGAGCUCCUGUCUGGAGCCAAUCGAUCUGUCUGGAAGGACGACACAUCUAGUGUACUGGAGCUCUUCUCAGCUAGAACGUCUGAUUCUGGGAACUACACUUGUCAGAUAAGCAAUGAUGUGGGGACUGCAACUUGCAAAGCAACUCUGUUUGUAAAAGAGCCCCCCAGAUUUAUUCAGAUGCCAACUUCUGUAGUAGCUUUGCGUGAAGGACAGUCCACCACUUUUGAGUGCCAGGUAGUAGGCACACCAGAGAUCCACAUUACAUGGUACCUGGAUGGGAAUGAAGUGACUGACCAGGCUAAGUACGGCAUCUCCUUCAUAGAUGGAUUAGCUACUUUGAAAGUCACUCAAGCCAGAGUGGCAGAUAGUGGGAUUUAUGUUUGUGAAGCCCACAAUGAUGCAGGUAGUGAGAGCUGCAGCGUUGAGCUGAAAGUAAAAGAGCCUCCAACCUUUGUUCGGGAGUUGAGUCCCACCAAGGUAGUGAAGGGCUCAGAGGCCACACUAGAGUGUGAGGUGACUGGUACUCCUCCAUUUGAGGUGAAGUGGCUGAAGAACAAUAAGGAAAUGUUCAGCAGCAAGAAAUAUGCCAUCUCCACCAAAGAAUUAGUAUUUACUCUUAAUGUGACUAACUGUGAUGUCUCGGAUGUUGGUGAAUAUCAGUGUAUUAUAUCAAAUGAAGGUGGGAGCUGUUCUUGCAGCACAAGGCUCAGCUUGAAAGAACCACCGUCCUUUGUCAAGAAGCUGGAGAACGUCACUAGCAUUUUGAAAGGUGAUGCAUUCUUUCAGUGCAUCAUAGCAGGUGCUCAACCCUUAUCUGUGUCAUGGAUAAAAGAUGAGAAAAUAUUAGAAGACGAUCAGCAUCACCAUAUUACCUUUGAGAACAACGUGGCCACACUGAAGCUUGCUAAUGUUGACCUCAGCCACAGAGGGAGAUACACCUGUCAGGCCAAGAAUGAAUCUGGCUUGGAGAAGUGUUUUGCUUUGCUUUUUGUACAAGAGCCUGCACAGAUCAUAGAAAAGGCUAAAUCGCUUAAAGUCACUGAAAGAGACCCUGUGACUUUGGAGUGUACUGUGGCUGGGACGCCAGAGCUCCGAAUAAGAUGGUACAAAGAUGGCAAACAGCUCCUGCCCAGUAGAUACUACACAAUGACCUUUGAAAACAAUGUGGCCAGUUUCAGGAUUGAACCUGUAUCAAAGGAGGAUAGUGGUACAUACACUUUUAAGGUUGAAAAUGACUUUGGAAGUAGCACCUGUGAAGCUGUUCUGACUGUGCUAGAUCAAUCAAUUCCUCCUGUGUUUAUCAAAAAACUAACCAAAAAGGAUACUGUUCUGGGAUCUUCUAUCCAAAUGGAGUGCAAAGUCUCUGGGUCACUCCCCAUUAUUGCAAAAUGGUUUAAGGAUGGAAAAGAGAUAACUGACAGUGCAAAAUAUAGAAGUCUGUGCCAUGAGAACACUAUGUCACUUGAGAUUGCUAAUCUAGAGCUGGCAGACAGUGCAAAUUACACGUGCAGUGUCUCUAAUGUUGCUGGAAACGACUCUUGCAGUGCUGUCCUGACUGUGAAAGAGCCACCAAGCUUCUUAGUAAAACCUGAAAGCCAACAAGCCAUCCCAGAUUCCACAGUGGAGUUUAAGGCCACACUAAAAGGAACACCACCCUUUACAGUAAAGUGGUUCAAAGAAGAUUUAGAACUUGUAUCUGGUCCAACUUGUUUCAUUGGGAUUGAAGGUUCAACUGGGUUCUUAACCCUCUAUUCAGUGGAUACUUCUAGGACUGGGCACUACACUUGCCACGUUUCAAAUGACGUUGGCAGUGACUCUUGCACUACAACACUGAUGGUAACAGAACCACCCAAGUUUGCUAAGAAGCUAGAGGCAACAAAAGUAGUCAAGCAGGGUGACUCAGCCCGGCUUGAGUGCAAAGUAAGUGGAUCUCCAGAGAUGAAAGUAGUGUGGUUCAGAAAUGACCAUGAAAUUGUUGCCAGUGAAAAAUUCCGGAUGUCUUUCAUUGACUCUGUGGCUGUGCUUGAAAUGAAUUAUCUCAGUACUGAUGAGAGCGGUGACUACAUCUGUGAAGCUCACAACCCUGCCGGCAAGGCCAGCUGUAGCACCAAAGUCACAGUGAAAGAACCUCCUGUCUUUAGCAGGAAACCCUCUCCAGUAGAUAUUGUCAAAGGAUCUGAGGUUAGCCUGGAAUGCGAGAUUUCAGGAACACCUCCAUUUGACGUUGCCUGGUACAAAGACAGGAGACAAAUCCGCAGUAGUAAGAAGUACAAGGUUACAACCAAAAACUACCAGACAAGUGUGCACAUUCUUAAUGUUGAAGCUGCGGAUGUUGGUGAAUAUCAGUGCAAAGCACAGAACGAUGUAGGAAGUGACACUUGUUUUUGCGCUGUGAAGUUGAAAGAACCACCAAAAUUCUUGACUAAAAUAAACAGCGUGACUGUUGUGGUUGGUGAACCAGUAGAGUUACAAGCAAGAGUGGAGGGCUCUCAGCCAAUUGCUGUGCAGUGGCUUAAAGACAAAGAGGAAAUUAUUAGAGAAAGUGAAAACACGAAGAUCACAUUUAUGGAAAAUAUUGCAACUUUACAAUUUGUGCACACGGAGACAAGCAGUUCUGGAAAAUACACCUGUCAGAUCAGAAAUGAUGCUGGAAGUCGCGAGUGUAUGGCUACCUUAACUAUUCUAGAGCCUGCAGUCAUUGUAGAGAAAGCAGAGCCAAUGAGAGUUACUGUAGGAGAUGCCUGUACUUUGGAGUGCAAAGUGGCAGGCACACCACAGCUUUCCACUGGGUGGUUCAAGGAUGGCAAAGAGCUGACCAGCAGUCAAAAAUACAAAAUUACUUUCCUCAAUAACGUAUCUACACUUAAAAUUAUGGAUGCAGAAAAGGAAGAUGGUGGACUGUACACUUUUGCAGUGCAAAAUGACGUGGGGAAAAGCAGUUGCACAGCAUCAGUUGAUGUUUUAGAUCGAAUCAUUCCUCCUUCUUUCACAAGAAAACUAAAGGACACCCCCUGUGUUCUGAGUUCAUCAGCACUGCUGGAAUGUAAAGUGUCAGGUUCACCUCCUAUUUCUGUUGCCUGGUUUCAAAAUGGACUUAAAUUAGUCAAUGGAGAAAAACAUCAAAUCUCCUUUUCAGAUAACCUUUGUAUUUUAGAAGUUAAUUCACUGAGCAACUCAGAUACUGGAACUUACACCUGCAAAGCUACCAACGUAGCUGGUUCAGAUGAAUGCAGUGCUGUAUUGACUGUACAAGAGCCACCAUCUUUUGAGAGGACACCAGAGCCUCUGGAUGUAUUGCCAGGCACAAGCAUCACUUUCACAUGUGUUGUCAGAGGAACCCCUCCUUUUAAGGUCAACUGGUUUAGAGGGGCCAAUGAGCUUGUGCCAGGGGACAAAUGCAAUAUCUACUUGGAGGAGUCCGUUGUGGAGCUUGAGUUAUUUGAUGUAACUCCUCCCCAAAGUGGAGAGUAUACUUGUCUAGUGACUAAUGAUGCUGGCAGGGCAAAUUGUUCAACACACCUUACAGUAAAAGAGCCAGCUGUCUUUGUGAAGAAACUGAGUGAUCAGUAUGUGGAACCUGGCAAGCCCAUCAUCCUGGAGGGCACUUACACAGGCAGCCUCCCCAUCUCUGUGACAUGGAAGAAGAAUGGCCACACCAUCACACAAUCUCAGAAGUGUAGCAUCACCACCACAGAGAAAUCCUGCAUCCUGGAAAUACUUGACAGCACCAAAGAAGAUUCAGGAGAAUAUACUUGCCAUGUUGAAAAUGAGGCGGGAAGAGAUGUUUGUGAAGCUGUGGUCUCUACCCUAGAACCUCCCUAUUUUGUUACACACUUGGAACCUCUUGAGGUGUCAGUUGGGGAUUAUACAACAUUGCAAUGUCGUGUUGCUGGAACACCAGAAAUUACUGUGUCUUGGUACAAAGGUGACACAAAACUCAGGUCUACUCCUGAGUACAAAGUGUUCUUUAAAGACAACGUUGCUACACUUAUUUUCAACAAAGUGGUUAGCAAUGACACUGGAGAAUAUAUCUGCAAGGCAGAAAACAGUGUAGGAACUGCAUCUACAAAGGCUCUCUUAACAGUUCAAGAGCGCAAACGACCACCUUCCUUUGCAAGAAAGUUAAAGGACAUCGAGCACCCUGCUGGUUUACCCCUUAAAUUUAUGUGUCGGCUCAAUGGCUCAGAACCCAUUACUGUUACUUGGCACAAAGAUGGGGUGCCACUGAGUGAUGAUCACAAUGUGCACACAUCCUUUGUAGAUAACGUUGCAGUGCUGCAACUGGUGCGAACCGAGAUGAAUCAUACUGGGCAGUACUCCUGCACAGCCACCAAUUCUGUGGGCACUGCCACCACAAGUGCUAGGCUCACAGUGGCAGAACCCAAGCAAGCACCUGUCUUUGACACCAAACCAGAAUCUAUUGAUGUGCCUUUUGGAGAAAGUGCUGACUUUGAAUGUCAUGUUACGGGUGCCCAGCCAAUACACAUAACCUGGUCCAAAGAUGGUCGGGAGAUUCGAACAGGAGGAAACUUCAAUAUUACAUUUAUAAACAACACAGCUCACCUUCGAGUGCUCAGAGUGGGUAAAGGAGACUCUGGCCAAUAUACUUGCCAAGCUAGUAAUGAAGCUGGGAAAGACUUUUGCUCAGCCCAACUCAGUGUCAAAGAACCUCCGAAGUUCGUCAAGAAGCCUGAAGCUUUGCGGUUCGUGAAGCAGGGGGACACAGUUCAACUUGAAUGCAAAAUCAGUGGCACACCAGAGAUCAGAAUCGUGUGGUAUAAAAAUGAUCAGGCGCUCCAGGCGAGCGACAGGCUCCACAUGUCCUUUGUAGACUCCGUGGCAAUGCUAACCAUCCCGGGUGCCAACACUGAAGAUGCUGGGGAUUACAUAUGUGAAGCCCAUAACUCUGCUGGCACAGCCAGCUGCAGCACUUCAGUCACAGUGAAAGAACCACCUGUUUUUAUCAAAGUGCCAAGCCCUGUGGAGACUCUUAAAGGCUCAGAUGUUAUCCUCCAGUGCGAGAUAGAAGGGACCCCACCCUUUGAGGUGGCUUGGUUCAAGGACCGAAGGCAGGUCAGGAGCAGCAAGAAAUUCAAGGUGACAGCAAAACACUCCAUUGCCAGUCUUCAUAUUCUCAAUCUGGAAUCUCAAGAUACUGGAGAAUAUCAAUGCAAAGCUAUGAAUGAGGUGGGAAGCGACACUUGCACUUGCCCAGUGAAAUUCAAAGAACCCCCACGGUUUGCCAAGAAGCUGAGUGACACUGUAAUCUUCAUCGGGGAGCCAACAGCUCUGCAGGCAGUGGUGGAAGGAUCUCCACCAAUUUCUGUUGUCUGGCUCAAGGAUAAGGGUGAAGUUAUUAGGGAGAGUGAAAAUGUUCAAAUGUGGUUUAUGGACAACAUAGCAACUCUUGAGAUAGCCAGUGCAGAGGGAGCUGAUGUUGGGAAGUACAUCUGUCAGAUCAAAAAUGAUGCUGGCAUGCGGGAGUGCUCUGCCUUUUUACAAGUCCUAGAACCAGCAGUCAUCUUAGAGAAGACUGAGCCGAUCACAGUAAUGGCUGGUAAUCCUUUUACCCUGGAGUGCAAAGUAGGAGGAACACCUGAACUUAUCACCAAGUGGUACAAAGAUGGCAGAGAACUAAGGAGUGACCGCAAAUACCAAAUUACAUUUUUCAACAAUAUAUCCACUUUGAAAGUCUUUUCUGCAGACAGGGGAGACAGGGGCUUAUAUACUUUUGAGGUGCACAAUGAAGUGGGGGACAGCAGCUGCACUUCUUCAGUUGAUGUUUCAGAUCGUCUUGUUCCUCCUUCAUUCUCAAGAAAAUUAAAAGAAACAAAUGGGGUACUGGGAUCCUCAGUGCUGCUGGAGUGCAAAGUGUCUGGCACAUCCCCCAUAUCUGUGUCCUGGUUUCAAGAUGGGAAUGAGAUUGUUAGUGGAGAAAAAUAUGAAAUCUCAUUCUUGGAUGAUGUUUGUGCUUUGAAGCUGAAUGCUCUGGAUGCCACAGAUACAGGGACAUAUACCUGUGUGGCAGCCAAUGUGGCUGGAUCUGAUGAAUGCAGUGCCUUCUUGACUGUACAAGAACCACCUUCUUUUGUGAAGACACCUGAUCCUCAGGAAGUUUUGCCUGGAUCAAGUGUAACAUUUACCAGCUACAUCAAGGGUAGUGCUCCCUUCAAAGUGACCUGGUUUCGAGGCAUCAGGGAACUGGUGCCGGACAGCAACUGCUCCAUCUCUUUCAAAGAAUCUGUGGCACAGCUGCAGCUGUACAACGUGGAGCCAGGCCACAGCGGGGACUAUGCCUGUGUGGUCACAAAUGAUGCUGGCAGUGCCUCAUGUACAACCCAGCUCUUUGUUAAAGAGCCUGCAGUCUUUGUGAAGAAAUUAAGUGAUUUCAGUGUGGAGCAGGGGAAGUCCAUUGUGCUGGAAAGCAGCUACAUAGGUACCCCUCCCAUCUCUGUCACCUGGAAAAGAAAUGGCAUACCCAUUGCACAGUCCCCACGCUGCAGUGUUACAACUACUGAAAAAUCUGGCAUUCUUGAAAUCUUCAACAGCACCAAGAAUGAUGAAGGCGAAUACACCUGUGAGGUGGCAAAUGAGGCGGGUGGGGAUGUUUGCCACAGCCUUGUAUCCAUCUUAGAACCACCCUAUUUUGUCACACAUCUGGACCGUGUGGAGGUGAAGGUUGGCGAGCCCUUGAUCUUAAAAUGCCAGAUUGGUGGUUCGCCAGAAAUCAAGGUGUCCUGGUAUAAAGAUGACACCAAGCUGAGAUCAACACAAGCUUACAAAAUGCACUUCAAGAACAAUGUGGCGACACUGGCAUUCUCCACUGUAGAGGAUAGCAACAUUGGAGAAUAUAUCUGCAAAGCAGAAAAUAGCAUCGGCUUCGCCACCUCCACAGCUUUGCUUGUUGUUAAAGAACGUCAACUUCCCCCUACAUUCACCAGAAAACUAAAAGAUAUUCAGGAGGUGGUUGGUGCCCCAGUGACAUUUGACUGCCGUAUAAAUGGCUCAGAGCCUAUCCAGGUGUCUUGGUACAAGGAUGGGGUUCUCUUAAGCGACAGUGAUAACAUGCAAUCAGCCUUCUUAAAUAACGUUGCGACUCUCCAAAUCUUGCAAACUAGUAUGGCUCACUGUGGCCAGUAUACUUGCUCAGCCCAAAAUGCUCUGGGGACUGCAUCUUCCAGUGCCAAACUUCUCCUCACAGAACAACUACAACCUCCAUUCUUUGACAUCAAACCAGUAUCUAUCGAUGUGGCACUAGGGGAAAGUGCAACCUUUAAGUGCCAUGUGACUGGUUCUGCUCCCAUGAGGAUUACUUGGACCAGAGACAACAGAGAGAUUCGUCCUGGUGGCAACUACAAAAUGACACUCGUGGAAAACACAGCCAGCUUGACAGUCCUAAAAGUUGGUAAAGGGGAUGCUGGACUCUACACAUGUACUGCCAGCAACAGUGUUGGAAAGGACGCGUGCGCAGCUCAGCUGGCUGUACAAGAACCACCAAGGUUUAUUAAGAAACUAGACUCCUCAAAACUUGUGAAACAGCACGAUUCCAUUAAGUAUGAAUGCAAAGUAGGUGGAUCUCCAGAAAUCAAAGUCACCUGGUACAAGGGUGAAACUGAGAUUCAUCCCAGUGAAAAAUACAGAAUGUCCUUUGAGGAUUCAGUGGCAGUCAUUGAAAUGCACAACCUCAGUGUUGAAGACAGCGGUGACUACACGUGUGAAGCUCAGAAUCCAGCGGGUAGUGCAAGCACCAGUACUUCACUGAGAGUAAAAGCACCCCCCAUUUUUACCAAGAAGCCCCAUCCAGUCCAGACCUUGAAAGGGUCUGAUAUUCAUCUGGAAUGUGAGCUUCAGGGCACUCCUCCGUUCCAGAUUUCAUGGUAUAAAGACAAACGAGAAAUUCGGAGCAGCAAAAAGUAUAAGGUCAUGUCUGAGAACUAUUCAGCUAGUAUUCACAUUCUUAGUGUGGAUACUGCAGAUGUUGGUGAAUAUCACUGUAAAGCUGUAAAUGAUGUCGGAAGUGACACCUGCAUUGGCUCUGUAACACUAAGAGCACCACCAACAUUUGUGAAGAAGCUGAGUGAUCUCACAGUCGUAGUUGGGGAGUCAAUUGAACUGCAGGCCGAAGUAAAAGGAUCACAGCCCAUUUCUGUUCUCUGGUUAAAAGACAAAGGGGAAAUCAUUAGAGAAAGUGAUAAUCUUUGGAUCUCCUAUUCAGAAAACAUUGCAACUAUGCAGAUUGGAAAUGCAGAACCAACCAAUGCUGGGAAAUAUAUUUGUCAGAUAAAAAAUGAUGCUGGAGUUCAGGAAUGCUUUGCCACGGUGAAAGUGCUAGAACCUGCAGUCAUUGUAGAGAAACCAGGCCCAGUCAAAGUUACAGCGGGAGACUCUUGUGCUCUGGAAUGCACAGUAGAUGGCACACCAGAGCUUACUGCUAGGUGGUUUAAGGAUGGUAAUGAACUGUCCACUGACCAUAAAUAUAAAAUCAGUUUCUUCAACAAAGUAUCUGGGCUUAAGAUCCUCAAUGCAACACUAGAAGACAGUGGAGAAUAUACUUUUGAGGUGAAAAACAGUGUUGGUAAAAGCAGCUGCACAGCUUCAGUGCAUGUUUCAGAUCGUAUUAUACCUCCUUCUUUCACAAGAAAACUGAAAGAAACAUUCGGUCAGCUGGGUUCUUCUGCUGUACUGGAGUGCAAAGUUUAUGGGUCACCACCUAUUCUGGUUUCCUGGUUUCAUGAUGGACAAGAGAUUACCAGUGGAGACAAGUAUCAGGCUACCCUUGCAGACAAUACCUGUUCUCUGAAAGUGAAUGGACUUCAGGAAUCUGAUAUGGGAACUUAUUUGUGCACAGCUACUAAUGCAGCAGGGUCUGAUGAAUGCAGCGCGUUUUUGAGUGUUAGAGAACCACCAUCUUUUGUGAAGAAACCUGAACCACUGGAUGUUUUAUCUGGGGCAAACAUAACCUUUACUAGUAUCAUAAAAGGUUCCUCUCCACUGGAAGUUAAAUGGUUCAGAGGCAGUGUUGAACUAGUACCAGGACACAGAUGCAAUAUCACCUUGCAAGAUUCAGUUGCAGAACUGGAGCUCUUUGAUGUAAAUCCCCUUGAGAGUGGAGAUUACACUUGCCAGGUCUCUAAUGAGGCAGGAAAAAUUUCUUGCACUACACAUCUUUUUGUCAAAGAACCAGCCAAAUUUGUGAAGAAGGUGAAUGAUUUAAGUGUAGAGAAAGGGAAAACUUUAAUCUUGGAAUGCACAUAUAUGGGUACUCCACCGAUUUCAGUGACAUGGAAGAAAAAUGGAGUUAACAUAAUGCACUCUGAAAAGUGUAGCAUCACCACUACAGAAACAUCUGCCAUACUGGAAAUCCCUAGCAGUAAACUAGAAGAUCAGGGGCAAUAUUCUUGUCAUAUCGAAAAUGAUUCUGGGAAAGAUAAUUGUCAUGGUGCAAUCACAAUACUAGAACCCCCUUACUUCAUUACACCCUUGGAGCCAGUGCAGGUGACUGUUGGGGAUUCUGCAUCCUUACAGUGCCAGGUUGCUGGAACACCAGAAAUGAUUGUAUCGUGGUACAAAGGCGAUACAAAGCUGAGAGGAACUGCUACUAUGAAAAUGCACUUUAAGAACCAAAUUGCUACUCUGGUUUUCAGCCAGGUAGACAGUAGUGACAGUGGGGAGUACAUCUGCAAAGUAGAAAACACUGUUGGGGAGGCUGCUUCUUCAUCUUUGCUCACAGUUCAAGAGCGUAAACUUCCUCCUUCUUUUACACGAAAAUUAAGAGAUGUUCAUGAAACUGUUGGCUUACCAGUUAUGUUUGAUUGUGGCAUUGCUGGUUCAGAACCCAUCGAAGUAUCUUGGUUUAAAGACGGUGCACGUGUAAAAGAGGACUACAAUGUUCACACAUCCUUCGUAGAUAAUGUAGCAACUCUCCAGAUUUUGAAGACAGAUAGGAGCCUUAUUGGGCAAUAUACCUGCACAGCUACCAAUGCUAUUGGGACUGCUUCUUCUAGUGGCAGGCUUAUCCUUACAGAAGGGAAGACUCCUCCAUUCUUUGACAUCCCACUUACACCUGUGGAUGGUAUUAUUGGAGAAAGUGCUGACUUUGAGUGUCACGUUUCUGGAACACAGCCUAUUAGAGUCACUUGGGCAAAAGAUGACCAAGAGAUUAGAACAGGAAGAAAUUAUCAGAUCAGUUAUGUAGACAAUACAGCCCAUUUGACCAUCUUGAAAGUUGACAGGGGAGAUUCUGGAGUAUAUACAUGCUAUGCUAGCAAUGAAGUUGGAAAGGACUCUUGCACAGCUCAACUGACUGUUAAAGAACGAAAAACUCCUCCUACUUUUACUAAGAAACUGUCUGAAGCCAUAGAAGAAACAGAAGGGAAUGAACUUAAACUUGAGGGUCGUGUUUCUGGCUCUCAGCCUUUGACUGUUGCUUGGUAUAAAAACAAUCAGGAAGUCCAUUCAAGUGCUCACUGUGAAAUAUCUUUCAAAAACAAUACCUUGCUUUUGCAUAUAAAGGUCGUAGAGCAAUCAGAUGCUGGUUUAUAUACCUGUAAAGUGUCCAAUGAAGCAGGAAGCGUGUUGAGUACAUCUUCUGUUGUUAUCAGAGAACCUAAAAAGCCUCCAGUUUUUGACCAGCCUCUUCAGUCAGCAGCAGGAGAGGAAGGUGAUACGAUCCAGCUUAGCUGUCAUGUCCAAGGAUCACAGCCAAUCCGGAUUCAGUGGCUGAAAGCAGGGAGAGAAAUAAGAGCUUCAGACAGAUGCAACUUCAGCUUUGUUAAUGGAGUAGCUCUUCUAGAACUCGCUGCAGUUACCAAAUCCGAUUCAGGAGAAUAUGUAUGCAAAGCUUCAAAUGCAGCUGGCACUGAUACUUGCAAAUCUAAAGUGACAGUUAAAGAAAAACCAGCAGCUGCACCAGCAGCUAAGAAAGCAGAAGUGGAAGGCAAACUUUAUUUUGUGUCAGAGCCUCAGAGUAUCAAAGUCACGGAAAAGACCGUUGCAACAUUUAUGGCAAAAGUUGGAGGAGAUCCAAUUCCAAAUGUUAAAUGGAUGAAGGGAAAAUGGAGGCAACUCAACCAGGGAGGCCGCAUUAUAAUCCAGCAGAGAGGAGAUGAAGCCAAACUAGAAAUAAAGGACACAAUAAAAACUGAUUCUGGCAUGUACAAAUGUGUAGCUUUUAACCAACAUGGUGAAAUUGAGAGGAGUGUAAACCUACAAGUAGAAGAAAGAAAGAAAGAAGUUGUUGAAGAAGGGGAUCUCAGGGCAAAACUAAAAAGCACUCCAACAAAAAAGAAAGAAGAGGAAGAACAACCUAUUGAUAUCUUGGAACUUCUCAAAAAUGUAGAUCCCAAAGAAUAUGAGAAAUAUGCUCGCAUGUAUGGAAUUACAGAUUUCCGUGGCCUCCUGCAAGCCUUUGAGUUACUAAAGCAAACUCAAGCAGAAGAAAGCCAUAGAUUGGAAAUUGAGCUCACAGAAAAAGCUCAAAGGGAAGAUCAGGAGUUUGAUGAACUUGUAGCUUUUAUUCAGCAACGACUCUCACAAACAGAGCCUAUUACUCUGGUCAGAGACAUUGAAAAUCAGACGGUUUUAGCAGAUGAGGAUGCUAUCUUUGAAUGUGAGAUUAAAAUUAACUAUCCAGAAAUUAAACUUUCAUGGUACAAGGGAACCCAGAAACUGGACUCCAAUGACAAAUAUGAAAUUAGAAUUGAAGGUGAUCGCCACAUACUGAGAAUUAGGAACUGUCAGCCUGAGGAUCAGGGAAAUUUCAGAAUAGUGUGUGGACCACACAUUGCCAGUGCCAGGCUAACUGUGAUUGAACCUGCAGUUGAACGGCAUCUUCAUGACACUACUUUCAAGGAAGGAAAAACAUGCACACUGACUUGUCAGUUCUCUAUCCCAAAUGCCAAGUCUCAGUGGUAUAGAAAUGGGAGACCUAUUAAGAUAGGAGGGAGAUAUUCAACGCAAGUCUCUGACAAAGUACACAAACUCAUCAUCAAGGAUGUUAGAACAGAAGACGAAGGACAGUAUACCUGCAAGCUUGACAGUCUAGAAACAACAGCAGAUCUGGCCAUUGAAGCGGAACCAAUUCAGUUCACGAAGAGCAUACAGAACAUUGUUGUGAGUGAACACCAGUCUGCAACCUUUGAGUGCGAGGUGUCCUUUGAUGAUGCAGUUGUGACAUGGUAUAAAGGCCCCACUGAACUGAGAGAGAGUCCCAAGUACAGCUUCAGAAGUGAAGGUCGUUGUCAUUAUAUGACUAUUCACAAUGUUAAUGCAGAAGAUGAAGGUGUAUAUUCCGUAAUUGCUCGUCUUGAACCAAGAGGAGAAGCAAGAAGCACUGCAGAGCUCUAUCUGGUAACCAAAGAAAUCAAACUGGAGUUGAAGCCACCAGAUGUUCCUGAUGCUAAGGUUGCAGUUCCACCUCAAAAACCAGCUGAAGCUGCCCCUAUUCCUAUUCUUCUGCCUCUUGUUCCACCUCCAGAGAAGAAAAAGCCAGAAAAAAAGGUUCCACUAAAGAAAGUCCCCCAAAAGGUGGUUAAAAAAGUUCCUGAAGAAGUCCCACCACCUAAAGUUCCUGAGGUGCUGCCAGAGAAGCCCAAAGAGGUCAAAAUAACAUCCAUGGCAAGGAGAGAAGAGAUACAUGAAGAAAAGAAGGAAAUAUAUGAAAUGCCUAAAGAAACUUAUGAAGAAUGGGAAGAAGAUUAUGGUGAAGACCAUGAUUAUUAUGUCAAGGAAGAAGGCUACGAUGAAGGGGAAGAGGAAUGGGAAGAAACUUAUGAGAAAAGAGAAGUGACUUAUGAAGAAAAAAGAGUUAUUCAUGAAGAAGUGGUUGAAGUUCCUAAGAAACCUGUGCCUGAGCGAAAACCACCAGCAAUUACAGCUGAAAAGAAGGAAAAGAAGGAAGUAACAGUUCAAAAAGUUGUCAAGAAGCCAGUCGAUGAAAAAGUGGAGAUGACCACUCAGAGGGUUACAGAAGAAAAAGUCAAACGAGCUGAGGUUACCAAGAAAGUUGUACCACCAAAACCUACACCAAUGGUCAUUGAGGAAAAAGUUAUGAAAAAGGAAGUACCAACAGUAGAAACAUGGACUGUUUCAGAAGAAAAGAUGUCAGUUUCUGUCCACAGAGAAGAAGAGUAUUCAUAUGAUACAGAGCCACCAGAGCAUGAGAAAACAGCUGAAGAAAGAUUCUAUGAAGCUGUUUACCCACUUGAAGCACAAAGGGAAGUUGAGGAGGAGGAAGAAUUCAUUUCUACAGAACUGGAGAUCCCUCAUGUUGAAGUGCCUGAGGUACCAAAGAGGCGUGUUCCAGAAGAAAGAAAGCCUAUUCCUGUCCCUAAAACAGAAGCUCCAUCGGCUAAAGUGCCUGAAGUCCCUAAGAAACCUGUUCCAGAAAAGAAAGUUGCUGUUGCUAAAAAGGAGGUGGCUCCCCCAGCAAAAGUGCCAGAGGUGCCUAAGAAAGCUCCCCCAGAGAAAAAAAUUGAUGUUCUAAAAAGAGAGGAAGCUCCAACACCUAAAGUGCCUGCAGUUCCUAAGAAACCUAUCCCUAAAGAGAAAGUAUCUCCUGCUGUUCCUAAAAAAAUUGAGGCUCCUCCACCUAAAGUGCCCGAACUGCAGAAGAAAGCCACUUUUGAAGAAAGAGUACUUAUUACUGAAGAAAGAAUAUCUGUUGCCAUUCCAGAGGAAAUCCCACUACCUGAAGAACCAACAGUAGAAGAAUGGUCUGAAGAAGAAACAGAGGAAGUAUCUGUCUCCAUUCACAGAGAAGAGGUUUCUGAAGUGACUGAAGAAGAGUCUUACUACAUAGAGGAAACAGUAACAGUUCCUAAAAGAGAGGAAGCCCCAGCCACAAAAGUGCCUGAGAAGUACAGGAAAGUUGUCCCUGAACCAAAAGUCCCCACUGCUCCUAAGGAAGCUCCAGGAGUUAAAGUUCCUGAAGUUCAUAAGAAAGCAGUUCCUAAAGAGAAAGUACCUGUCCCUCUGUCUAAAAAAAUGGUGGCUCCACCAGCAAAAGAACCUGCAGAAAAACAGGUGCCCACUUUUCAGAUCGAAGUUGAAGAACCUCCAGCAACCAAAGUGACUGAAGUGCACAGGAAAAUUAUCACAGAAGAAAAAGUUGCAGUUGCUAGAAAAGAGGAGGCUCCACCAAAAAAAGUGCCAGCAGUGCCCAAGAAAGCUGUGCCAGAAGACAAAGUACCUGUUCCAAUUUCACGGAAAGUGGCAGCUCCACCAGCUAAAGUGCAAGAAGUGCAAAAGAAAGUUGCCAGAGAAGAAAGAGUAUCCGUUGCUGUUCCAAAAAGAAAAGUGUCUCCACCACCAGAAGUACCAACAGAAGAAGAACACUGGGCUAUUUCAGAGGAAGUAUCCAUUUCUCUCCACACAGAAAAGGAGAUUUCAUACACAGUGCCUGAUGUACCAGAGAGAGCUAUCCUUGAAGAAAGAGCACCAAUUUAUCCUCCUAAAAAAAUGGCAAGACCACCAGCCAAAGUGCCUGAAGUACGCAAGACAGUUGUCCGAAAAGAAAAAGCAUAUGUCGAAGUUCCUCAGUAUGAAGAGGAAGAAGAAAUUCCAAAAUAUGAGGAGGAAGAAACCACCAGAUAUGAGAAGGAAGUAAUCCACUACGAGGAGGAAGUUCACCGUUAUGAAGAAGUUAGUCACUAUGAGGAAGAAGUUCCUCAGUAUGAAGAGGAAGAAGUCACACAUUAUGAAGAAGAAGCUGCUUAUUAUGGAGAGGAAGUUGCUGAAUAUGAGGAGGAAGAGUCAGAGGUUCCUCAGUAUGAAGAGGAGGCUCCCCCACCAGUUAGAGUGCCUGAGGUUCCCAAGAGGCCUGUUCCAGAAGAAAAAAUACCUAUUAUGAAGAAAAAAGAAGCUCCUCCAGCAAAAGUGCCCGAGGUGCCAAAGAAACCUGUACCUGAAAAGAAAGUCCAAGUGCCAAAGAAGGAAGCUCCCCCAGCUAAAGUUCCAGAAGUGCCAAAGAAACCUGUUCCAGAAGAGAGGGUUCCUAUUCCUGUACCAAAAAAGAAGGAAGUUCCACCAGCCAAAGUGCCUGAAGUACCAAAGAAACCUGUGCCAGAAGAGAAGGUACUUGUCCCAGUGCCUAAAAGAGUGGAAGAGCCUCCAGCAGCCAAAGUGCCUGAAGUGCCCAAGAAAGUUCCAGAAAAGACAGUACCUGUCCCUGUACGUAAAAAGCCAGAACCUCCACCAGCCAAAGAAAUACCAAGACCUCCCAGUGAAGAGGUACAUGCUUUUGCUCCUGAAGAAGAAGAGGAAGAGGAAAACGUUCCAGAGGUACCAGCAAGAGUGCCAGAGGUGCCCAAGAGAGCUGUCCUAGAAGAAAAAGUACCUGUUGCAGUUCCUAAAGUAAAGAAAAUUGCACCGUCUAAAGUGCCUGAGGUGGCAAAGAAAGUUGUGUCUGAAGAAAAGGUUCCCAUUUUUGUUCCUGAGGAAGAAGGAGAGGAAACUAUUCCAGAAGAAACUGUACCAGCAAAAGAGCCAGAGAUUCCUAAGAAACCUGUCCCAAAAGAAAAAAUUCCUGUACCCACUCCUGAGAAACUGGAGCUUCCUCCAGCAAAAGUGCCUGAGAUGCCUAAGAAACCCAUUCCUGAAGUAAAAGAACCUGUUCCUAAAAAGGUGCCAGCUCCAUCAGCCAAAGUACCCAAGAUGACUAAGAAGGUUACACCUGAAGAGAAGGUGCUUGUUGCUCCCCCUGAAAAAGUGGAGGUUCCAGCUCCAAAAGUCACGGAGGUGCGUAAAAGAGCUGUUGCAGAAGAGAAAGUACCAGCUGCUGUGCCCAAACCCAAAGAACCAACACCGACUAAAGUGCCCGAAGUAUCCAAGAAACUUGUCCGGAAAGAAAAAGUCACUGCUCCUGCUCCUGCCCCUGCAAUGGAGAAGUAUGAAUACACAUAUGAAGAGUAUGAGAAGUAUGAGACAUAUGAAAGCAUUGAAGAGUUUGAGCAGAUUCAGGAAGCUGAAGAAAUUGAGGCAUAUGAGGAACCUGAAGAACCUGAGGGAUAUAGGGAGAUUCAGGAACAGGAAUAUGCAGAGGAGGCCGAGGAAAAAGAUAUCUAUGGAAAGUACGAAUUUAAGGAGAAAGAAGAGAUCUAUGAGAAAUAUGAGGAGGUAUAUGAGGAGGCUUACGAAAUCCAACCAGCUAUAGUGCCUGAGUUGCCCAAAAGACCUCUGCCAGAAGAAAAAGUACCUGUUCCUAAAAGAGAAGCUCCACCAGCCAAAGUGCCAGCGGUGCCAAAGAAACCUGUUCCAAAAGAAAAAGUACCACCUCCUGUUCCUAAAAAGGAGACGACUCCACCAGCUAAAGGACCAGACGUUCUCAAAAGAACUGUCCCUGAAGAAAAGAAACCUACACGUACACCUGAAAUAGAAGUUCCACCGAAGAAAGUUCCUGAGUUUCAUAAGAGAGCUGUCCUUGAAGAGAAAGUACCCAUCAUUAUCCCUAGAGAAGAGGAGCCUCCUUUCUAUGAAGAACCUGAAGAUUAUGGAGAAGUUCCAACAGAAGAAAAAGUCUCUUUUAUUAUUCCUACUGAACCAGAAGCUCCAACAGCUAAAGUGACAAAGAAAACUGUCCCACUUAAGAAAAUACCUGCUACUGUACCUACAGAAGAAACUCCUCCAGCUAAAGUUCCUGAAGUACCAAAGAAAACUGUCCACAAAGAGAAAAUACCUCCUGCUCCACAUAAAGAAGAACCUUCACACUUUACAGUACAUGAAGUGUAUGAGGAGAUGCACAUAGAAGAAGAAAUUUCUACUGUUCAACAAAAAGAGGAGGCUCCAGCACCUAGAGUACCCACGGUCAUUAAGAAAGCUCGUCCAGAAGUGCCUGUUGCUGUGCCUAAAGAACCAAAACCUACUCCUGUGAUUAAAAAACCAGAACCUACUCCUGUGUCUAAAGAACCAAAACCUACUCCUGUGCUUAAAAAACCAGAACCUACUCCUGUGUCUAAAGAACCAGAACCUACUCCUGUGCCUAAAAAACCAGAACCUACUCCUGUGCCUAAAAGACCAGCAUCUCCACCAUCUAAAGUGCCAGAGGUGCCCAAGAAAAUUCCAGAAGAGAAAGUAGCCACUGCUGUCCCUAGAAAACCAGAACCACCACCAGCCAAAGUGCCUGAGGUGCCCAAGAAAGUGAUUUCAGAAGAAAAAAUACACAUUGAAGUUCCUAAAAAACCAGAACCUGCACCACCUACUAAAGAACCAGAGGUGCCAAAGAAAGUUGUUCCAGAAAAGAAAAUACCUGUGCCUAAAAUACCAGAACCUGUGGUUGUCCCAGAACCAGAGGCUGCACCUGAAGAACCAGAACCUCUACCAAAAGAAGUGCUGCCACCUGAAAAGAAGGUCCCUGAAAAGCGAAAACCACCACCACCUGCUCCACCAACAGAAGAUAUUAAACUGGCAAAAGAUCUACUUAAAGCUCCUGAAUCAAGGAAGAAAGCUGUGACUGCAAAACCUGGUGAGCCUCCGAAAUUGGAACCCCCACCUGCUAAAGUGCCUGGACUUGUAAAGAAACCUCGCAAAGUAAUUCCUGAGGUUACUCCUCCACCAAAAGAAGAAGUUGUUUUGAAAAGAGUUCUUAAAAAGAAACCUGAAGAGGAAGAACCUAAACCAGAAAAAGAGCCUAAACCAGAAGUUAAACCAGUACCUACCCCAGUAGAAAAAAUUAAGAAACCUGAAGUUCCAGAAGUUCCUAGGAAGAAAACUGAGAUACCUGCCAUAAAAAAAGAGGAGAAACAUGUGCCUGAACCACCAAAAGAAACUAAGCAAGCAAUUGUGCCACCUCCUGAGCCUGAACCUAAACCUGCAGUAGCUCUAAAAUCUCCAAAACCGGCUGCAGAACCAGCACCUGCUGUUACUGCUCCAGUGACAGCCCCAGUUGUUGGAAAGAAAGCAGAGGCCAAGCCACCAAAGGAAGAAGCUCCGAAGGGUAUCAGUCCAGUCAAAGCCAAGAAGACACCUUCACCAGCAGAUGCAGAAAGAAGGAAACUCAGACCAGGCAGUGGUGGUGAAAAACCUCCUGAAGAGCCUCCAUUCACUUACCAACUUAAGGCUGUACCACUGAAGUUUGUCAAGGAGAUGAAAGAUAUAGUGCUAAAAGAAGCUGAGUCUGUUGGGUCUUCUGCAAUCUUUGAAGUCCUUAUUUCACCAUCCACUGCAAUUACCAGCUGGAUGAAAGAUGGAAGUAACAUCCGAGAGAGCCCAAAACACAAGUUUAUUGCUGAUGGCAAAGAUAGGAAGCUGCAUAUUAUUGAUGUCCAGCUGUCUGAUGCUGGUGAAUAUACUUGUGUAUUACGACUGGGAAACAAAGAGAAGACCUCUACAGCCAAACUCAUUGUUGAAGAGCUCCCAGUGCGGUUUGUGAAAACACUUGAAGAAGAAACUACUGUCAUUAAAGGCCAGCCACUGUACUUGACGUGUGAGCUUAACAAAGAAAGAAAUGUGGUCUGGAGAAAGGAUGGUAGAAUCAUCAAAGCCAAACCUGGGAAAUUUGCACUGGGUGUUAUUGGUUUGUCACAUUCUCUCACGGUCACUGAUUCAGAUGAUGCUGAUGCUGGCACUUACACUGUUACUGUGGAAGACUCUGAGCUGUCAUGCUCAUCUUGUGUUAAGGUAGUAGAGAUUAUAAGGGACUGGUUAGUAAAACCCAUAAGAGACCAGCAUGUUAAACCAAAAGGAACAGCUACUUUCAGCUGUGACAUUGUCAAGGAUACACCAAACAUUAAAUGGUUUAAAGGAGAUGAGGAAAUUCCUGCUGAACCCACUGACAAGACAGAAAUCUUGAAAGAAGGAAAUAAAAUUUUCCUGAAAAUCAAGAAUGCUGGCCCUGCUGAUGUUGGAGAAUAUUCAGUGGAAGUUGAAGGUCGCAGAUACCCAGCUAAACUGACCCUUGGUGAACGUGAAGUUGAACUUCUGAAGCCAUUAGAGGAUGUUACAGUUUAUGAGAAAGAAACAGCAAACUUUGAUACAGAAAUAUCUGAGGAUGAUAUUCCUGGUGAAUGGAAGCUGAAAGGAGAAAUUCUGAGACCUUCACCUACAUGUGAAAUCAAAGCUGAAGGAGGAAAACGCUUCCUAACCUUACACAAAGUCAAGUUAGAGCAAGCUGGUGAAGUCCUUUAUCAGGCACUUAAUGCUGUUACUACAGCUAUCCUGACAGUAAAAGAAAUUGAAUUGGACUUUGCUGUGCCCCUGAAAGAUGUUACUGUUCCUGAGAAGCGCCAAGCAAGGUUUGAGUGUGUCCUUACCAGAGAAGCCAAUGUUAUAUGGUCUAAGGGCACUGAUAUACUCAAGAUUGGAGAAAAAUUUGACAUCAUUGCAGAUGGAAAGAAGCAUAUUCUUGUUAUCAAUGAUUCACAGUUUGAUGAUGAGGGAGAGUACACUGCUGAAGUUGAUGGCAAGAAGAGCACAGCAAGACUGUUUGUGGAAGGUGUGAGACUGAAGUUCAUAUCACCUCUACAGGAUCAAACAGUGAAAGAAGGGGAAACAGCUCACUUUCAAUUUGAGCUUUCUCAUGAAGAUAUGCCAGUGAAAUGGUACAAAAAUGACAAGAGACUUCAUACAAGCAGAACAGUUUUUAUUACUUCAGAAGGCAAAGUUCAUAAAUUAGAAAUGAGAGAAGUAACACUUGAUGAUAUCUCUGAAAUAAAGGCCGUAGUCAAGGACAUGAACACACAAGCCAACCUCAAAGUCUUAGAGGCCGAUCCAUAUUUCACUGUGAAGUUACAAGACUACAGUGCUGUAGAGAAAGAUGAUAUUACUCUGGAGUGUGAACUUAGCAAAGAUGUGCCAGUAAAAUGGUAUAAAGAUGGUGAAGAACUAGUAGCUUCCAACAGAAUUUCCAUAAAAACGGAUGGCUUGCGCCGUAUCCUGAAGAUCAAGAAAGCUGCAGAGAGUGAUAAGGGUGUUUACGAGUGUGACUGUGGAACCGACAAGACAAGUGCUAAUAUCCGCAUUGAGUCUCGCAUAAUUAAAGUGGAACGUCCACUGUAUGGAGUGGAGGUAUUUGUUGGUGAAACAGCACGCUUUGAAAUUGAGAUUUCUGAGCCUGAUGUCCAUCCUGUAUGGAAGCUAAAGGGAGAAACCCUAACACCUUCUCCUGACUGUGAAAUCAUUGAAGAUGGGAAGAAGCAUAUUCUUGUCCUUCAUAACUGCAACCUUGAUAUGACUGGAGAAGUGUCUUUCCAAGCUGCUAAUGCUAAAAGUGCUGCUAAUCUGAAAGUGAAAGAAUUACCUCUCAUCUUUAUCACUCCACUAAGUGAUGUGAAGGUCUUUGAGAAGGAUGAAGCUAAGUUUGAAUGUGAGGUAUCCAGAGAACCCAAGACUUUCCGCUGGUUGAAAGGAACAGAAGAGAUCACUCCUGAUGAAAGAUUUGAAAUUGUUUCAGACGGAACAAAGCAUGCUCUGAUUAUUAAAUCUGUUGCCUUUGAGGAUGAAGUUAAAUAUACAUUUGAAGCUGAGGAUAAAAGAACAAGUGCCAAGCUAAUUAUUGAAGGUAUCCGCCUGAAAUUCAUUACUCCUCUUAAGGAUGUAACCAAAAAGGAACGAGAAACUGCAGAGUUCACUGUGGAACUCUCUCAUGAAAAUAUCUCUGUUGCCUGGUUCAAGAAUGACCAACGACUACAUACCAGCAAAGUGGUUUCAAUGACAGAUGAUGGCAAAUUCCAUACACUCACAAUUAAAGAUCUUACUAUUGAUGACACUUCUCAGAUUAAAGUAGAAGCUAUGGGCAAAUCCUCAGAAGCUAAACUCACUGUUCUUGAGGGAGACCCUUACUUCACUGGGAAGCUGCAGGAUUACACUGCCGUGGAGAAAGAUGAAGUAAUCUUACAAUGUGAAAUCAGCAAAGCAGAUGCCCCAGUGAAGUGGAUGAAGGAUGGCAGUCCAAUUACUGCAUCAAAGAAUGUUGUUAUUAAGGCUGAUGGUAAAAAGAGAAUCCUUAUUCUCAAGAAAGCUUUGAAGAAAGACAUUGGACAGUACACUUGUGACUGUGGUACUGAUCAAACCUCUGCUAAACUCAAUAUUGAAGACCGGGAUAUUGAGAUUGUACGACCAUUAUACAGUGUGGAGGUGAUCGAGACAGAGACUGCCCGUUUUGACAUUGAAAUCUCCGAGGAAGGUGUCCAUGGGAAUUGGAAGCUAAAAGGAGAACCCCUUACUGAAUCAACUGAAUGUGAAAUCAAGGAAGAAGGCAAAAAGCACUUCCUCACACUGUACAAUGUACGCUUAGAUCAAGCUGGUGGAGUAGAUUUCCAAGCAGCAAAUGCCAAGUCUGGUGCUCACCUUCGAGUGAAACCUCGAGUAAUUGGCUUGCUGAGACCCCUCAAGGAUGUAACAGUGACAGCUGGGGAAUCAGCAACCUUCGAUUGUGAACUCUCUUACGAGGGAAUCCCAGUAGAGUGGUUCCUGCAAGGAAAGAAAUUGGAGCCCAGUGAUAAGGUUGUGACACGUGCUGAAGGGAGAGUUCACACACUUGUUCUGAGAGACGUCAAAUUAACAGAUGCAGGAGAGGUAUCACUGACAGCAAAAGAUUUCAGAACUCAAGCAAAUCUUUUUGUGAAAGAACCCCCUGUUGAAUUUACUAAACCACUUGAGGACCAGACUGUUGAAGAGGAGGCCACUGCAAUACUGGAAUGUGAAGUUUCCAGGGAAAAUGCAAAAGUUAAAUGGUUCAAAAAUGGAGAAGAAAUUCACAAAUCGAAGAAGUAUGAUAUAAUUUCUGAUGGCAGAGUCAGAAAACUCAUCAUCCAUGGCUGCACACUGGACGAUGCAAAAACAUAUAGCUGUGAUGCUAAGGAUUUUAAGACAUCAUGUUUUCUCAAUGUAGAACCUAUUCGUGUUGAGUUCCUGAAACCUCUAACUGACCUUGAGGUUAAAGAAAAACAAUCUGCUCGGUUUGAAUGUGAAAUUUCUCGUCCAGGUGUCAAGGUGAAGUGGUUUAAGGAUGGCAUGGAAAUCAGAAAAGGCAAAAAGUAUGAUAUAAUUUCCAAAGGUGCAGAACACAUUCUUGUUGUCAAUAAAUGUGUCUUUGAUGAUGAAGCUGAAUAUUCCUGUGAAGCAAAAACAGCUCGAACUUCAGGCCUACUUACAGUGAUAGAGGAGGAGGCUGUUUUCACAAAAAAUCUUCCUGAUCUUGAAGUAAACGAAAAUGACACUGUAAAAUUGAUCUGUGAAGUUUCAAGGCCUAAUGCUGAAGUUACUUGGCUUAAAGGAGAUGAAGAGGUACCUGAUGGUGGUAGAUUUGAACACAUUUCUGAUGGUAGAAAGAGAAUUCUUCUUAUACAUAAUGCUCAUCCAGAAGAUGCUGGCAAAUAUACUUGCAAGCUCCCGAGCUCUAGUACAACAGGAAAACUUACUGUACACGAACUUGCAGCAGAAUUUCUUACCAGACCACAAAAUCUUGAGGUGCUUGAAGGAGAAAAAGCUGAAUUUGUCUGUACAGUAUCCAAAGAGGCCAUUGAAGUACAGUGGCUGAGAGGUGACACAGUCCUGGAGCCUGGUGAUAAGUACGACAUCAUUUCAGAUGGCAAGAAGAGGACACUUGUGGUUAAAGACACUAUUCUAGGAGAUACAGGAAUGUACAGCGUCAUGGUUGGUGAAGCUAAAGCUGCAGCACACUUAGGAGUGAUUGAAAAACUCAGAAUUAUAACUCCCCUUAAGGACCAAGAAGUUAAUGAGUGCCAAGAAGUUAUCUUCCACUGUGAAGUUAAUAAAGAAGGUGCCAAAGAGAAGUGGUACAAAAAUGAUGAAGCAAUAUUUGAUAGUGCAAAGUACAUUAUUGUUCAGAAGGGUUUAGUUUACACUCUCAGAAUCAGAGACGCAGAGCUGAAAGAUCAAGCUACCUACAGCAUUGCACUGUCAAACCAGAGAGGUGAACAGGUCAAAAGCUCUGCUGCCUUAACAGUAUUAGAGGAGGAUCUCAAAAUUGUUGAACCCCUUGAAGACAUUGAGACUAUGGAAAAGAAAACUGUCACAUUCUGGUGCAAAGUCAAUCGCCUUAAUGCAACUCUCAAAUGGACAAAGAAUGGCGAAGAGAUCGCAUUCGACAGGCGCAUUUUGUACAAAAUUGAUAAAUUCAAACACUCGUUGAUCAUUAAAGACUGUGGGUUUAUAGAUGAAGGUGAAUACACUGUUACUGCUGGACAAGACAAAUCUGUUGCAGAGCUUCUCAUCACAGAAGCACCAGCAGACUUCACUGAACAUCUUCAGGACCAGACUGUCACUGAAUUUGAUGAUGCUGUCUUUACAUGCCAGCUUUCCAAAGAGAAAGUCAGUGUAAAAUGGUACAGAAAUGGAAGAGAAAUCAAAGAAGGCAAAAAAUACCAGUUUGAAAAGGAUGGAAAUCUGCACCGAUUAAUCAUAAAAGACUGUAGACUAGAUGAUGAGUGUGAAUAUUCCUGUGGAGUGGAUGACAGGAGAUCUAGAGCAAGACUCUUUGUUGAAGAAAUCCCGGUUGAGAUUAUCCGACCACCACAAGAUAUUUAUGAAGUUCCUGGUGCAGAUGUCAUCUUCAUGGCUGAAUUGAACAAAGAUGGUGUGGAGGUCAAGUGGCUGAGAAACAACAUGAUUAUCAUCCAAGGUGACAAACAUCAGAUGAUGAGUGAAGGGAAGGUCCACAGGCUGCAGGUUUGCGAGAUAAAGCCCCGUGACCAAGGGGAAUACAGAUUUAUCGCCAAAGAUAAGGAAGCUAGAGCUAAGCUUGAAUUAGCCGCUGCACCUAAAAUCAAGACUGGUGAUCAAAAUCUUGUGGUUGAUGUUGGGAAGCCUUUAACUAUGACUGUCCCAUACGAUGCCUACCCAAGAGCAGAAGCUGAAUGGUCAAAAGCAGGGGAAAGUCUGCCCACAACAACUGUUGAUACAACAACUGACUGCACUACCUUCAAAAUUUUUGAAGCAAAGAAAUCAGAUAAGGGAAGGUACAAGGUUGUGCUUCGAAACAAACAUGGGCAGGCAGAAGCAUUCAUCAGUGUAGAGGUCAUUGAUGUUCCAGGUCCAGUUAGAAACUUGGAAGUCACUGAAACUUAUGAUGGUGAAGUUGGUCUCGCCUGGCAAGAACCAGAAAGUGAUGGUGGAAGUAAAAUCAUAGGCUAUGUUGUUGAAAGACGUGAUAUUAAGCGUAAAACCUGGAUUACGGUCACAGAUCGUGCUGAAAAUUGUGAAUACACUGUUACUGGACUUCAAAAAGGAGGAGUUGAGUACCUCUUCCGUGUUAGUGCACGCAACAGAGUGGGUACUGGUGAGCCAGUGGAAACAGACACACCUGUGGAAGCUAAGAGCAAAUUUGAUGUUCCUGGUCCUCCUCAAAACGUAGAAGUUAGUGAUGUGAACAGGUUUGGAGCCACACUUAGCUGGGAACCACCUGAGUAUGAUGGAGGAUCUCCAAUAACUGGCUACGUUAUUGAACUGCGUAACAAAGGUUCCAUCAGAUGGGAGCCAACUAUGACCACAGGAGCUGAUGAAUUGUCAGCUCUCCUGACUGAUGUUGUGGAAAAUGAAGAAUAUUUCUUCAGAGUAAGAGCUCAAAACAUGGUUGGAGUUGGCAAACCAAGUCCUGCUACACGUGCAGUAAAAAUUAUGGACCCAAUUGAGAGACCAAGUCCUCCCAUUAACCUUGAGCAUUCAGAUCAAACUAAGUCAUCAGUUCAGCUCACAUGGGAACCUCCUCUUGAAGAUGGAGGAAGUCCAAUCUUGGGCUAUAUUGUUGAAAGGCAAGAAGAAGGAACGGACAAGUGGAUUCGUUGUAACCCAAAACUAGUACCUGCUCUUACUUUUAAGGUAACUGGAUUGAAACAAGGAUCCAGUUAUUACUACAGAGUCUCAGCAGAAAAUGCAGCUGGUGUGUCUGACCCAGCAGAGGCUAUUGGACCGUUAACUGCAGAUGAUACUUUUGUUGAACCUACAAUGGACCUAAGUGCAUUUAAAGAUGGGCUGGAAGUUAUUGUUCCAGAGCCAAUCAAGAUCCGUGUUCCUAUCACUGGCUAUCCUGUUCCAACUGCCACCUGGUCUUUUGGUGAUCAAGUCUUAGAAGAGGGUGAUCGUGUAAAAAUGAAGACCACUGCCUCCUUUGCAGAACUUGUAAUUACUCCGAGUGAACGUCCAGACAAGGGAAUUUAUUACUUAGCAUUAGAAAACCCUGUGUCAUCUGUUUCAGGAGAAAUUAAUGUUAAUGUCAUUGCUCCUCCAAGUGCACCAAAAGAACUUCAAGUUUUAGAAGUACUCAAGACUACAGUACAGUUGUCAUGGGAACCUCCAGAAGAUGAUGGUGGAAGUCCAGUUACUGGCUAUGUAAUUGAAAAACGUGAAGUAAGCCGGAAAACAUGGAGCAAAGUUAUGGAUCAUAUUGUUGACCAUGAGUUCACUGUACCUGACCUCGUCCAAGGAAAAGAAUAUUUAUUUAGAGUUUCUGCAUGCAAUAAAUGUGGCCCUGGAGAACCUGCAUAUAUUGAUGAACCUGUAAAUAUGUCAACACCAGCAACGGUGCCUGACCCACCGGAAAAUGUUAAAUGGAGAAAUCCAACAUCAAAAGGAAUCUUCCUGACCUGGGAGCCUCCAAAAUAUGAUGGCGGUGCCCGCAUUAAGGGUUAUCUGGUAGAAAAAUCCCAACGUGGCACAGACAAGUGGGAGAUAUGUGGGGAGCCUGUUAUUGAAACGAAAAUGGAAGUAACAAAGCUCCUGGAAGGAGAGUGGUAUGCAUAUCGGGUUAAGGCUCUGAACAGAAUAGGAGCUAGCAGGCCAAGCAAGCCAACUGAUGAUAUUCAGGCCAUUGAUGCAAAAGAGGCUCCAGAAAUUUUCUUAGAUGUGAAGCUUCUUGCUGGACUUACUGUGAAAGCUGGAACUAAAAUUGAGCUACCAGCUAAAGUAACUGGAAAACCUGAGCCCCGGAUUACUUGGACCAAGGCUGACAAAAUUUUGAGACCUGACAACAGAAUCACCAUUGAAAGCCAGCCUAAUCAAUCCACAGUGACCAUUACAGACAGCAAAAGGAGUGACAGUGGAACCUAUAUUAUAGAAGCUGUAAAUUCCAGUGGACGUGCUACUGCUGUUGUUGAAGUUAAUGUCCUCGAUAAACCUGGUCCACCAGCUGCAUUUGAUGUAACAGAAAUCACAAACGAAUCCUGCCUUCUAACAUGGAAUCCUCCACGAGAUGAUGGGGGUUCUAAAAUUACCAACUAUGUCCUUGAGAAGAGAGCUACAGACAGUGAAAUAUGGGACAAGUUGUCAUCAACUAUUAAGGAUACAAAAUUCAGAGCUACCAACUUAACUCCUCAUAAAGAAUAUGUGUUCCGAGUCAGUGCUGAGAACAUGUAUGGUAUUGGGGAGCCAGCACAGUGUAACCCCAUCAUUGCCAAAUAUUCAUUUGAUCCACCAGGCCCUCCAACAGGUCUCAAGCCUACAGAGGUCACUAAAGAUUCAGUCACUUUAACAUGGAAUGAACCAGAUGAAGAUGGUGGCAGCCCCAUAACUGGCUACUGGGUUGAAAGAUAUGAUCCUGAGCAGGAUAAAUGGAUAAAAUGCAAUAAAAUGCCAGUGAAAGAUACAACAUUCAAAGUUAAAGGUCUUACAAACAAGAAGAAAUAUAAGUUCCGUGUCUUGGCAGAGAAUCUUGCAGGACCUGGAAAACCAAGCAAGGAAACAGAGCCAAUCUUAGUGAAAGAUCCAAUUGAUCCACCAUGGCCUCCUGGAAAGCCCACUGUGAAAGAUAUUGGCAAGACAUCAUUGACCCUGAACUGGACAAAGCCAGAACAUGAUGGAGGGGCAAAGAUUGAAUCUUACGUCAUUGAGCUGUUAAAGACUGGAACAGAUGAGUGGGUGAGAGUGGCUGAAGGAGUUCCCACAACUGAACACUUCCUCAAAGAUCUUAUGGAGAAACAAGAAUAUUCAUUCCGUGUAAGAGCUGUGAACAAGGCUGGCGAGAGUGAGCCCAGUGAACCCAGUGACCCCGUGCUGUGCAAGGAGAGACUCUAUCCUCCUUCACCACCUCGCUGGCUUGAAGUUAUUAAUAUUACUAAAAACACAGCAGAUCUUAAAUGGACAGUACCAGAAAAAGACGGGGGUUCCCCAAUUACCAACUACAUUGUUGAAAAAAGAGAUGUAAGGCGAAAAGGUUGGCAGACAGUUGAUACAACAGUGAAAGAUACCAAGUACACAGUGAGCCCGCUGACUGAAGGCUCAUUGUAUGUGUUCCGUGUGGCUGCUGAAAAUGCCAUUGGACAGAGUGACUACUGUGAAAUUGAAGACUCAGUGCUUGCUAAAGAUACUUUCACAACCCCAGGGCCUCCAUAUGCCCUUACAAUAGCUGAAGUGAAAAAAGAUCAUGUUGACUUGAAGUGGGAACCACCUAAGAAUGAUGGUGGCAGACCGAUUCAAAGAUAUGUUAUUGAAAAGAAAGAAAAACUGGCCACACGCUGGGUAAAAGCUGGCAAGACAGCUGGUCCAGAUUGCAAUUUCAGAGUGACAGAUGUCAUUGAAGGUACAGAUGUACAGUUCCAGGUUCGUGCAGAAAAUGAAGCUGGUUGUGGUCAUCCCAGUGAACCAACUGACCUCAUUCAUAUUGAAGAUCCAACAAGCCCUCCUUCACCUCCUCAAGAUUUACAUGUCACAGAUGCAGGCCGAAAUCACAUUUGCAUUGCAUGGAAACCUCCUGAGAAGAAUGGUGGAAGUCCUAUUAUUGGGUAUAAUGUUGAGAUGUGUGAAGCAGGAACAGAAAAAUGGAUGCGAAUCAAUUCUCGUCCAAUAAAAGAUCUAAAAUGUAAAGUGGAGGAAGGUGUGGUUCCAGACAAGGAAUAUGUGCUAAGAGUCAGAGCUGUCAAUGCUGUUGGAGCUAGUGAGCCAUCAGACAUCUCAGAAAAAGUUGUUGCCAAAGACCCAGACUGCAAUCCAACCAUUGAUCUACAAACUCGUGACAUUGUUGUUGUUAAAGGACAGAAAUUAAGUAUCCCUAUACCCUUCAGAGCUGUUCCAUCCCCAACUAUAACAUGGCACAAAGAUGGCAAAGAGUUGAAAGCUGGUGACAGAACAUCAAUGAAGAGUGACUACACCUCUGCAUUGCUCGAAGUCGUAGACAGUGUUCAUGCUGAUGCUGGUGUUUAUACUAUCACACUGGAGAAUAAGCUGGCAUCAACGACUGGCUCAGUCAAUGUCAAAGUCAUAGGUCCACCUGGGCAGUGUAAAGACAUCAAGGCAAGCGAAGUAACUAAGAAUUCUUGCAAAGUAUCCUGGGAACCUCCAGACUUCGAUGGUGGUACUCCUAUUUUGCAUUACGUCCUAGAACGCAGAGAAGCAGGUCGUAGAACAUAUAUCCCAGUCAUGUCUGGUGAAAAUAAGCUUUCAUGGCAAGUUAAAGACCUUAUCCCAAACUGUGAAUAUUACUUCCGUGUUAAAGCUGUCAAUAAGAUUGGAGGAGGUGAUUAUCUUGAACUAAGAAACCCAAUCAUUGCAGAAGACCCAAAACAGCCUCCAGAUCCACCUGUUGACCUUGAGGUCCAUAAUCCAACAUCAAAAUCAGUAACACUUACAUGGAAACCACCCCUGUUUGAUGGUGGAAGCAAAAUUAUGGGCUAUAUAAUAGAAAAACUCGCAAAGGGCAAAGAGAGGUGGGAGAGAUGCAAUGACUAUCUGGUACCCUUACUAACUUAUCCAGUGAAAGGCCUCGAGGAAGGAAAGGAAUAUCAGUUUCGUGUUCGUGCUGAGAAUGCUGCUGGCAUCAGUGAACCUUCUCGGAUUACUCCUUUCGUUAAAGCUGUGGAUCCUAUUGAGGCUCCAAAAGUCUUCCUUGCUGCAAACCUACAGUCUGGCCUUGAAGUGAAAAGAGGUGAUGAGAUCAUACUUGAGGCACAUAUUUCAGGGUCACCUUACCCAUCUAUCACUUGGCUGAGGAAUGAUGAAAUUGUCAGACCAGAGGAUAUCAAAAAGAGAAUAACAACACCAAAGAAGAAGGGUGAAGCUGUAGAAGAGAAACCUUUCCAGCUGUCACUGCCAGAACGUUUGAGCGUUGACAACCAUAAAGAAGGGGAGUCUGUACUAUCAAUUCGUGACUCCAUCAGAGCUGACCAUGGCACAUUUACAAUUAAAGUAGAAAAUGAUCAUGGUGUUGCAAAAGCCUCAUGUGAAGUCAAUGUGUUAGAUAUACCUGGGCCUCCAGUCAACUUUGUAUUUGAAGAUAUCAGGAAAAAUUCUGUCAUCUGCAAGUGGGAGCCUCCUCUUGAUGAUGGCGGAAGUGAAAUCCUAAACUAUGUACUGGAAAAGAAAGACAAUACAAAAGCUGAAAUGGGCUGGGUCACUGUCAGUUCAACACUCAGGCAUUGCAAAUUCCAUGUUACAAAACUGAUUGAAGGAAAAGAAUAUCUCUUCCGUGUAUUUGCUGAAAAUAGAGUUGGAGCAGGGCCACCAUGUGUUUCAAAACCAAUGACAGCUAAAGAUCCUUUCUCUCCACCAGAUGCACCUAAUAAGCCUGAUGUGGAAGAUGUUACCAGCAACAGUAUGCUGGUUAAGUGGAAUGAACCAAAAGAUAAUGGCAGCCCUAUCAUAGGAUAUUGGAUUGAAAAACGUGAAAUUAAUAGUACUCAUUGGGCUCGGGUCAACAGAAGCCUUGUGAAUGCUCUGGAAGUAAAAGUUGAAGGACUACUGGAAGGUUUAACUUAUAUCUUUAGAGUAUGUGCUGAAAAUGCAGCUGGCCCUGGUAAAUUUAGUCCACCAUCAGAUCCAAAAACUGCACAGGACCCAAUAAUGCCACCUGGUCCACCAAUUCCAAGGGUUGCUGAUACAAGUGCAACUUCUAUUGAGCUAGAAUGGGAACCUCCUGUGUAUAAUGGUGGUGGAGAUAUCACUGGUUACCAUGUGUACAAACAACUGAUGGGAGUAAAGGAGUGGUCACGUUGUACAGAGAAACCCAUUAAGGUUCGACAGUACACUGUUACAGAAGUCAGAGAAGGUGCAGAUUAUAAACUCCGUGUUACGGCUCUCAAUGCAGCUGGUGAAGGACCACCUGGUGAAACUGAACCCACAACAGUUGCAGAACCUAAAGAGCCUCCCACUGUUGAGCUAGAUGUUUCUGUCAAAGCAGGCAUUCAGAUCAUGGCUGGGCAAACUAUUAAAAUUCCUGCUAUUGUGACAGGACGUCCUACUCCCACCAUUGCUUGGACUGUGGAGGAUGGUGAACUAGACAAAGAUCGAGUUGUUAUUGAAAAUGUUGGCACAAAAUCUGAGUUAACCAUUAAGAAUGCAUUGAGAAAAGACCAUGGAAGAUAUGUAAUUACUGCUACCAAUAGCAGUGGUUCGAAAUCUGCAGGAACCAGAGUAGAAGUAUUUGACGUUCCUGGACCAGUCCUUGACCUAAAGCCAGUGGUCACAAACAGAAAGAUGUGUUUGCUUAACUGGUCUGAUCCUGAAGAUGAUGGUGGCAGUGAUAUCAUAGGCUUCAUUGUUGAACGGAAGGAUGCCAAAAUGCAUACAUGGAGACUAGCUGUAGACACAGAAAGAUCUAAAUGUGAUAUUACAGGUCUACUUGAAGGGCAGGAAUAUAAAUUCCGUGUUAGUGCCAAGAACAAAUUUGGUACCGGUCCACCUGUUGAAAUAGGGCCCAUUCUUGCAGUUGACCCAUUAGGCCCUCCAACGGCACCUGAGAGGUUCAUGUACACAGAGCGAACAAAAUCAACCAUUACACUUGAUUGGAAGCCUCCGCGUAGUGAUGGUGGCAGUCCCAUCUUAGGGUAUAUUGUUGAGAAGAGGAGACAUGAUUCAAAAGAUUAUGAAAGAGUUAAUGCAAGGCUCUGUCCAAAAACAUCUCUUCUCGUUGACAAACUUGAUGAACUUCAUAUGUAUGAAUUCCGUGUCAAAGCUGUUAAUGAAAUUGGAGAAAGUGAACCAUCAUUGCCCCUCAACGUAGUCAUACAAGAUGAUGAAGUACCUCCAACUGUUACAUUGCGCUUGGCUGUGAGAGGAGAUACUAUCAAAGUCAAAGCAGGAGAACCAGUUAAUAUUCCUGCUGAUGUGACAGGUCUGCCAAUGCCAAAGAUCGAAUGGGACAAGAAUGAAGUUUUAAUUGACCAAACAUCUGAUGCACUUAAGAUAACCAAGGAAGAAGUAUCUAGAAGUGCAGCAAAAACUGAACUUAUCCUGCCUGCAACAGUGAGGAAUGAUAAAGGCACUUACACUGUGAGAGCUUCCAAUCGUCUUGGCACUGCAUUUCGCAAUGUGCACGUCGAAGUGUAUGAUCGUCCUUCUCCACCAAGAAAUCUUACUGUUUCUGAUAUUAAAGCAGAAUCAUGCUAUUUAACAUGGGAUGCACCUCUUGAUAAUGGUGGUAGUGAAAUUACCCAUUACAUUAUUGAGAAACGUGAUGCCAGUAAGAAGAAAUCUGAGUGGGAAGAAGUCUCUACAGGCGUUGUUGAGAGAAGAUUUGGGGUAUGGAAUCUUGCAACAGGUGAAAAAUAUCAAUUUAGAGCCCGAGCUGUAAACAAAUAUGGAAUAAGUGAUGAAUGCCUCUCAGAAAAAGUUGUUAUUAAGGAUCCCUACGGCCUUCCUGGACCUCCUGGAAAGCCAAAAGUUUUAGAUCGCACCAGAUCAUCUAUGCUGGUGACUUGGGAGCCUCCUUUGGACAAUGGUGGCAGCCCAAUAACUGGCUAUUGGUUGGAGAAGAGAGAAGUGGGAGGCGUCUACUGGGCACGUGUCAACAGGGCUCCGGUAACAAAACCAUCAGUAAAAGGUCUACAGCACAAUGUGCUUCGUUUGAUUGAGGGUGUUGAGUACCAGUUCAGAGUUAUGGCUGAAAAUCUUGCUGGAAUUGGCCCUCCCAGUGAACCAUCAGAUCCAGCCUUAGCAGCAGAUCCCAUAUUUGUUCCUGGUCCACCAUCUUGCCCAGAGGUCAAAGACAAAACAAAAUCAUCUGUAGCUCUUGCAUGGAAGCCUCCUCAAAAGGAUGGUGGGAGUCCUAUAAAAGGAUAUAUUGUUGAAAUGCAAGAUGAAGGUAGUACUGACUGGAAGAAGGUGAAUGAAGGAGACAAACUCUUUCCUACUUGUGAAUGCGUUAUCCCCAACUUGAAAGAGCUCAGAAAAUACCGAUUUAGGGUGAAAGCUGUAAAUGCUGCUGGAGAAUCAGAACCAAGUCCUGCAACAUCAGAAAUACCUAUCCAAGAUAUUCUAGAGGAACCAGAAAUCUUCCUUGAUAUUGGAGCACAGGAUUUGCUCUCUUGUCGUGCUGGCACAACGAUUAAAAUCCCAGCUGUUAUCAAGGGUCGUCCAGUUCCAAAAACAUUUUGGGAGUAUGAAGGAAAAGCAAAAACAGCAGCAAAGGAGGGAGGUCAUAAUGUACCUGAAGAAGCUCAGGUGGAAGCAAGUGAUACACGGUCAGAGAUUAUCAUCCCUGAGUGCAACAGAAGUCAUUCUGGACGAUACAGUAUUACAGCAAAGAAUAAAGCAGGACAAAAAACACUGCAUGUCAGAGUCAAUGUGCUUGAUGUCCCCGGUCCACCAAAAGACCUAAAAGUAAGUGAUAUCACAAGAGGUAGCUGUAAACUUUCAUGGAAGAUGCCAGAUGAUGACGGUGGAGACAGAAUCAGAGGCUAUGUUAUAGAAAAAAGAACUAUUGAUGGGAAGGCCUGGACUAAAGUCAAUGCAAACUGUGGCAGUACCUCCUUUGUUGUACCUGAUCUCAUAUCUGGUCAAGAGUAUUUCUUCCGGGUACGUGCAGAAAACCGUUUUGGUGUUGGCCCUCCUGCAGAAACCAUCCAACGGACCACAGCCAGGGAUCCCAUUCAUCCUCCUGAUCCGCCUAUUAAACUAAGGAUUGGCCUUGUAACCAAGAACACAGUGAGCUUGACGUGGAAACCACCAAAGAAUGAUGGUGGAGCUCCAGUUACACAUUAUAAUGUUGAAUGUCUCCGCUGGGAUCGUACUGGAGAAGUGAAAGAGUCUUGGAAGCAAUGCAACAGACGUGAUGUGGAAGAAACAAAGUUUACUGUUGAGGAUCUUGUAGAAGGUGGAGAAUACGAAUUCAGAGUCAAAGCUGUAAAUAUAGCAGGUCCUAGCAGACCAUCAGCCACUGUUGGCCCACUUGUUGUCAAAGACCAGACCUGUCCACCAUCUAUUGAGCUUAAAGAAUUUAUGGAGGUUGAAGAAGGAACGGAUGUUAAAAUUGUGGCCAAGAUAAAGGGUGUACCCUUCCCCACAUUAACAUGGCUAAAAGCCUCUCCAAAGAAACCAGAUGACAAAUCCCCAGUGCUCUAUGAUCAACAUGUCAACAAGAUUGUUGAUGAAGAUACUUGCACUUUAUUAAUUCAACAGUCUCGGAGAAAUGAUACAGGCUUAUAUACUAUAACAGCUGUAAAUAAUCUGGGAACUGCUUCAAAGGAGAUGAGGCUCAAUGUUCUGGGUCGUCCUGGACCUCCAGUGGGACCUAUUAAAUUUGAAUCCAUUUUGGCUGAUAAAAUGACAAUAUCAUGGCUUCCUCCAUUAGAUGAUGGUGGUUCUAAGAUUACAAACUAUGUUAUAGAGAAAAAAGAAGCAAAUAGGAAGACAUGGGUAACUGUUACUAAUGAGCCUAAGGAAUGCAUAUUCACUAUUCCCAAGUUGAUGGAAGGCCAUGAGUAUGUGUUCCGCAUUAUGGCACAAAACAAAUAUGGUAUCGGAGAACCUUUGGAUAGUGAGCCAGAAACAGCACGAAAUCUUUUCACUGUUCCUGGACCUUGUGACAAGCCAACAGUUAGCAGUAUAACACGUGACUCAAUGACUGUAAACUGGGAAGAACCAGAACAUGACGGUGGCUCUCCUAUUACUGGUUACUGGUUGGAGCGCAAAGAGACCACUGGAAAGAGAUGGACCAGGGUUAACCGAGAUCCUAUCAAGCCUAUGACACUGGGGGUUUCAUACAAAGUCACAGGUCUUAUUGAGGGCUCUGAAUAUCAGUUCCGUGUUUCAGCUAUCAAUGCAGCUGGUGUUGGCCCACCAAGCAUGCCAUCUGAUCCAGCACUUGCUAGAGAUCCUAUUGCCCCACCUGGCCCUCCUAUACCAAAAGUUACUGAUUGGACAAAGUCUUCUGUAGACUUGGAGUGGACUCCACCAAUAAAGGAUGGUGGUUCCAGAGUCACUGGCUACAUUGUUGAGUAUAAAGAGGAAGGAAAGGAAGAAUGGGAACGGGUAAAAGAUAAAGAAAUUAGAGGAACCAAGUUCGUUGUGGCAGGAUUAAAAGAAGGAUGUUUUUACAAAUUUAGAGUUAGAGCAGUGAAUGCUGCUGGCAUCGGAGAACCUGGAGAAGUCACAGAUGUUAUUGAAAUGAAGGACAGAAUUGUGGCUCCUGAUAUUAAUUUGGAUGCAAGUGUCAGGGACAGAAUUGUUGUUCAUGCUGGAGGAGUAAUUCGGAUCAUAGCAUAUGUCUCAGGAAAACCACCUCCAACAGUGACUUGGAGCAGGGAUGACCACGCUUUGCCAGAAGAAGCCAAAAUUGAAGAAACAGCUAUUAGUUCUUCUUUAGUCAUCAAGAAUUGCAAAAGGAGUCACCAAGGUUUAUACACUCUUCUUGCUAAAAAUGACGGUGGUGAGAGGAAGAAGACAAUUAUUGUUGAUGUACUAGAUGUGCCAGGCCCAGUUGGAAUGCCACUCCUUACUGAGAACCUCACCAAUGACUCUUGUAAAUUGUCAUGGUUUACUCCAGAUGAUGAUGGUGGUUCUCCUAUUACCAACUAUAUAAUUGAAAAACGUGAAGCUGACCGCAGAGCUUGGACUCCAGUGAGCUACACAGUUACAAGACAGAAUGCUACUGUUCAGGGACUCAUUGAAGGGAAAGCCUAUUUUUUCCGAAUUGCAGCUGAGAAUCUAAUUGGCAUGGGUCCAUUCACAGAGACAACAAAAGAGAUUGUCAUUAGAGAUCCAAUAACUGUUCCUGACCGUCCAGAAGACCUGGAAGUAAAAGCAGUUACCAAGAACUCUGUUACACUAACUUGGAACCCUCCAAAAUACAAUGGAGGCUCAGAUAUCACCAUGUAUGUUCUAGAGAGCCGUCUCAUUGGUAAAGACAAAUUCCACAAAGUUACAAAGGAGAAAAUGCUUGAUAGGAAAUACACUGUAGAAGGCUUGAAAGAGGGUGACACCUAUGAGUAUCGUGUGAGUGCUUGCAAUAUUGUGGGGCAAGGCAAGCCAUCAUUUUGCACUAAACCAAUCACGUGCAAGGAUGAAAUUGCUCCUCCCACACUUGACCUUGACUUUAGAGACAAACUUAUUGUUCGAGUUGGUGAAGCUUUCAGCCUGACUGGACGUUACUCAGGCAAGCCUGCACCAAAGGUUACUUGGCUAAAGGAUGAUAUUGUUGUGAAAGAAGAUGACCGUAUAAAGAUCAAGACAACUCCUACAACUCUUUGCUUAGGGAUACUAAAAUCAGUCCGUGAAGACACAGGCAAAUAUUGUGUGACUGUAGAGAACAGCACAGGAGCAAGAAAAGGAUUUUGUCAAGUGAAUGUUGUUGAUCGCCCAUCACCUCCAGUAGGCCCAGUUAUAUUUGAUGAAGUCUAUAAAGAUCAUAUGGUAGUUUCCUGGAAACCUCCAUUAGAUGACGGAGGCAGUGAAAUCACAAAUUACAUUAUUGAGAAGAAGGAUACACACAAAGACCUGUGGAUGCCAGUUACAUCUGCCACAGUGAAGACAACAUGCAAAGUUCCUAAGCUGCUUGAAGGAAGAGAAUAUCAAAUUCGAAUUUAUGCUGAAAAUCUUUAUGGCAUAAGUGAUCCUCUCAUCUCUGAUGAGAUGAAAGCCAAGGACCGUUUCCGUGUUCCUGAUGCACCUGAGCAACCAAUCAUUAAGGAUGUUACCAAAGACUCUGCAGUAGUGGUUUGGAACAAACCGUAUGAUGGAGGCAAGCCAAUAACAAACUAUAUUGUAGAAAAGAAGGAAACAAUGGCUACAAGAUGGGUCAAAGCUACCAAAGACCCGAUUUUCCCCAGUACAAAGUUCAAAGUACCUGAUCUCCUUGAAGGCUGUGAAUAUGAAUUCCGUGUUUCAGCAGAAAAUGAAAUUGGUGUUGGUGAUCCUAGUCCACCAUCAAAGCCAAUUUUCGCUAGAGAUCCAAUCACAAAACCAAGUCCACCUGUUAAUCCAGAAGCAGUAGAUAAAACUAAAAAUUCAGUUGAUUUAUCUUGGCAACCACCACGCCACGAUGGAAAUGGCAAGAUAAUUGGCUACCUAAUAGAGUAUCAGAAAGUUGGAGAUGAAGAAUGGAAACAGGCUAAUCUUACAGCAGAUUCUUGUCCUGACACAAAAUACAAAGUCACUGGUCUUACUGAGGGUUUGACCUAUAAGUUCAGGGUGAAGGCAGUCAAUGCAGCAGGUGAAUCUGAUCCAGCCCACGUUCGUGAUCCAGUAGAAGUAAAAGACAGGCUUGAACCUCCUGAGUUGAUACUUGAUGCUAAUAUGGCCCGAGAACAGCAUGUAAAAGCUGGAGAUACCCUGCGACUUAGUGCUGUUAUUAAAGGUGUUCCAUUCCCAAAAGUCACCUGGAAGAAAGGAGAUCAUGAAGUCUCACCCAAAGCUGAUAUUGAGGUUACAGGAGUUGGUAGUAAGCUUGAAAUUCGUAACACGGUCCAUGAAGAUGGUGGAAUUUACUCCCUGACAGUUGAAAAUCCAGCUGGUUCAAAGACUGUUUCAGUAAAAGUCGUGGUCUUAGAUAAGCCUGGUCCACCCAGAAAUCUGAAAGUCAGUGAUGUUAGAAGCGACUCUUGCUAUCUCACUUGGAUGGAACCAGAAGAUGAUGGUGGCUCUGUCAUUACCAACUAUGUGGUGGAAAGGAAAGAUGUAGCUUCUGCACAGUGGGUAGCCAUCUCAUCAUCCUCCAAGAAACGCAGUCAUAUGGCUAAAUAUCUGAUGGAAGGCACUCAGUAUCAAUUCCGAGUUGCAGCUGAAAAUCAGUUUGGUAGAGGUCCAUACGUGGAAACACUUAAGCCUAUUAAAGCUAUAGAUCCACUGCAUCCUCCAGGGCCACCAAAGAAUCUGCAUCACGUAGAUGUUGACAAGACUGAAGUUUCCCUUGUUUGGGAUCGACCAGAUCGUGAUGGUGGUGCUGAGAUUACUGGAUAUUUGGUAGAAUAUCAAGAAGAUGGUGCAGAUGAAUGGACAAAGUUCCAGACGGUCCCUAUGCUAGACUGUGUUGUUACAGGCCUACAAAAAGGAAAAAUAUACAAAUUCCGUGUGAGAGCUCAGAAUAUUGUUGGUCUCAGCCUUCCUGAUACAACUAUACCAAUAGAGUGUCAAGAAAAACUAGUACCUCCAUCUGUGGAACUAGAUGUGAAGUUAAUUGAAGGUCUUGUUGUUAAAGCUGGCACCACAGUGCGACUUCCAGCAAUUAUGAGAGGUGUACCAGUUCCCACUGCAAAAUGGGUUACUGAUGACACUGAAAUUAAACCAGAUGGCAAAUACAAGAUUGAGACUGACAAUUAUUCAACCGUGCUUACUAUCAAAGACUGUGUAAGAAAAGAUACAGGAGAAUAUCUACUCACAGUAUCUAAUGCAGCUGGCAGCAAAACUGUGGCUCUACACCUUACAGUUUUGGAUGUUCCUGGCCCACCAACUGGUCCUAUUAAUAUUCUUGAAGUAACACCAGAAUACAUGGUUAUUUCUUGGCGCCCUCCCAAAGAUGAUGGUGGGAGUCCUAUAAUUAAUUAUAUUGUUGAGAAGCGUCAAUCAAAGAAAGAAACUUGGGGAGUGGUUAGCUCUGGAACAAGUCACACAAAAAUUAAGGUUCCACGACUGCAGAAAGGCUGUGAAUAUAUUUUCCGUGUUCGUGCAGAAAAUAAGAUAGGCAUUGGUGCACCCCUUGAUUCAGAACCAACAGUUGCUAAAUAUAUGUUUGAUCCACCAUCCCCACCUGGUAAACCAACUGUUUAUGAUAUUACAGAAAAUGCUGCAACAGUGUCUUGGACCCUACCAAAAUCUGAUGGUGGAACUCCAAUAACUGGUUAUAUACUUGAACGUCGGGAAGCGUCUGGUAAAUGGGUGCGUGUCAAUAAGACACCUAUACUUGAUAUGAAAUACAGAGUCACAGGUCUUUUUGAAGGCAACACAUACGAAUUCAGAGUUUUUGCAGAAAACAUGGUGGGUUUAAGCAAACCAUCUCCAAGCUCUGAUCCAAUAAAAGCAUCACGUCCAAUCACUCCUCCUGGACCACCUAUAAAUCCAAAAUUAAAAGACAAAACUAAAGAAACAGCUGAUCUUGUGUGGACAAAGCCGCUCAAAGAUGGUGGCAGCCCAAUUCUGGGAUACAUUGUGGAAUGUCAGAAAACUGGAACUACACAGUGGAAUAGGAUUAAUAAGGAUGAACUCAUUAGACAGUGUGCUUUCAGAGUACCUGGAUUAAUAGAAGGAAAUGAGUAUAAGUUCCGAAUAAAAGCUGUCAACAUUGUAGGAGAGGGAGAACCAAGAGAACUGGCAGAAACUGUACUUGCAAAGGAUAUCCUUUCUCCUCCAGAAAUAAGCCUAGAUGUGACCUGUCGAGAUUUAAUUACUGUCCGAGUAGGUCAAACAAUACGUAUUACUGGCAAGGUAAAAGGUAGGCCAGAUCCUGAAAUAACGUGGUCUAAAGAUGGCAAAGUACUAGUCCAAGAAAAGCAUGUUGAAAUACUCCAUGAUCUACCGAAUGUUGAACUGCAAGUGAAAGAAGCCAAAAGAUCUGAUCAUGGUAAAUAUAUAAUAGCAGCUAAGAACAGUUGUGGACAGGCUCAAGCUUUUGCUAUUGUUAAUGUACUUGACAGACCUGGACCAUGUCAGAACCUGAAAAUAAGCUAUGUCACAAAAGACUCUUGUAUGAUUGCUUGGGAGAGUCCAGUGGAUAAUGGUGGCUCUGAAAUUACAAAUUACAUAGUAGAGUACCGUCAACCAAAUCAAAGGGGAUGGUCAAUUGUCUCCUCUGAUAUCACUAAACGAUUAGUAAAGGCAAAUCUUGUAGAGAACCGUGAAUACUUCUUCAGAGUUUGUGCAGAAAACAAAAUAGGUCCAGGGCCUUGCAUUGAGACCAAGACUCCCAUCCUUGCCAUCAAUCCUAUUGACAAGCCUGGAGAACCAGAAAAUCUUCACAUUGCAGAGAAAGGGAAGACAUUUGUAUAUCUGAAAUGGAGAAGGCCAGAUUAUGAUGGUGGAAGUCCCAAUUUAAGUUAUCAUGUUGAGAGAAAACUGAAAGACUCAGAUGAAUGGGAAAGGGUUCACAAAGGCAGCAUUAAGGAAACACACUAUAUGGUAGAUAAAUGUGUGGAAAAUAAGACUUACCAAUUCCGAGUUCAAACCAAGAAUGAGGCUGGUGAAAGUGGCUGGGUGAAAACAGCUGAAGUUGUUGUGAAGGAAGAUCUGCAGAAACCAGUGCUAGACUUGAAGUUAAGUGGGGUUUUAACUGUGAAAGCAGGUGACACAAUUAGAAUUGAGGCUGGAGUCAGAGGAAAACCACAGCCUGAAGUUGUAUGGACAAAAGACAAAGAUGCCACAGAUCUCACCAGAUCUCCAAGAGUCAGUAUUGAAACAACUUCUGACACAUCAAAGUUUGUUGUCACAAAAUCAAGGCGUAGUGAUGGUGGGAAAUAUGUGAUUACUGCAACUAACACAGCUGGUAGCUUCGUGGCGUAUGCUACUGUUAUUGUCUUGGAUAAACCUGGUCCUGUAAGAAACUUAAAAGUCACUGACAUUUCAAGUGAUAGAUGUACUGUUACUUGGGACCCUCCAGAAGAUGAUGGUGGUUGUGAAAUACAGAACUACAUCCUGGAAAAAUGUGAAAGCAAGCGUAUGGUUUGGUCUACAUUCUCUUCUUCUGUCCUAACAAACUAUGCAAAAGUGACACGCCUCAUUGAAGGUAAUGAAUAUAUAUUCAGAGUGCGUGCAGAGAAUAAAAUGGGCACUGGUCCACCAACAGAAACACACCCAAUUAUUGCAAAAACAAAAUAUGAUAGACCUGGGCGCCCUGACCCUCCGGAUGUCACAAGAGUUAGCAAAGAAGAGAUGACUGUAGUUUGGAAUCCACCAGAAUAUGAUGGUGGCAAAUCAAUUACAGGAUACAUUUUAGAGAAGAAAGAGAAACGAUCACUGAGAUGGGUUCCUGUUACUAAGACUGCAAUCCCAGAGAGACGCAAGAAGGUUACUAAUCUCUUCCCUGGUCAUGAAUAUCAGUUCCGCGUCAGUGCUGAAAAUGAAGUCGGACUUGGAGAACCAAGCUUGCCAUCAAGACCUGUAGUAGCCAAAGACCCGAUAGAACCACCUGGUCCUCCCACAAACUUGAGAGUGGUUGAUAGCACAAAGACUUCCAUAACUCUUGGCUGGGGAAAACCAAUGUACGAUGGUGGUGCUCCAAUUAUUGGAUAUGUUGUGGAAAUUAGACCAAAAGUUGAGGGUGCUGAUCCUGAAGCAGGAUGGAAACGAUGUAAUGUUGCUGCCCAAGUUAUUCACACAGAAUUUACAGCCACCAGCCUGGAUGAGAAGCAAUUAUAUGAGUUCAGAGUUUCUGCCCAAAACCAGGUUGGCCUUGGUCGGCCAGCUGAACUGAAAGAAGCUGUGUCUCCCAAAGAAAUUCUUGAACCUCCUGAGAUUGAGUUGGAUGCAAGCAUGAGAAAGUUAGUCACAGUCAGGGCAGGAUGCCCUAUUAGACUUUUUGCCAUUGUUAGGGGCCGCCCAGCACCAAAAGUCACCUGGAGGAGAAUGGGUGUGGAUAAUGUCAUCAGAAAAGGACAGGUUGAUCUGGUUGACACUAUGGCCUUCUGUGUCAUUCCUGAUUCAACACGUGAUGACUCAGGCAAAUAUUCAUUGACACUUGUUAAUGCAGCUGGAGAAAAGGCUGUAUUUGUGAAUGUCAGAGUCCUGGAUACUCCUGGACCUGUGUCAGACUUCAAGGUUUCAGAUGUCACCAAGAUGUCAUGCCAUCUUUCAUGGGCACCUCCAGAGAAUGAUGGGGGUAGCCCCGUGACUCAUUACAUCCUGCAGAAACGUGAGGCUGACAGGAAGACCUGGGCAACAGUCACUGCAGAACUAAAGAAAACUAGUUUCCAAAUAGCAAACCUUGUGCCUGGAAAUGAAUAUUAUUUUAGAGUGACGGCAGUCAAUGAAUAUGGGUCAGGUGUUCCAAGUGACAUACCAAAACCAGUUCUAGCAACAGAUCCUCUAAGUGAACCUGAUCCACCAAGAAAACUUGAAGUUACUGAAAUUACAAAGAAUAGUGCUACUUUAGGCUGGCUGCCACCACUGCGUGAUGGAGGCUCUAAAAUUGAUGGGUACAUUGUUAGCUACAAAGAAGAUGACCAACCAGCGGAUCGCUGGGCAGAGUAUUCUGUUGUCAAAGAUCUCUCCAUUGUUGUAGCUGGUCUGAAGGAGGGAAAGAAGUACAACUUCAGAGUGGCAGCUAGAAAUGCUGUAGGAGUAAGUUUGCCAAUACAAGCUGCAGGAGCAUUUGAAAUUAAGGAACAACUCAUCCCACCUAAGAUUUUGAUGCCUGAUCACAUUCACAUUAAAGCUGGAAAGAAACUGAGAAUUGAAGCUCAUGUAUAUGGGAAACCUCAGCCAGUCUGUAAAUGGUUGAAAGGAGAUCAAGAUGUAGUUACAUCCAGUCGCCUGGCUGUGCAUAAAGCAGAAAAAUCUUCUGUUCUUAUCAUUAAGGAUGUGACUAGAAAAGAUUCUGAUUUUUACACUCUUACUGCAGAGAAUAGCUCUGGUACUGAUAGUCAGAAAAUCAGAGUGACAGUCAUGGAUAAGCCAGGUCCACCACAGCCUCCAUUUGAUAUUUCUGAAAUUGAUGCUGAUGCUUGCACUCUUGCAUGGCACAUACCUCUUGAAGAUGGUGGCAGUAACAUUACAAACUAUGUAGUUGAGAAAUGUGAUGUAAGCCGCGGAGAUUGGGUAACAGCUUUAUCUUCUGUCACAAAGACAACCUGCAGAAUUGGAAAACUUAUUCCUGGAGAGGAAUAUAUGUUCCGCGUUCGUGCUGAAAAUCGUUUUGGGAUUUCUGAGCCGCUUGCUUCUGGCAAGAUGAUCGCAAGGUUCCCAUUUGAUGUUCCUAGUGAACCAAAGAAUGCACGAAUUACCAAAGUCAAUAAGGACUGCAUUUUUGUUGCUUGGGAUAAGCCAGACAGUGAUGGAGGCAGUCCAAUUACUGGUUACCUCAUUGAGCGCAAGGAAAGGAACAGUCUGCUGUGGGUGAAAGCUAAUGAUACAGCUGUGCGCUCCACAGAAUACCCUUGUGUGGGGCUCAUCGAAGGUCUUGAGUAUGCUUUCAGAAUUUAUGCAUUGAACCGAGCUGGAGCAAGUAAACCUAGUAAACCAACUGAGUUUGUCACAGCAAGAGCACCAGUUGAUCCCCCUGGAAAACCUGAAGUUAUUGAUGUCACUAAGAGUACUGCAUCACUGGUAUGGACAAGACCAAAGCAUGAUGGUGGUAGCAAACUAAUUGGCUACUUUGUGGAAGCUUGCAAAUUACCUGGUGAUAAGUGGGUUCGGUGCAAUACAACUCCACAUCAAAUACCCCUAGAAGAGUACACUGCUACUGGUUUGGAAGAAAAUGCUCAGUAUCAAUUUAGAGCAAUUGCCAAGACAGCAGUUAACAUCAGCCCACCUUCAGAACCUUCUGAUCCGGUGACCAUUCAUCCAGAAAAUGUUCCUCCCAGAAUAGAGUUGGAUCUGUCUAUGCAAUCACAGCUUACAGUAAAAGCUGGAACUAAUGUGCGUCUGGAGGCAAAUGUAUAUGGCAAGCCGAUGCCAACAAUCACCUGGAAGAAAGAAGGAGAAGUUUUAAAGCCAUCUGAAGGUGUUAAGAUCACUACUAAGAGAAAUCUUGCUACAGUUGAGUUGUUCAGUGUUAACAGGAAGCAAACAGGAGACUACACUAUUACUGCUGAAAAUGCAAGUGGAUCAAAGUCAGCAACCAUUAGGCUUAAAGUACUUGAUAAGCCUGGUCCACCAGCUUCUGUCAAAAUCAAACAUAUGUAUGCAGAUCGUGCAAUGCUUUCUUGGGAGCCUCCUCUGGAAGAUGGAGGUUCAGAAAUUACUAACUACAUUGUAGACAAGCGUGAAACAAGCAGACCGAACUGGGCCCAGGUCAGUGCCAAUGUACCCAUUACAAGCUGCACAGUGGAGAAACUAAUAGAAGGACAUGAGUACCAGUUCCGCAUAUGUGCUGAAAACAAAUACGGUGUUGGAGACCCUAUCUUGACUGAACCAGCAGUUGCUAAGAAUCCAUAUGAUGUACCCGGACCUUGUGAUCCACCAGUAAUUAGCAAUGUAACAAAAGACUUUAUGACUGUUAGCUGGAAGCCACCAGCUGAUGAUGGUGGAUCCCCAAUAACUGGUUAUAUCCUCGAGAAACGUGAAACUAAGGCUCUUAACUGGACAAAGGUAAACAGAAAGCCUGUCAUUGAAAGAACUGUUAAAGCUACGGGACUCCAAGAAGGAACUGAAUAUGAGUACCGGGUGAUAGCACUGAAUAAAGCUGGACCUGGCAAGCCUAGCGCACCAUCUAAAGCAGUGUAUGCUCGUGAUCCUCAAUAUCCUCCUGGCCCACCUGCUUUCCCGAAAGUGGUUGAUACUACUCGUAACUCAAUAAGCCUGUCAUGGAGCAAACCAGCAUAUGAUGGAGGAAGCCCUAUUAUUGGUUAUCUAGUGGAAUCAAAAAGAGCUGACACAGACAACUGGGUCAGAUGCAAUGUACCAAAGAAUUUACAAGCUACGCAAUUUGUGGUAACAGGACUGAUGGAAGAUACAGAGUACCAGUUCCGUGUUUAUGCUGUCAAUAAGAUUGGAUACAGUGACCCAAGUGAUGUUCCUGAUAAACACACUGCCAAAGACAUUUUAAUUCCACCUGAAGGAGAACUUGAUGCAGAACUAAGGAAAGUCCUUGUGUUGCGUGCUGGAGUCACAAUGAGACUUUAUGUGCCAGUAAGAGGACGUCCACCUCCAAAAAUUACAUGGUCUAAAGUGGGUGCCAACCUAAGAGAUAGACAAGGAUUAGAUAUCAAGUCAACUGAUUUUGAUACCUUCCUGCGUUGUGAAAAUGUAAAUAAAUAUGAUGCUGGAAAAUAUGUCCUCAGUCUAGAGAACAGCUGUGGCAAAAAGGAGUACACCAUUGUUGUAAAAGUACUUGAUACUCCAGGCCCUCCAGUUAACCUGAUUGUAAAGGAAGCAUCUAAGGAUUCUGCCUACAUUACAUGGGAACCUCCUCUAAUAGAUGGGGGCAGUCCAAUCAAAAAUUAUGUUGUUGAAAAACGUGACGCAGAAAGAAAAUCAUGGUCCACAGUAACAACAGAAUGUCCAAAGACAAGCUACAGGAUAACUAACUUAGAAGAAGGCAAAUCUUACUUCUUCAGAGUUUUUGCUGAAAAUGAAUAUGGUAUUGGCGAUCCCUGUGAAACUCGUGAUGCUGUUAAAGCUUCUGAAACACCUGGGCCAGUUGUGGAUCUAAAAGCUUCAGCUGUAACAAAAUCAUCAUGCAAUUUGGUAUGGAAAAAACCUAUCAGUGAUGGUGGAAGCCGUAUUAUUGCAUAUGUUGUUGAGGUCCUGGUUGGUGAAGAUAAAUGGCAAGAAGUCAUGCGGGGAAAGAACCUCCAUUUUUCAAUGAGAGACCUAAAAGAAGGACAGGAAUACACUUUCAGAGUGAGAGCCCAGAAUGAUGCUGGAUAUGGAACUCCAUCAGAGCUCACAAUUGUAGCAAGAGAUGAUGUCGUGGCACCUGAACUUGACUUAAGAGAUCUACCUGAUUUGUGCUAUAUUGCUAAAGAAGGUAGCAAUUUCCGUCUUAAAAUCCCUAUGAAAGGCAAGCCUGUCCCAACUGUAACUUGGAAGAAGGAUGAAGACCAGGCACUUACUGAGAGUGGAAGAGUUGCAUUUGAAUCUACAGCAGUUAACACCACUCUUGUAGUACAUGACUGCCAGAAAGCUGAUGCUGGAAAAUACACAAUAACUCUGAAGAAUGUUGUUGGCAGCAAGGAAGGCACUAUUUUUGUGAAAGUUGUUGGCAAACCUGGCAUACCAACAGGUCCAGUGAAAUUUGAAGAAGUCACAGCUGAUGCCAUAACCUUGAAGUGGGGCCCCCCAAAAGAUGAUGGUGGUUCAGAAAUCACUAACUAUGUUCUAGAGAAGAGAGAUAAUGUAAACAACAAGUGGGUGACUUGUGCCUCUGCAGUCCAGAAAACCACUUUUAGAGUUACAAGACUUCAUGAAGGAAAUGAAUAUACAUUCAGGAUCAGGGCUGAAAAUAAAUAUGGAGUAGGUGAAGGUCUUAAAUCUGACCCUGUCAUUGCAAAACAUCCAUUUGAUGUGCCAGAUGCUCCUCCACCCCCCAACAUUGUUGCUGUUCAGCAUGAAUCUGUAGCUUUAACUUGGACUGAUCCCAGGAGAACUGGAGGAUCACCAAUCACAGGUUAUCACAUUGAAGUUAAAGAAAGGAAUAGUCUUCUGUGGAAGAGAGCAAAUACAACACCAAUAAGAAUGAAAGAUUUCAGAGUGACAGGGUUAACUGAAGGUCUGGAAUAUGAAUUCAGAGUAAUGGCAAUCAAUAUGGCUGGAGUAGGUAAACCAAGUCUUCCAUCUGAACCAGUUGUGGCACUUGAUCCUAUUGAUCCCCCUGGGAAACCUGAAGUUAUCAAUGUAACCAGGAACUCAGUAACACUCAUUUGGACAGAACCGAAAUAUGAUGGUGGACAUAAAUUAACUGGCUAUAUUGUUGAAAAGCGUGAUUUACCAAAAAAGACUUGGACAAAAGCUAAUCACGUGAAUGUUCCUGACUGUGCAUUUACUGUAACUGACCUUAUUGAAGGCUCCAAAUAUGAGUUCAGAAUUAGAGCAAAGAACACAGCUGGAGCUAUCAGUCCUCCAUCUGAAUCCACAGGAACCAUAAUAUGCAAGGAUGAGUAUGAGGCACCAACCAUUGUUCUGGAUCCUCCCUUGAAAGAAGGUUUAACAGUAAAAGCGGGAGACACCAUUACACUGUCUGCUAUUAGUAUCCGUGGAAAACCACCUCCAACUUCAGCCUGGUCAAAAGCUGGAAAAGAUUUUAGACCUUCAGAGCUUGUGCACAUUGAAACCAAACCAACUUCUUCUACUCUAACUGUCAAAUAUGCAGCCAGAAAAGAUUCUGGAGAAUACACAAUCACUGCAACCAAUCCUUUUGGUACUAAGCAGGAGAGUGUACAAGUGAAAGUUUUAGAUAUACCAGGACCGCCAGGGCCUAUUGAGAUCAGCAAUGUUUCAGCAGAAAAAGCAACUCUUACAUGGUCACCUCCUGCAGAAGAUGGUGGAUCACCAGUCAAAUCAUAUGUUCUUGAAAAGAGAGAAACUAGUCGACUGCUCUGGACACUGGUUGCUGAAAAUAUUGAAACCUGUAGGCAUGUUGUUAGCAAGCUCAUUCAAGGAAAUGAAUAUGUUUUCCGUGUCUCAGCAGUAAAUCAAUAUGGCAAGGGUGAACCAGUGCAAUCAGAACCAGUUAAAAUGGUGGAUAGAUUUGGUCCUCCAGGCCCUCCUGGUAAACCAGAAGUAACAAAUGUGACUAAAAAUACUGCCACAGUUACCUGGAAAAGGCCAGUCGAUGAUGGUGGAAGUGAAAUCACAGGUUACCACGUGGAGCGGAGAGAAAAGAAAGGUUUAAGAUGGGUUAGAGCAACAAAGAAACCAGUUUCAGAUCUUAGAUGCAAAGUAACUGGUCUUCUGGAAGGAAAUGAAUAUGAAUUCCGUGUCAGUGCAGAAAACAGAGCAGGAGUUGGACCACCAAGUGACACUUCAAACUCAGUCCUAUGCAAAGAUGUUGCAUAUCCACCAGGUCCGCCUGCAAAUCCAAGAGUGACUGAUACUACAAAGACAAGUGCAUCUUUAGCCUGGGGCAAGCCUCACUAUGAUGGUGGUCUUGACAUCACUGGCUAUAUAGUAGAGCAUCAAAAGGAAGGAGAAGAAGAAUGGGUAAAAGACACUAUAGGGACUGCUUUAAGAAUCACUCAGUUUGUUGUAGCUCAUCUGCAGACAGGAGCCAAAUACAAUUUCAGAAUCUCUGCUAUGAAUGCUGCAGGUGUCGGUGAACCAGCAAUAAUUCCAAGUGUGGAAAUCAAAGACCGAGAAGAGAUUCCUGACUUUGAAUUAGAUGCUGAGUUAAGAAGAACUCUUGUUGUUAGAGCUGGAUUAACUAUUCGAAUUUUUGUACCAAUUAAAGGGCGUCCAACUCCAGAAGUUACAUGGACAAAAGAUGAUGUUUCACUCAAAGGACGUGCCAGUAUUGAAAAUACUGAUUCCUUUACACUGUUGAUUGUCACAGAGUGCACCAGAUAUGAUGCAGGAAAAUACGUAAUGACUCUUGAAAAUGCUGCUGGUAAGAAGACUGGCUUUGUUAAUGUAAAAGUUUUGGAUACACCAGGUCCACCAAUAAACCUUAAGCCUAGAGAAGUAACCAAGGACAGCAUCACCCUCCAAUGGGAUAUGCCUCUGGUAGAUGGAGGUUCCCGUAUAACAAACUAUAUUGUUGAGAAACGUGAAUCAACUCGGAAGGCAUAUUCAACAGUCACAACCAACUGCCAGAAGUGUUCCUUCAGGAUUCCUAAUUUGGCUGAAGGAUGUGAAUACUAUUUCAGAGUACUGGCUGAAAAUGAGUAUGGUAUUGGUGAACCAGCUGAAACUGCAGAACCAGUGAGAGCUUCUGAGGCACCAUCCCCACCUGAGAGCCUUAAUAUUAUGGAUGUAACACGGAACUCAGUUAGCCUGGCUUGGCCAAAACCAGAACACGAUGGUGGCAGCAAGAUCACUGGGUAUGUAAUUGAAGCACAGAGAAAAGGAACCAACCAGUGGGCACACAUCACCACUGUAAAAACACUGGACUGCGUAGUAAAGAAUCUAACUGAAAAUGAAGAGUAUACUUUCCAGGUUAUGGCAGUUAACAGUGCUGGAAGAAGCCCCCCAAGAGAAAGCAGACCAGUUAUUAUCAAGGAGCAAACUAUGCUCCCAGAGUUUGACCUCCGUGCUAUCUACCAGAAAACAGUCAUUGCCAAAGCUGGUGACAAUAUCAAGAUUGAAAUCCCCGUACUUGGUCGUCCAAGGCCUACUGUGACCUGGAAGAAAGAAGACCAGAUACUUAAGCAAACACAAAGAGUAAAUUAUGAAAAUACUGCAACUGCAACCAUACUAACCAUCAAUGAAUGUAUUCGAAGUGAUAGUGGUCAAUACCCACUGUCAGCCAAAAAUAUUGUUGGAGAAGUUAGUGAAGUAAUCACAGUUCAGGUUCAUGACAUACCUGGGCCUCCUACUGGACCAAUCAAAUUUGAUGAAAUUUCAUCUGACUUCCUGACAUUCUCAUGGGAGCCUCCUUUGAAUGAUGGUGGUGUACCAAUAAGUAACUAUGUUGUAGAAAUGCGUCAAACUGACAGUACCACAUGGACUGAAUUGGCAACUACAGUGAUACGUACUACAUUUAAAGCUGUUCGUCUUACCACUGGAGUUGAAUAUCAGUUCCGUGUUAGAGCUCAAAACAGAUAUGGAAUUGGUCCAGCCAUUACGUCAGGGUCUGUAGUUGCCAACUACCCAUUUAAGGUACCUGGGCCUCCUGGCACUCCUCAGGUGAUAGCAGUCACCAAAGAAACUAUGACCAUUAGCUGGAAUGAGCCAGUUACUGAUGGUGGAAGCCCUAUACUGGGAUAUCAUGUUGAAAGAAAAGAGAGAAACAGCAUACUUUGGCAGACUGUAAGUAAAAUGCUGGUAUCAGGCAAUAUCUUUAAAUCAUCUGGGCUUACCGAUGGCAUUGCAUAUGAAUUCCGUGUUAUAGCAGAAAAUCUAGCUGGGAAGAGUAAGCCAAGCAAGCCAUCUGAGCCUGUGUUUGCCCUGGACCCAAUAGAUCCACCUGGUAAGCCAAUACCUCUGAACAUUACAAGACAUGCAGUUACACUGAAGUGGACUAAACCAGAAUAUAAUGGAGGUUUUAAGAUAACUGGCUAUACCGUUGAAAAAAGAGACCUUCCUAAUGGCCGUUGGCUGAAGGCUAAUUUCAGCAAUAUACUAGAGACUGAAUUCACUGUGAGUGGUUUGACAGAAGACGCUGCCUAUGAAUUCCGUGUGAUUGCUAGGAAUGCUGGUGGAGCUGUUAGUCAGCCCUCUGAGCCAUCAGAUGCAAUCACUUGUAGAGAUGACAUUGAAGCACCAAGGAUAAAAGUGGAUGCUAAAUACAAAGACACCAUAGUGCUGAAAGCAGGUGAACUUUUCAGACUUGAGGCUGAUGUUUCAGGUCGCCCUCCACCAACUAUGACAUGGACAAAGGGAGAAAAAGAACUUGAAGACACAGCAAAAUUAGAAAUAAAAAUGGCAGAUUUCUCUACCGUACUUAUCAAUAAGGAUUCCUCAAGAAGAGACGGUGGUGCUUAUACACUUACUGCAACAAAUCCUGGUGGCUUUGCUAAGCAUAUCUUCAAUGUUAAAGUUCUUGAUAGACCUGGUCCCCCAGAAGGGCCUUUGGCUGUGUCUGAAGUCACUGCAGAAAAGUGUGUGCUGUCAUGGCUACCCCCACUGGAUGACGGAGGAGCAAAGAUUGACCAUUAUGUGGUUGAAAAACGAGAAACCAGUAGAUUGGCAUGGACAGCUGUAGCCACAGAAGUUCCAGUGACUAAACUGAAGGUUACUAAGUUGCUGAAGGGCAAUGAGUAUGUGUUCCGAGUUAUGGCUGUUAACAAGUAUGGAGUUGGUGAGCCUCUAGAAUCAGAACCUGUUCUUGCAGUGAAUCCAUAUGUGCCACCUGAUCCACCUAAAACACCUGAAGUUACAGCAAUUACAAAAGAUUCCAUGGUUGUCUGUUGGGGCCAUCCUGAUUCUGAUGGUGGGAGCCCAAUAACUAACUAUAUUGUGGAACGUCGAGACAGGGCUGGUCUACGGUGGGUGAAAUGUAACAAAAGGGUUGUUACUGACUUACGCUAUAAAGUGUCUGGACUAACAGAAGGCCAUGAAUAUGAAUACAGAGUCAUGGCUGAAAAUGCUGCUGGAGUCAGUGAGCCAAGCCCAACCAGUCCAUUCUAUAAAGCUUGUGAUACUGUAUUUAAGCCUGGUCCCCCAGGUAAUCCUCGUGUUUUGGAUAGCAGCAAGUCCUCAAUUACAAUAGCAUGGAACAAACCAAUAUAUGAUGGUGGUUCAGAGAUCACAGGUUACAUGGUUGAGAUUGCACUACCUGAAGAAGAUGAGUGGAAAAUUGUAACUCCACCAAUAGGUCUAAAGGCCACUUCUUUUACUAUCACUGAUCUGAAAGAAAAUCAAGAGUAUAAAAUAAGAAUAUAUGCUAUGAACUCUGAAGGUCUUGGAGAACCUGCUCUUGUUCCUGGGACUCCAAAAGCUGAAGAAAGAAUGCUACCUCCAGAGAUUGAACUUGAUGCAGAACUACGUAAAGUUGUCACUAUUAGAGCCUGCUGUACUCUAAGGCUCUUUGUCCCAAUUAAGGGAAGACCAGCACCUGAAGUAAAAUGGGCAAGAGAACAUGAGGAAUCUUUGGAUAGAGCUAGCAUUGAAUCAACAAGCUCUUAUACUUUACUUAUCAUUGAAAAUGUAAAUAGAUUUGAUAGUGGCAAAUACAUACUGACAGUUGAAAACAGCUCAGGUAGUAAGUCAGCAUUUGUGAAUGUCAGAGUUCUUGAUACCCCAGGAGCACCUCAAGAUUUGAAAAUAAAAGAAGUUACAAAAUCUUCAGUUACACUCACAUGGGAACCUCCUCUUAUAGAUGGUGGCUCUAAAAUAAAAAAUUACAUUGUUGAAAAACGUGAAUCGACAAGAAAAGCUUAUUCAACUGUUAAUGCCAAUUGCCACAAGACCAGCUGGAAAGUUGAUUCACUGCAAGAAGGCUGCAACUACUACUUCAGAGUCCUAGCUGAAAAUGAGUAUGGAAUAGGCCUUCCAGUUGAAACUUCAGAAUCCGUGAAAGUAUCAGAAAGACCACUUCCACCAGGGAAAAUAACUUUGUUGGAUGUGACGAGAAAUAGCGUAUCCUUAUCUUGGGAAAAACCUGAACAUGAUGGUGGUAGCAGAAUUUUGGGCUACAUUGUAGAAAUGCAAAGCAAAGGCAGUGAAAAGUGGUCAACCUGUGCUACAGUAAAAGUUACUGAAGCCACCAUCACAGGACUGAUCCAAGGUGAAGAAUACACCUUCCGUGUUUCAGCUCAGAAUGAGAAAGGUAUCAGUGAUCCUCGCCAGCUGGGUAUACCAGUUGUUGCAAAAGAUCUUGUAAUUCCACCAGCUUUCAAACUACUAUUUACCACUUUCAGUGUUCUAGCAGGAGAGGACUUAAAGGUUGAUGUUCCUUUUGUUGGUCGACCCAAACCAGCAGUGCUUUGGCAUAAAGACAAUGUGGCAUUGAAGCAGACUACAAGAAUAAAUGCAGAAAGUUCAGAAAACAACACAGUGUUAACAAUAAAAGAAGCCUGCAGAGAAGAUGUGGGGACAUAUUUAGUUAAACUUACAAACUCUGCUGGUGAAGCAACUGAGACCCUAAAUAUUGUUGUCCUUGACAAACCAGGACCUCCAACCGGACCAGUAAAAGUAGAUGAAGUAACAGCAGAUAGUAUUACCAUUUCCUGGGAACCACCCAAGUAUGAUGGUGGUAGCUCUAUCAAUAAUUACAUUGUAGAGAGAAGAGACACUUCUACCACAACUUGGCACAUUGUGUCAGCUACAGUUGCAAGAACAACUAUAAAAGCAUGUCGUUUAAAGACUGGUUGUGAAUAUCAGUUCAGAAUCGCAGCUGAAAACAGAUAUGGGAAGAGUACAUAUCUCACUUCAGAGUCAAUCAUAGCCCAAUACCCAUUUAAAGUUCCCGGUCCACCUGGAACACCUUUUGUAACAAAUAUCUCAAAAGACAGCAUGGUGGUACAAUGGAAUGAACCAGUCAAUGAUGGUGGUAGCAGGAUCAUUGGGUAUCAUUUGGAGCGUAAAGAAAGAAACAGCAUUCUGUGGGCUAAACUGAAUAAAACACCUAUUCCAGAUACCAAAUUUAAGACAACUGGUCUUGAGGAAGGUCUUGAAUAUGAGUUCAGAGUCUAUGCAGAAAACAUAGUGGGAAUUGGAAAGGCAAGUAGAGGAUCUGAAUGCUAUACUGCACGUGAUCCAUGUGACCCUCCAGGUCGUCCAGAACCUGUAAUUGUCACAAGAAGCUCAGUAACACUUCAGUGGAAGAAACCUAUAUAUGAUGGUGGAAGUAAGAUCACAGGCUAUGUUGUUGAAAAGAAGGAAUUACCUGAUGGCCGUUGGAUGAAAGCAAGUUUUACAAAUGUCAUUGAUACUCAAUUUGAAGUAACUGGUCUAGUUGAAAACCAGAGAUAUGAGUUCCGUGUUAUAGCACGAAAUGCUGCAGGUGUUUUCAGUGAACCGUCUGAGAGCUCAGGGGCAAUUACAGCAAGAGAUGAAGUAGAACCACCCCAUAUAAGUAUGGAUCCAAAAUACAAAGACACUAUUGUAGUGAAUGCUGGUGAGUCAUUCAAGCUUGAUGCUGAUGUUCAUGGCAAACCAAUACCUUCCAUUCAGUGGUUAAAAGGCGAUCAUGAGCUGACAAGCACUGCUCGCAUGGAAAUAAAAAGCACCGAUUUUGCAACAAGCCUUAGUGUGAAGGAAGCCACAAGAGUUGACAGUGGUCAGUAUGUCCUACUGGCAAAGAACGUUGCAGGUGAAAAGAAGGUUCCUGUUAACGUCAAAGUUCUUGAUAGACCUGGACCACCAGAAGGACCUGUUGAGAUUACCGGUGUUACUGCUGAAAAAUGCACAUUGUCAUGGAAACCACCGCUACAAGAUGGUGGUAGUGACAUUUCACACUACAUUGUAGAAAAAAGGGAAACCAGUCGCUUGGUGUGGACUAUCGUUGACUCAAAUGUGCAAACCCUAAAUUGCAAAGUUACAAAACUUUUAGAAGGGAAUGAGUAUGUUUUCCGCAUCAUGGCAGUAAAUAAAUAUGGUGUUGGUGAACCCCUUGAAUCUGAACCAGUACUCGCAAAGAACCCAUUUUCAGUGCCACUUCCACCAAAGGCACCAGAAGUCACAGCCGUUACCAAGGAUUCUAUGAUAGUUGUAUGGGAAAGGCCAGCCUCAGAUGGUGGUAGUGAAAUCCUAGGUUACGUUCUUGAAAAACGAGAUAAGGAAGGUAUUCGCUGGACAAGAUGUAACAAACGCCUGGUCAGUGAACUACGAUACAGAGUGACUGGUCUUAUAGAAAAUCAUGAUUAUGAGUACAGAGUUUCAGCUGAAAAUGCUGCUGGUCUUAGUGAACCAAGCCCACCGUCCACUUACUACAAAGCAUGUGAUCCUAUUUACAAGCCAGGUCCACCCAAUAAUCCUAAAGUUGUGGAUGUUACAAGAUCUUCAGUUUUCCUUUCGUGGGGUAAACCUAUCUAUGAUGGUGGCUCUGAAAUUCAGGGAUACAUUGUGGAAAAAUGUGAUGUAAGUGAUGGUGAAUGGAAAAUUUGUACUCCUGCAACUGGAAUUAAGAAUACCCACAUGGAAGUAGAAAAAUUAGUGGAAAAACAUGAGUACAAAUUCCGCAUAUGUGCAGUUAAUAAAGCAGGAGUUGGAGAGCACGCAGAUGUUCCUGGUUCUGUUAUUGUAGAAGAAAAGAUGGAGGCACCAGACCUUGACCUUGACAUGGAAUUAAGGAAGGUUGUAAAUGUGAGGGCAGGAGGUUCCUUAAGAUUGUUUGUUCCCAUCAGAGGUCGUCCAACACCUGAAGUAAAAUGGGGUAAAGUGGAUGGUGACAUCAGAGAAGCAGCUAUUAUUGAUACCACUAGCAGCUUCACUUCCCUUGUUCUAGACAAUGUUAACAGAUUUGAUACUGGAAAGUACACUCUGACCUUGGAAAACAGCAGUGGAACAAAGUCUGCCUUUGUCAGCGUAAGAGUACUGGAUACCCCGAGUGCACCUGUUAAUUUAAAGAUCAGAGAGAUCACUAAAGACUCUGUUUCACUUUCAUGGGAGCCUCCUCUCUUGGAUGGUGGAGCAAAAAUAAAGAAUUUCAUUAUUGAAAAGCGUGAAGCAACAAGAAAGGCAUAUGCAGCUGUUGUAACCAACUGCCACAAGACUUCAUGGAAAGUAGAUCAACUUCAGGAGGGCUGCUAUUACUUCUUUAGAAUUUCUGCUGAGAAUGAAUAUGGAAUUGGCCUCCCUGCAGAAACUAGUGACCCAAUUAAAGUUGCUGAAGUUCCACAGCCUCCUGGGAAAAUAACAGUGGAUGAUGUCACAAGAAACAGUGUCUCACUAAGCUGGGCAAAACCUGAACAUGAUGGUGGUAGCAAAAUCAUACAAUACAUUGUUGAAAUGCAAGCAAAGGGUAGUGAGAAGUGGUCAGAGUGUGCUCGUGUAAAAACACUUGAAGCAGUUAUUACUAACCUAACUCAAGGGGAAGAAUAUCUUUUUAGAGUAAUGGCUGUAAAUGAAAAGGGUAAGAGUGAUCCUAGAGCACUUGCAGUUCCAAUAGUUGCCAAAGACCUAGUGAUUGAACCUGAUGUUAGACCUGCUUUUCACAGUUACAGUGUUCAAGUGGGACAAGAUCUGAAAGUAGAAAUACCAAUUGCAGGUCGACCUAAACCAACUGUUACCUGGGUAAAAGAUGGCCAGCCAUUAAGGCAGACAACAAGAAUCAAUGUAAGUGAUUCAACUGAUCUCACUAUACUGAAUCUUAAGGAAACUAGCAAAGAGGACAGUGGCACUUAUGAAAUCACUGUGGCUAAUGUUGUUGGGCAAAAGUCUGCCUCUAUUGACAUUAUAACUCUAGACAAACCUGACCCUCCAGUAGGGCCUGUGAAGUUUGAUGAAAUAAGUGCAGAAAGUAUUACCCUGUCAUGGAAUCCCCCAGCGUACACAGGAGGCUGCCAAAUCACCAACUAUGUUGUUCACAAGAGAGAUACAACAACCACUGUAUGGGAAACAGUUUCAGCUACUGUUGCAAGAACUACACUGAAAGUGACUAAACUGAAAACUGGUUCAGAAUACCAGUUCAGAAUAUUUGCUGAGAACAGGUAUGGGCAGAGUUUUGCAUUGGACUCUGCACCAGUUGUAGCACAGUACCCCUACAAGGAACCAGGACCUCCUGGCACACCAUUUGUGACAACGGUUACAAAAGACUCCAUGGUUGUACAGUGGCAUGAACCAGUAAAUGAUGGUGGCAGUAGAGUGUUGGGCUACCAUCUUGAGAGAAAGGAGAAAAACAGCAUUUUAUGGACUAAAGUGAACAAGACUAUUAUUCAGGACACAAGUUUUAAGACAAAUAACCUUGAAGAAGGAAUUGAAUAUGAGUUUCGAGUUUCUGCAGAAAAUAUUGUUGGUGUAGGCAGAACAAGUAAAGUUUCUGAGUGCUAUGUAGCUCGUGAUCCAUGUGAUCCUCCAGGUCGCCCAGAAGCUAUAAUAAUAAAAAGAAGCUCUAUUACUCUACAAUGGACCAAACCAGAAUAUGAUGGUGGAAGUAAGAUUACUGGUUAUAUUGUAGAGAAACGUGACUUACCAGAUGGUCGCUGGAUGAAAGCCAGCUUCACAAAUAUCAUUGAAACUCAGUUCACUGUAACAGGGCUUACUGAAGACCAAAGAUAUGAAUUUAGAGUAAUUGCAAAGAAUGCUGCAGGUGCAAUAAGCAAACCUUCUGACAGUACAGGUCCAAUAACAGCAAGGGAUGAAGUUGAACUUCCACGAAUUUCAAUGGAUCCAAAGUACAAAGACACAAUUGUUGUAAAUGCUGGUGAAACAUUCAGACUUGAGGCUGAUGUUCACGGAAAGCCACUACCAACCAUUAAGUGGUACAAAGGAGAUAAAGAGCUUGAAGAAACUUCUAGAUGUGAAAUAAAGAACACAGAUUUCAGUGCAUUAAUAGUUGUAAAAGAUGCUAUUAGAGUUGAUGGUGGACAGUACAUUUUAGAAGCCUCUAAUGUUGCUGGAACAAAGGCAGUAACAGUAAACGUAAAAGUCCUGGACAGGCCAGGACCUCCAGAGGGUCCAGUCCAAGUGACAGGAGUCACAGCUGAAAAAUGUGCAUUGGCGUGGGCUCCUCCUCUUCAUGAUGGUGGCAGUGAUAUUUCUCAUUAUAUUGUAGAGAAGAGAGAAACUAGUCGCUUGGCAUGGACUGUGGUUGCUUCAGAGGUUUUACCUACAAUGCUGAAAGUAACAAAACUCUUGGAAGGAAAUGAGUAUGUCUUCCGCAUUAUGGCAGUUAACAAAUAUGGGGUUGGGGAGCCAUUAGAAUCUGUGCCAGUGAUGAUGAAAAAUCCAUUUGUGGUUCCUGGACCACCAAAGGCCUUGGAAAUUACCAACAUCACAAAGGAUUCUAUGACUGUCUGCUGGACCCGUCCAGAUAGUGAUGGUGGUAGUGAAAUUGUAGGUUACAUUGUAGAAAAGAGAGACCGAGCAGGCAUCAGAUGGAUAAAAUGCAAUAAACGGCGAAUUACAGAUUUGCGAUUAAGAGUUACAGGAUUAACAGAGGAUCAUGAAUAUGAAUUUAGAGUUUCUGCUGAAAAUGCUGCUGGAGUGGGUGAACCAAGCCAAGUUUCUCCUUACUUUAAAGCUUGUGACCCAAUGUUCAAGCCUGGCCCUCCAACAAAUACCCAUGUUGUGGAUACCACCAAAAGUUCAGUUCUACUUGGUUGGAGUAAACCUAUUUAUGAUGGUGGUUGUGAAAUCCAGGGAUACCUUGUAGAAAUCUGUAAGGCAGAUGAAGAUGAAUGGUCACUUGUUACACCACAAACAGGUAUACGUGCCACUCGAUUUGAAAUCAAAAAGCUUACUGAACAUCAAGAAUACAAAUUACGAGUCUGUGCUCUCAACAAGAUUGGUGUAGGAGAGGCUGCAUCAGUUCCUGGCACUAUUAAACCAGAAGACAAACUUGAAGCUCCAGAACUUGAUAUUGAUUCAGAGCUAAGGAAGGGUAUAGUGGUUAGAGCUGGUGGGUCUGCUAGGAUUCACAUACCAUUUAGGGGACGACCAACACCAGACAUCUCAUGGUCCCGAGAAGAAGGUGAAUUCACAGAAAAAGUUCAGAUUGAUAAAGGCAUAAAUUUCACACAACUUUCAAUUGACAACUGUGAUAGAAAUGAUGCUGGAAAGUAUAUUCUUAAGUUGGAGAACAGCAGUGGUUCUAAGUCUGCAUUUGUUACAGUUAAAGUCUUGGACACACCAGGACCACCACAAAACUUAGUGGUAAAGGAUAUAAAGAAGGAUUCUGCUGUAUUAUCUUGGGAACCGCCCAUUAUUGAUGGUGGUGCAAAGGUAAAGAAUUAUGUAAUAGACAAACGUGAGUCAACCAGGAAGGCAUUUGCAAAUGUAAGUGCUAAGUGUGGUAAGACAAGUUUUAAAGUUGAAAAUCUUACAGAAGGAGCAAUUUAUUACUUCAGAGUUAUGGCUGAAAAUGAAUUUGGAAUUGGUGUUCCAGCUGAAACCAGGGAUGCUGUCAAAGCCUCAGAGCCACCUCUGCCUCCUGGGAAAGUAUUACUCACUGAUGUGACUCAGAGAAGUGCAUCACUUACAUGGGAAAAACCUGAACAUGAUGGAGGUAGCAGAAUUUUGGGAUACAUUGUUGAAAUGCUGCCUAAAGGAACAGAAAAAUGGAGUGUUGUUAGUGAGUCCAAAACAUGCAAUGCAGUGGUGUCUGGUUUGAGUCCAGGACAGGAAUAUCAAUUCCGUGUGAUUGCCUACAAUGAAAAAGGAAAAAGUGAUCCUAGAGCACUUGGAAUUCCUGUGAUAGCUAAAGACUUGACAAUUGAGCCAAGUUUCAAACUGAUGUUUAAUACAUACAGUGUACAAGCUGGAGAAGAUCUAAAAGUAGAAGUACCAUUUAUAGGUAGACCCAAACCUACUAUUACUUGGACAAAAGAUGAGCAACCACUGAAACAGACAACCAGAUUAAAUAUUCAGGAUACAACAACAUCAACGAUCCUACAUAUUAAAGAAAGCAACAAGGAAGACUUUGGUAAAUAUACAGUAACAGCAACAAAUGCAGCAGGUACAGCAACAGAGCAUCUGAGCAUAAUUGUACUGGAAAAGCCUGGCCCACCACGGGGACCUGUCCGAUUUGACGAAGUUAGUGCAGACUUUGUUGUUUUAUCAUGGGAUCCACCUGAUUAUACUGGCGGCUGUCAGAUAAGCAACUAUAUAGUAGAAAAGCGUGACACAAGCACUACCACAUGGAGCAUUGUGUCAGCAACUGUUGCAAGAACAACUAUCAAAGCAACAAAGCUUAAAACAGGUACUGAAUACCAGUUCAGGAUUACUGCUGAAAAUAGAUAUGGAAAGAGCUCUCCUUUGGCUUCUAAACCAAUUGUUGUGCAAUACCCCUACAAGGUGCCUGGACCACCUGGAACCCCAUUUGUAACAGCAACUUCCAAAGACCAUAUGAUUGUACAGUGGCAUGAACCAGUUAAUGAUGGAGGAAGCAAAGUUCUUGGCUACCAUCUUGAGCGUAAAGAUAAGAACAGCAUACUUUGGACAAAACAGAACAAGUCACUCAUUACCGACACCAAAUAUAAAACAGAUGGUCUUGAAGAAGGUCUUGAAUAUGAGUUCAGAGUUUCUGCUGAAAACAUUGUUGGCAUUGGCAAAGUCAGCAAAGUAUCAGAACUGUAUGUUGCCCGAGAUCCUUGUGACCCACCUGGCCGCCCAGAUGCCAUUGUUGUUACAAGAAGUAAUAUUACACUGCAGUGGAAAAAACCAGAAUAUGAUGGUGGAAGCAAAAUAACUGGUUAUAUUGUAGAAAAGAAAGAACUACCAGAUGGUCGCUGGAUGAAAGCCAGCUUUACAAAUGUGUUGGAAACAGAAUUUACAGUAAGUGGUCUUGUCGAAAACCAACGAUAUGAAUUUAGAGUAAUUGCAAGAAAUGCAGCAGGUUGCUUGAGUGAACCAUCUGAAAGUACAGGGCCCAUUACUGCCAGAGAUGAAAUUGAAGCACCAGGGGCUUCAUUGGAUCCUAAAUACAGAGAUGUCAUUGUUGUUCAUGCUGGAGAAACCUUUGUUCUUGAAGCUGAUAUCCAUGGCAAACCUAUUCCUGACAUUUCAUGGUCAAAAGAUGGUAAAGACCUUGAAGAAGCAACUGCAAGAAUGGAAAUUAAAUCUACCAUUCAGAAAACAACUCUCACUGUCAAAGACUGUAUAAGAGUAGAUGGAGGUCACUAUACUCUUAACCUCAAAAAUGUUGGUGGCACCAAAUCUAUACCAAUCACUGUAAAAGUGCUUGACAGACCAGGACCUCCAGAAGGACCUUUGAAGGUUACAGGUGUCACUGCAGAAAAAUGCUACUUGUCAUGGGCUCCACCAUUACAGGAUGGUGGUUCUAAUAUUUCACAUUAUAUCAUUGAGAAGAGAGAGACAAGCAGACUUUCAUGGACACAAGUAGCAACAGAUGUGCAGGCUCUUAACCUCAAAGUAACCAGACUCCUUCCUGGCAAUGAGUACAUUUUCCGUGUAAUGGCAGUGAAUAAAUACGGAAUUGGAGAGCCCUUGGAAUCUGAACCAAUUGUGGCUCGUAAUCCAUACAAACCCCCUGGUCCUCCUUCAACACCUGAAGUUUCAGCAAUCACGAAAGAUUCUAUGGUGGUGACAUGGGGUCGCCCAGAAGACAAUGGAGGAGCUGAAAUUGAAGGUUACAUACUUGAAAAACGAGACAAAGAUGGUAUCCGGUGGACCAAAUGCAAUAAGAAAAGGCUGACAGACUUGCGAUUCAGAGUAACAGGUCUUACUGAUGGGCAUUUCUAUGAAUUUAGAGUUUCUGCUGAAAAUGCUGCGGGGGUAGGGGAACCCAGUGAGCCAUCCAUUUUCUAUCGUGCUUGUGAUGUAUUAUAUCCCCCAGGUCCACCCACCAAUCCAAAGGUUACAGAUACUUCCAGGUCAUCAGUUUCCCUUGCCUGGAGUAAGCCUAUUUAUGAUGGUGGUGCUCCUGUUAAGGGAUAUGUAGUAGAAGUAAAAGAAGCCGCCGCUGAUGAAUGGACUACCUGCACCCCACCAACAGGCCUACAAGCAAAACAGUUCACCGUGACCAAACUAAAAGAGAACCAGGAAUAUAACUUCCGAAUCUGUGCCAUCAACUCAGAAGGAGUAGGAGAACCUGCUACUAUACCUGGUGCAGUCUUAGCAGAGGACAAGAUUGAACCUCCUGAAAUUGAACUUGAUGCAGAUCUCAGAAAAGUAGUCACUGUACGUGCUAGUGGUACAUUACGCCUGUUUGUCACCAUCAAAGGAAGACCAGAACCUGAAGUUAAAUGGGAGAAAGCAGAAGGAACAAUUAGUGAGCGAGCUCAGAUUGAAGUUACCAGUUCCUAUACAAUGCUGGUCAUUGACAAUGUCAAUAGAUUUGAUAGUGGUAGAUACAAUCUUACAUUAGAGAACAACAGUGGCAAAAAAUCAGCUUUUGUUAAUGUCAGAGUGCUUGAUACACCUAGUGCACCUAUAAACCUGACAAUCAGAGAAGUGAAAAAAGAUUUUGUAACUUUAGCCUGGGAACCACCACUUAUUGAUGGUGGAGCUAAAAUUACCAACUAUGUAGUUGAAAAGCGAGAAUCCACAAGAAAGGCAUAUGCCACAGUUACAAACAACUGCACUAAGAAUUCCUUCAAGAUUACUCAACUACAAGAAGGAUGUAGUUAUUACUUCCGGGUUCUAGCUGUAAAUGAAUAUGGGGUUGGCUUACCAGCAGAAACAGCUGACCCAAUUAAGGUGUCUGAACCACCUUCUCCACCUGCAAAGGUCAUGCUUGUUGAUGUGACUCGCAACUCUGUUUCAAUUAAAUGGGAAAAGCCAGAGAGCGAUGGUGGCAGUAAAAUUACUGGUUAUGUAGUAGAAAUGCAAACUAAAGGAAGUGUAAAAUGGAGUGCAUGCACGCAGGUGAAAACAUUAGAAGCAACAAUAACAGGCUUAAGUAUGGGAGAAGAGUACAGUUUCAGAGUGAUUGCUGUUAAUGAAAAAGGAAAAAGUGAUCCAAGAGAACUUGGUGUCCCGGUCAUUGCAAAAGAUAUUGAAAUCCAGCCAUCUGUUGAGCUCCUUUUCAACACAUUCACUGUGAAAGCUGGAGAUGAUCUUAAGAUCGAUAUUCCAUUCAGAGGACGACCUCUUCCAACUGUUAGCUGGAAGAAGGAUGGGAAUCCCUUAAAACAGACAACCAGGGUAAAUGUUCAGACAUCAAAGACUUCAACUUCACUGUCCAUCAAGGAAGCUUCAAAUGAAGAUUUGGGACAUUAUGAAUUACAUCUUUCAAAUACUGCCGGAUCAACAACGGCUUCUUUAACUGUAGUUGUUCUUGACAGACCAGGGCCACCAACUGAUGUUCAUAUUGAUGAAGUUAGUGCUGAUAGUGUAACAUUGUCUUGGAAACCUCCAGAAUAUGAUGGUGGGUGCCAUAUUAGCAAUUACAUUGUGGAGAAGAGAGACACUACCACAACGACAUGGGAGGUAGUAUCUGCAGCAGUUGCAAGAACAUCAAUUAAAGUAUCUCGACUCAUCACUGGAUCUGAAUAUCAGUUCCGUAUUUGUGCAGAAAACCGGUAUGGGAAAAGCACUUACACUAAUUCUCCUUCUGUUGUAGCAGAGUAUCCAUUUAAGCCUCCAGGUCCACCUGGUACUCCUCAUGUGGCACACGCAACUAAAGCUUUCAUGAUUGUAACUUGGCAGGUACCAGUUAAUGAUGGAGGUAGCGUAGUACUAGGAUAUCACUUGGAGCGUAAGGAAAGAAGCAGCAUUCUCUGGACAAAAGUCAACAAGAGCCUUAUAACUGAUACACAAAUGAAAGUUACAGGUCUUGAUGAAGGACUGCUAUAUGAAUAUCGUGUGUAUGCAGAAAACAUUGCUGGAAUAGGCAAAUGCAGUAAAUCAUGUGAACCAGUUGCUGCAAGAGAUCCAUGUGAUCCUCCCGGUCAACCAGAAGUUAUAAAUAUUACAAGAACAUCUGUCUCACUGAAGUGGACUAAACCAGAAUACGAUGGUGGAGCUAAAGUAACAGGAUAUAUUAUUGAACGCAGAGAGAUACCAGAUGGUCGCUGGCUAAAAUGUAAUUUUACUAAUGUGCAAGAAACAUACUUUGACGUAGGUGGACUUACAGAAGACCAGCGAUAUGAAUUCCGUGUUAUUGCAAAGAAUGCUGCUGGACUCUUCAGUCAGCCAUCUGAAUCAACUGGACCUGUGACCGUAAAAGAUGAUGUAGAGGCUCCAAGAAUUAUGAUGGAUGCCAAAUUCAGGGAUGUUGUAGUUGUGAAAGCUGGAGAAGUGUUUAAAGUCAAUGCUGAUAUUGCAGGUCGGCCAAUACCAGUGGUUUCAUGGACAAAGGAUGGUAAGGAGCUUGAAGGAAAAGCUAGAGUUGAAAUAGUCUCAACAGAUUAUACGACUGCAAUAACCAUUAAGGACUGUAUCCGAAGUGAUUCAGGACAGUAUGUACUAACAUUACAAAAUGUUGCAGGAACAAGAUCUUUGGCAAUUAAUUGCAAAGUGCUUGACAGACCUGGCCCACCUGCAGGCCCAUUAGAAAUAAAAGGCCUUACUGCUGAAAAGUGCCAUUUAUCAUGGGGACCCCCUCAAGAAAACGGUGGUGCAGAUAUUGAUUAUUAUAUUGUGGAAAAACGUGAGACCAGCAGAAUUGCAUGGACACUUUGCGAAGGAGAGCUUAGAACAACAUCCUGUAAAGUGACAAAAUUACUAAAGGGUAAUGAGUAUAUUUUCAGAGUGAUGGGAGUUAACAAAUACGGUGUUGGUGAGCCUCUAGAAAGUGUUGCUGUCAAAGCCCUAGACCCAUUUACAGUUCCAAGUCCACCUACAUCUUUAGAGAUUACCAGUGUGAGCAAAGAUUCGAUAACUCUGUGCUGGGCAAGACCUGAGUCUGAUGGAGGCAGUGAGAUCUCUGGCUAUGUAAUUGAAAGGCGUGAGAAAACCAGCCUAAGAUGGAUUCGUGUAAACAAAAAGCCAGUUUAUGAUUUAAGAGUGAAAUCAUCUGGUCUCCGUGAAGGAUGUGAAUAUGAAUUUCGGGUUUAUGCAGAAAAUGCUGCUGGCCUCAGUCUCCCAAGUGAAACCACACCAUUGAUUAAAGCAGAAGAUCCAAUCUUCUUGCCAUCACCCCCAUCUAAACCUAAGAUUAUGGAUUCUACAAGGUCAAAUAUCACAAUUGGUUGGACAAAGCCACUGUUUGAUGGAGGUGCCCCAGUAACAGGAUACACUGUUGAAUACAAGAAAACUGAUGAAACUGACUGGACAACUGCUAUUCAGAAUUUAAGAGGCACAGAAUAUACUAUAAGUGGAUUAGUAUCAGGCUCUGAGUAUGUUUUUAGAGUGAAAUCUAUUAACAAAAUGGGUGUCAGUGAACCAAGUGAUGUCUCAGAACCUCAGCUGGCAAAAGAAAGAGAGGAAGAACCUGCUUUUGAUAUUGACAGUGAAAUGCGGAAGACUUUAAUUGUAAGGGCUGGUGGAUCAUUCACAAUGACUGUUCCUUUCAGAGGCAAACCAGUCCCAAAUGUAACAUGGAACAAACCAGACACUGAUCUUCGUGUACGAGCAAGCAUUGACACUUCAGAUAAUUGUACAUCUCUCACUAUUGAAAAAGCAACAAGGAAUGAUUCUGGAAAAUACACUUUAACACUACAAAACAUCCUGAACACUGCUACAUUGACUUUAAUUGUCAAAGUUCUUGAUACUCCUGGCCCACCAUCUAAUAUUGCAACAAAAGACAUAACUAAAGAAUCUGCUGUGUUAUCCUGGGAUGUUCCUGAAAAUGAUGGCGGAGCACCUGUAAAGAACUAUGUAAUUGAAAAACGAGAAGCUAGCAAAAAAGCAUGGGUCACUGUGACAAACAAUUGUCAUCGCCUGUCCUACAAAGUGACUGGUUUGCAAGAAGGUGGCAUUUACUACUUCCGGGUCUCUGGAGAAAAUGAGUAUGGUGUUGGAGUGCCUUCUGAGACCAAGGAAGGAACAAAAAUAACAGAAAAACCCAGCCCACCAGAAAAACUAGGAGUUACAAAUGUCACAAAGGACAGUGUUUCUCUUUCAUGGCUAAAACCAGAACAUGAUGGUGGAAGCAGAAUUGUGAGCUACCUCAUUGAAGCUCUGGAGAAAGGACAGCAAAAAUGGGUUAAGUGUGCAGUUGUAAAAACAACUCAUCAUGUUGUCCAUGGUCUUAAGGAGAAUACUGACUAUUUCUUCAGAGUGUAUGCAGAAAACCAAGCUGGUUUAAGUGAUCCUAAGGAACUACUACUUCCUGUUACAGUUAAAGAACAAUUAGAAUCUCCUGAGAUUGACAUGAAAGGCUUCCCUCAUAACACUGUAUAUGUUAGAUCAGGAUCAAACCUGAAAGUUGAAAUUCCAGUUUCUGGAAAACCGUUGCCAAAGGUGACAUUGUCUAGAGAUGGUGUUCCACUGAAACCCACUAUGAGAUUUCACACAGAAACCACUGCAGAAAGUCUUGUCAUUAACCUUAAAGAAAGUGUGGCUGCUGAUGCUGGCAGAUAUGACAUUACUGCUGCCAAUUCAAGUGGCACCACAAAAUCAUUUGUUAAUAUUGUUGUGCUGGAUAGACCUGGUCCUCCUGUUGGUCCUGUUGUCCUUAGCGACGUCACUGAAGAGAGUGUAACACUUAGAUGGCAACCACCAGCUUAUGAUGGUGGAAGUCAAGUUACCAACUAUAUUGUACUGAAAAGAGAAACAAGUACUGCAGCUUGGUCUGAAGUGUCUGCAACUGUUGCUAGAACAGUUAUCAAAGUUAUGAGGCUCACGACAGGAGAAGAAUACCAAUUCCGCAUCAAAGCUGAGAACCGCUUUGGCAUCAGUGAUCACAUAGACUCACAGUGUGUGGUUGUCAAGCUUCCUUACACUACCCCUGGCCCUCCUUCCACACCAUGGGUCACCAGUGUCACCCGAGAGAGUAUUACUGUCGGAUGGCAUGAACCAGUCACUAAUGGUGGCAAUGCUAUCAUUGGAUACCACCUGGAAAUGAAAGACAGGAAUAGCAUAUUAUGGCAGAAGGCUAACAAGACGCUUAUUCGCACCACUCAUUUCAAAGUCACCACCAUCAGUGCUGGCCUUAUCUAUGAAUUUAGAGUUUAUGCAGAAAAUGCAGCUGGCAUUGGAAAAGCGAGUCGUCCUUCUGAUCCAGUCCUUGCAAUUGACGCUUGUGAACCACCAAGAAAUGUCCGUGUCUCAGAUAUUUCCAAGACUGCUGUCACUCUCUCCUGGCAGAAGCCAGCAUUUGAUGGUGGUAGCAAGAUCACUGGAUACAUUGUAGAAAAACGUGAUCUUCCAGAUGGCAGAUGGACAAAAGCAAGCUUCACCAAUGUUAUUGAGACUCAGUUCACAGUAUCUGGUCUGACACAGAAUUCCCGCUAUGAAUUCCGCGUCUUUGCUAAGAAUGCCGUUGGUUCCAUCAGUAACCCCUCAGAUGUUGUGGGUCCUAUCACAUGUGUUGAUACAUAUGGUGCACCUGAAAUUGAUGUGCCACCAGAAUAUACAGAAGUGGUGAAAUACAAAGCAGGAACUUCAGUUAAGCUAAAAUUAGGCAUCUCAGGCAAGCCUAUACCCACAAUUGAAUGGUUCAAAAAUGGCAACGAGGUACAAACCAGUGCACUAGUGUCUUUUGAAAACACAACAGAAUUUGCUUCUAUACUCAUCAAGGAUGCAAAUCGACUCAACAGUGGCACCUAUGAAUUAAAACUAAAGAAUGCCAUGGGUUCAGCAUCUGCCCACAUUAGACUACAGAUACUUGACAAGCCAGGACCUCCAACUGGACCUAUACAGUUUAAGUCAGUCACUGCUGAAAAGAUUACAAUAAUGUGGGACCCACCAGCAGAUGAUGGUGGUGCACCUGUAACACACUAUGUUGUUGAAAAGCGGGAGACAAGUCGGGUUGUUUGGUCUUUAAUUUCUGAAAAACUGGAGGGAUGUAUCAUAACUACAACAAAACUCAUCAAAGGAAAUGAAUAUUUGUUCCGUGUCCGUGGUGUGAACAAGUUUGGAAUUGGUGACCCACUUGAAUCUGAACCUGUUAUAGCCAAAAAUUCAUUUGUUACACCCGGACCACCUAGUGUACCAGAAGUCACAAAGAUAACCAAGAAUUCUAUGACCGUUGUCUGGAAUAGGCCCACAGUUGAUGGAGGCAGUGAAAUAUCAGGAUAUUUUCUUGAGAAGCGUGACAAGAAGAGUCUGAGUUGGUUCAAGGUUACUAAAGAAAGUAUUCGAGACACCAGACAGAAAGUAACAGGUCUGACUGAAAACAGUGAAUAUCAUUUCCGAGUUUGUGCUGUCAAUGCAGCUGGACAAGGUCCGUUCUCUGAAGCUUCUGACUUCUACAAAGCUGCAGAUCCUAUUGAUAAGCCAGGCUCACCAACAAAGCUGAAGGUUGUGGAUACAACCAAGACAUCUGUCACCCUUGGCUGGAUUAAACCUACUUACGAUGGAGGAAGUCCAGUUACCAGCUAUGUGGUGGAGAAAAGGGAAGGCGAAGAGCAAGAAUGGACUGUAGUCAGUACCAAGGGAGAAGUGAGAACAACCGAGUAUGUUGUAUCACACCUUCAGCCAAGUGUUAAUUAUUAUUUCCGUGUGUCUGCUAUGAAUUGUGCUGGACAAGGAGAGCCUAUUGAAAUGAUGGAACCCAUUCAAGCUAAAGAUAUUCUUGUGGCACCAGAGAUUGAUCUGGAUGUUGCUCUCCGGACAUCUAUUGUUGCUAAAGCAGGUGAAGAUGUGGAAAUAAUGAUUCCAUUUAAAGGAAGGCCUCCUCCAACAGUCACAUGGAGAAAGGGUGACAAGAAUCUUGGAACUGAUGAAAGAUAUAUAAUUCAGAACACAGAAUCAUCUACAUUACUUAUUAUUCCUCAAGUUACCCGAAAUGAUACAGGAAAAUAUGUUCUUACAAUUGAAAAUGGAGUUGGAGAAGCAAAAUCAUCAUUUGUGAAUGUAAAAGUACUUGACACACCUUCUGCUUGCCAGAAGCUGCAGCUUAAGCAUGUUUCUCGUGGCACAGUUACACUGGUAUGGGAGCCACCUCUUAUUAAUGGUGGUUCUGAAAUAACAAAUUAUGUUGUUGAAAAAAGAGAUGCUACAAAGAGGGCCUGGUCAACUGUUACAACAAAAUGUUCUAAUACCACCUUUAAGCUAACUAACUUGUCAGAGAAGACUUCGUUCUUCUUCCGUGUUCUUGCUGAAAAUGAAAUUGGACUGGGUGAACCUUGUGAGACCUCUGAACCAGUGAAAGCUGCAGAUGUACCUGGACCUGUAAAAGACCUGGCAAUGAAAGAUUCUACAAAGAGUUCUGUUACAUUGCAGUGGAGCAAACCGGACUAUGAUGGUGGUAGCAUUAUAUCAGACUAUGUUAUUGAGAAGAAACUUCAGGAAGAGAAAGAAUGGACAUAUGCAGGCACAAGCAAGAGCUGUGAAUUUGUAGCUGAAAAACUUAAAGAGCUUUCUGUCAUGGAAUUCAGAGUCUUUGCUAAAAAUGAAAAAGGCAUGAGUGACUCUGUUACUGUUGGACCCAUUACAGUGAAGGAACUUAUAAUAACACCUGAGGCUGACCUUUCUGAUAUUCCUGGAGGACAGAUUGCAGUAAGAAUUGGACAUAACCUGCACACUGAAUUGCCCUAUAAAGGUAAACCUAAGCCAUCAAUGAGCUGGCUCAAGGACAACCUCCCUCUUAAAGAAACAGAACAACUUCGUUUCAAGAAAACUGAAAACAAGAUAAGCUUAAGCAUCAAGAAUGUGAAAAAGGAGCAUGGUGGCAAAUAUACUUUAAUUCUUGAUAAUGUAGUCUGCAGAAAAUCAUUCACAUUUACUGUUAUCACUCUUGGUCCUCCAUCUAAGCCAAAAGCACCUUUAAGACUAGAUGAAAUCAAAGCAGAUAGUGUAGUUUUGUCAUGGGAAGCUCCCGAGGAUGAUGGGGGAGGAGAAAUUACUGGAUACAGUAUUGAGAAGAGAGAAACCUCACAAAUGAACUGGAAGCUGGUGUGUUCAAGUGCUGCAAGAACAACCUUCAAAGUGCCAAACCUUGUUAAAGACACUGAAUAUCAGUUUAGAGUCCGUGCAGAAAACAGAUACGGAGUGAGCCCACCUCUUGUCUCAGCAGAUGUUGUGGCAAAGCAUCAGUUUAGACCACCAGGUGCCCCAGGCAAGCCUGUUGUAUACAAUAUAACUGCUGAUGGAAUGACCAUAUCUUGGGAUGCUCCUGCUUAUGAUGGUGGUUCAGAGAUCAUUGGAUACCACGUUGAAAAGAAGGAAAGAAACAGUAUUUUGUGGCAGAAGGUUAAUGUUGCAUUAAUAUCUAGCAGAGAAUACAGGAUUACUGGACUGCUUGAAGGCCUGGAUUACCAGUUCCAAGUAUAUGCUGAAAACGCUGCAGGUCUAAGCCGAGCUAGCGAGCCAAGCAAAUUUACUUUGGCAGUCUCUCCAGUGGACCCACCUGGUACUCCUGAUUACAUAGAUGUCACUAGAGAAACAAUCACCCUCAAAUGGACCCCCCCACUGCGUGAUGGAGGCAGUAAGAUUGUGGCUUACAGCAUUGAGAAACGGCAAGGAAGUAAAGACCGUUGGCUUAGGUGUAACUUUACUGAUGUCAGUGAAUGCCAAUAUACGGUUACAGGACUUAAUGCAGGUGACCGAUAUGAAUUCAGAGUGCUUGCAAGAAAUGCUGUUGGUACCAUCAGCCCGCCUUCACAGUCUUCAGGCUAUAUCAUGACCAGAGAUGAAAACGUUGCUCCAACAAUUGAAUUUGGUGCUGAGCACUUUGAAGGCCUUACUGUUAAAGCUGGAGAGAGCAUUACAGUUAAAGCUCUAAUCAGAGGACGUCCAGUACCUAAAGUGACAUGGUUUAAGGAUGGUAAAGAGAUAGAGAGAACAAUGAAUAUAGAAAUAACUACAGCUAUUGGAUAUAGUACAAUCUUCAUUAGAGAUGCUAUCCGGGAUCAUCGUGGAGUGUACACAGUAGAAGCCAAAAAUGCAUCAGGCACUAAACGAGAAGAUAUUACCAUCAGAGUACAAGACACACCAGGAAAAGUUGGUGGACCAAUACGAUUCACAAACAUCACUGGAGAAAAAGUCACAUUAUGGUGGGAGCCUCCAGCUAAUGAUGGUUGUGCUUCUAUUUCUCACUACAUAAUUGAAAAACGUGAAACCAGCAGGAUUGCUUGGGCAUUAGUUGAAGAUAAAUGUGAAGCUUGCAGCUACACAGCACUUAAAUUAAUUAAGGGCAAUGAGUACCAGUUCCGCAUCUCUGCAGUGAACAAAUUUGGAGUUGGCAGACCACUGGAGUCUGAUCCAGUUAUUGCACAAAUACCUUACACUCUCCCUGAUGCACCAGGAACUCCAGAGCCUACCAACGUAACAGGAGACAGUAUCACACUUACAUGGGCAAGACCAGAGUCAGAUGGUGGAAGCGAGAUAAAUGAGUAUAUUCUUGAAAGGAGAGAAAAGAAGAGCAUGCGCUGGGUUAAAGUAUCCAGUAAGAGGCCCAUUACUGAGAACAGAUACAGAGUAACUGGCCUUAUUGAAGGCAAUGAGUAUGAGUUCCAUGUCAUGGCUGAAAAUGCUGCAGGAGUUGGACCUGCAAGUGAUGUUUCAAAGCUGAUUAAAUGUAGAGAACCAGUCAGCCCACCAAGUGCUCCUAAUGUUGUAAAGGUGACAGAUACAUCAAAGACUAGUGUAAGCUUAGAGUGGACAAAGCCAGUUUUUGAUGGAGGCAUGGAAAUAAUUGGGUACAUCAUUGAGAUGUGCAAAGCUGACCUUGAAUCAUGGCAGAAAGUCAAUGCAGAGACUGUUAUUGCUACUAAAUAUACCGUUGUUGAUUUGGAGGCAGGAGAACACUAUAAAUUCAGAGUUAGUGCUGUCAAUGGCGCUGGCAAAGGAGAGAGUUGUGAAAUUGCUGCUUCAGUCCAAACUGUGGACAGGCUUUCUGCACCCGAAAUUGAUAUCGAUGCAAACUUCAAGCAGACUCAUAUUGUAAGAGCAGGUGCAAGCAUUCGUCUAUUUAUUGCCUUCUCUGGAAGGCCUGUUCCUACUGCAGUGUGGUCCAAAGCAGAUGCUAAUCUCAGCUUGCGUGCUGACAUUCAAACAACUGAUUCUUUCAGCACAUUGACUGUGGAGGAAUGCAAUAGAAAUGAUGCUGGCAAGUAUGUCUUUACUGUGGAAAACAACAGUGGAAGUAAGUCUAUUACAUUUACUGUCAAGGUUUUGGACACGCCUGGUCCACCAGGUCCUAUUACAUUUAAAGAUGUGACUCGAGGAUCUAUUACUUUAAUGUGGGAUGCUCCUGUUCUGGAUGGAGGUUCUCGUAUCCAUCACUACGUUGUGGAAAAACGUGAAGCAAGUCGUCGCAGCUGGCAAGUAGUGAGUUCAAAAUGCACUCGACAGAUCUUUAAGGUCACAGAUCUAGCAGAAGGUGUGCCAUAUUACUACCGAGUAUCAGCAGAAAAUGAAUAUGGUGUAGGUGAACCCUGUGAAUUAACAGAACCGGUUGUAGCCACGGAAGAACCCGCUCCACCUAAGAGACUAGAUAUUGUUGAUACCACCAAAUCUUCUGUAGUUUUAGCUUGGCUUAAGCCUGAUCAUGAUGGUGGUAGCCGUAUUACUGGAUACCUUCUUGAAAUGAAACAAAAAGGAUCUGACUCCUGGAUUGGAGCUGGACAAACCAAGCAACUUACUUUCACUGUUGAAGGCCUUGUGGAGAACACUGAAUAUGAGUUCCGGGUGAAGGCGAAAAAUGAUGCUGGCUACAGUGAGCCAAGAGAAGCUUUCUCUUCUGUUAUUGUUAAGGAGCCACAGAUUGAACCAACAGCAGAUCUCAGCGAUAUAAGCAGACAGCUCAUAACAUGCAAGGCUGGAAGCACGUUUACGAUUGAUAUACCAAUCAGUGGGCGCCCAGCUCCAAAAGUGACAUGGAAACUUGAGGAGAUGAAGCUGAAGGAAACUGAGAGAGUGACUAUCAAGACAACAAAAGACAGAACCACACUGACUGUAAAGGACAGUAUGAGAGGUGACUCUGGUAAAUACUACCUUACACUUGAAAACACUGCUGGUGUGAAAACAUUUGCUGUCACGGUGGUAGUCAUAGGAAGACCAGGUCCUGUCACUGGCCCAAUUGAAAUAUCAUCUGUCUCUGCUGAGUCCUGUGUGUUGACUUGGAAAGAACCUGAAGAUGAUGGUGGCAGUGACAUUACAAACUACAUUGUAGAGAAACGUGAGUCUGGCACAACAGCAUGGCAGCUGGUAAAUUCCAGUGUGAAACGAACACAGAUUAAAGUCAGUCAUCUCACAAAAUACCAAGAGUACAGUUUCCGAGUAAGCUCAGAAAAUAGAUUUGGUGUCAGCAAGCCGCUUGAAUCAAAAACAGUAGUUGCUGAGCAUCCAUUUGUCCCACCAAGCCCACCUUCAAGGCCAGAAGUCUAUUCUGCAUCUGCCACUGCCAUGGCCAUUCGCUGGGAGGAACCCUAUCAUGAUGGUGGCAGCAAAGUCAUUGGGUAUUGGGUGGAAAAGAAGGAGCGCAACACCAUCCUUUGGGUGAAAGAGAACAAAGUGCCCUGCUGUGAAUGCAACUACAAAGUCACAGGGUUGGUGGAAGGCCUAGAAUAUCAGUUCAGAACCUAUGCUCUAAAUGCUGCAGGUGUUAGCAAAGCUAGUGAAGCUUCCAGACCUGUAGUGGCUCAAAAUCCAGUUGAUCCACCAGGAAGACCAGAAGUAACAGAUGUGACCAGAUCUACAGUGUCACUGAGCUGGUCACCCCCACUUUAUGAUGGUGGAAGCAAAAUUAUUGGAUAUAUUAUAGAGCGCAAACCAUAUAAUGAAUCUGGUGAUGGACGCUGGCUGAAAUGCAAUUAUACCAUUGUCUCAGAAAACUUCUUUACUGUGACAGCUCUUGGUGAAGAUGAAGCCUAUGAAUUCCGUGUACUAGCAAAGAAUGCUGCUGGUGUGAUUAGCAAAGGAUCUGAAUCAACUGGUGCUGUCAUUUGCAAAGACGAAUACUCACCACCAAAGGCUGAACUUGAUGCCAGACUGCAGGGAGAAGUUUUGAGCAUUAGAGCUGGAUCGGACCUUGUUCUUGAUGCAGCUGUUGGUGGGAAACCAGAACCAAAAGUCUUCUGGUCCAAAGGUGACAGGGAACUGGACCUAUGUGAAAAGAUAUCCCUGCAAUACACCAGCAAACGAGCUAUUGCAAUUAUCAAGUUCUGUGACAGAAGCGAUAGUGGAAAAUAUACUCUAACAGUUAAAAAUGCCAGUGGAAUGAAACAACUUUCCGUUCUUGUCAAAGUGCUUGAUUCACCAGGUCCAUGUGCAGGCAAAAUCAUGAUUAGCAGAGUAACAGAAGAGAAAUGUACUCUGGCAUGGAACAUUCCUGAGGAAGACGGAGGUGCAGAAAUCACUCACUAUAUCAUAGAAAGGCGUGAAACCAGCAGACUUCACUGGGUUAUUGUUGAGGCUGAAUGCCAGACAUUAUCCACUGUGGUAACAAAACUUAUUAAAAAUAAUGAAUACAUCUUCCGUGUGAGAGCUGUCAACAAAUAUGGACCAGGUGUUCCACUUGAAUCGGAACCCGUGAUUGCCAGGAAUGCUUUCACUAUUCCAACACAACCUGGUGCUCCUGAAGAAGUGAGCGUUGGCAAGGAACAUAUCAUUAUUCAGUGGUCGAAACCAGAAUCAGAUGGUGGUAGUGAGAUUAAGGACUAUCUUGUGGACAAACGUGAAAGGAAAAGUCUACGCUGGACACGAGUGAACAGAGAUUACACCAUUUAUGAUACCAGACUGAAAGUCACUGGUCUCAUGGAAGGGUGCCAGUACCAAUUCCGUGUCACUGCAGUGAAUGCUGCUGGAAACAGUGAACCUAGUGAAGCUUCACAGUACAUGUUAUGUAAAGAACCAACAUAUACUCCUGCAUCACCUUCAGUUCCAAGAGUUGUGGAUACUACUAAGCACAGCAUAAGCUUAGCAUGGUCAAAGCCCACAUACGAUGGUGGUGCUGACAUCUUAGGCUAUGUUCUUGAGAUGAAAGAAGAAGGUAGUGAGCAGUGGUAUCGACCACAUACAACCGCUACUCUGAGGAAUGCUGAGUUCACCGUGACUGGUCUUAAAACAAACCAGAAAUACCAAUUCAGAGUUGCUGCUACAAAUGUGAAUGGUAUGAGUGAAUUUAGUGAAUCAUCAGCAGAAAUAGAACCUGUGGAAAGAAUAGAAAUACCUGAGCUUGAGCUUGCUGAUGAUCUGAAGAAGACGGUUACAGUCAGAGCUGGUGGUUCCCUCCGCCUAAUGGUCUCUGUAUCUGGCAGACCCUCUCCUGUAAUCACAUGGAGCAAGCAGGGUGUUGACCUUGUAAGUCGAGCUAUUAUUGAUACUACAGACAGCUACACUCUGCUUAUUGUGGAUAAAGUUAAUCGAUAUGAUGCUGGAAAAUACAUCAUUGAGGCUGAAAAUCAAUCUGGAAAAAAAUCUGCAACUAUUUCUGUGAAAGUGUAUGAUACACCUGGUCCACCAUCGUCAGUGAAAGUUAAGGAAGCAUCAAAAGAUUCUGUGACACUUACUUGGGAUAUUCCAAACAUUGACGGUGGAGCCCCAGUCAACAAUUACAUAAUCGAGAAACGUGAAGCUUCCAUGAGAGCUUACAAGACUGUGACUACCAAAUGCAGCAAAACAUUUUAUAGAGUCACUGGACUUCUAGAAGGAGCUUUGUAUUAUUUCAGAGUACUGCCAGAAAAUAUUUAUGGCAUUGGUGAAGCUUGUGAAACAUCUGAUGCAGUACUAGUAUCUGAUGUCCCCAUGGUACCACAAAAACUCGAAGUGAUUGACACCACUAAAUCAACUGUUACUCUUGCAUGGGAGAAGCCACUGCAUGAUGGUGGCAGCAGAUUGACAGGCUAUGUUAUUGAGGCCAGCAAAGCUGGAACAGAAAGAUGGUUGAAGGUAGUGACACUGAAGCCUACUGUCUACGAACAUACAAUUAUCUCUCUCAAUGAAGGCGAACAGUACUUGUUCAGGGUUAGAGCACAGAAUCAGAAAGGCGUGUCAGAACCACGAGAGAUUGUCACAGCAGUAACAGUCCAAGACCAAAAAGUUCUGCCAACAAUUGACUUUGCUGGAAUACCUCAGAAGACAAUUCAUGUACCUGCUGGCAAGCCCAUUGAGUUAGCCAUUCCAAUUGAAGGACGACCACCUCCAACUGCAUCUUGGUUCUUUGCUGGUUCUAAACUAAAAGAAUCAGAACGCAUCAAAAUGGAGACUGUUGCCAAAAUGACUAAAUUAACUGUGCGUGAGACCACCAUACAUGACACCGGAGACUAUACACUUGAACUGAAGAACACAACUGGAACAGUUACUGAUACACUAAAGGUUAUAAUCCUUGACAAACCUGGACCACCUGUUGGACCUAUCCGAAUUGACGAAGUUGAUUCAAAUUAUGUAACCGUCUCCUGGGACCCACCUGAGCUGGAUGGUGGAGCUGCCCUUAGUGGAUAUGUGGUAGAACAGCGUGAUGCUCACCGUCCUGGAUGGCUGCCAGUUUCAGAGUCAGUAACCAGGACAACAUUUAAGUUCACCAGACUUGUUGAAGGUGCAGAAUAUGUGUUCCGUGUGGCUGCUACAAACCGCUUUGGAAUCGGAUCUUACCUACAGUCUGAAAUUAUAGAAUGCAAGAGCAGAAUCCGUAUUCCUGGUCCUCCUGGCACUCCAGAAGUGUUUGAUAUCUCUCGAGAUGGCAUGACAUUAACUUGGUAUCCUCCAGAAGAUGACGGUGACUCACAGAUCACUGGUUAUAUUGUUGAACGCAAAGAAGUUAGAGCAGAUAGAUGGAUCCGUGUAAAUAAAGUCCCAGUUACUAUGACUCGUUACCGUUCCACUGGGUUGGUCGAAGGACUGGAAUAUGAACACCGAGUCACAGCAAUCAAUGCCAGAGGCACUGGGAAACCCAGCCGUCCUUCCAAGUCUGCUGUUGCCAGAGAUCCAAUUGCUCCUCCAGGUAAACCUCAGAAUCCAAGAGUCACUGAUACUACAAGAACAUCUGUCUCCCUGGCCUGGAGUCCCCCAGAAGAUGAAGGUGGUUCUAAAGUUACUGGCUACUUAAUUGAGAUGCAGAAGGUUGAUCAAUUUGAAUGGACCAAAUGCAACACUACGCCAACCAAGAUUCGUGAAUACACCUUGACACAUCUUCCCCAGGGUGCAGAGUACAGAUUCCGUGUGCUAGCCUGUAAUGCUGGUGGGCCAGGAGAACCUGCUGAAGUGCCAGGAACAGUCAAAAUAACAGAAAUGCUUGAAUAUCCUGACUAUGAACUUGACGAAAAAUACCAAGAAGGUCUCAUGGUGAGACAAGGUGGAGUAAUCAGGCUUACAAUACCCAUUAAGGGUAAGCCCAUCCCAGUAUGCAAAUGGACAAAAGAAGGACAAGACAUCAGCAAGAGGGCCAUGAUUGCGACUUCUGAGACUCACACAGAACUUGUGAUCAAAGAUGCAGAAAGAGAAGAUUCAGGAACCUAUGAUUUGGCACUUGAAAACAAGUGUGGCAAAAAAGCUGUGUAUAUUAAAGUCAGAGUGAUUGGCAUUCCAAAUCCACCAGAAGGGCCACUGGAGUAUGAUGAUAUACAAGCUCGUUCCGUCAGAGUAAGCUGGAGACCUCCUACAGACGAUGGUGGUGCAGAUAUCCUAGGUUAUAUUGUUGAGAGAAGAGAAGUACCAAAGACUGCCUGGUACACUGUUGACUCCAGAGUGAAAGGGACAUCACUGGUGGUGAAAGGGCUCAAAGAAAAUGUGGAAUAUCACUUCCGUGUUUCUGCUGAAAACCAUUUCGGUAUUAGCAAAUCUCUCAAAUCUGAAGAACCAGCAGUACCAAAGACACCUCUAAAUCCUCCAGAGCCUCCAAACAACCCACCUGAAGUGCUUGAUGUUACAAAGAGUUCUGUCAACUUGUCCUGGUCCAGACCUAAAGAUGACGGUGGUUCUCGUGUAACUGGCUACUACAUUGAACGUAAAGAGACAUCUACAGAAAAAUGGGUCCGGCAUAAUAAGACACAGAUUACCACUACAAUGUACACAGUCACAGGACUUGUUCCAGAUGCUGAAUAUCAAUUCCGUAUCAUUGCUCAAAAUGACAUUGGUGAAAGUGAAGCAAGUCCUGCUUCUGAACCAGUUGUAUGCAAGGAUCCAUUUGACAAACCAAGCCAACCUGGAGAAAUUGAGAUCACUUCUAUAUCUAAGGACAGCAUUACAUUAGAAUGGGAAAGACCUGAAAGUGAUGGUGGGAAAGAGAUCCUUGGCUACUGGGUUGAAUAUCGCCAGUCUGGAGAAAGCACCUGGAAAAAAUGCAAUAAGGAACGCAUCAAGGACAGGCAGUUUACAGUAGGAGGUUUACUAGAGGCUACAGAAUAUGAGUUCCGUGUUUUCGCAGAAAAUCAGACUGGCCUCAGCAGACCGCGCAGGACUGCUAUGGCAGUGAAAACUAAAUUAACAUCUGGAGAAGCACCUGCCAUCAGAAAAGAAAUGCAGGACGUUACAACUAAACUGGGUGAGGCGGCUCAACUGACAUGCCAGAUUGUUGGGAGACCUUUGCCUGAUAUUAAAUGGUACCGCUUUGGCAAAGAACUGGUGCAAAGCCGAAAAUACAAAAUGUCAUCUGAUGGACGCAAUCAUACACUGACAGUAAUGACAGAGGAACAGGAGGAUGAAGGUCUCUACACUUGUAUGGCUACCAAUGAUGUCGGAGAAAUUGAAACUAGUGGCAAACUAUUAUUGCAGGCUCCUCCUCAGUUCCAUCCUGGCUUCCCAUUGAAAGAGAAAUACUACGCAGGUGCAGGUGGCACCCUCCGCCUUCACGUUGUGUAUAUUGGCCGACCAGUACCAGCAAUAACCUGGUUUCAUGGCAACAAACCUUUGAGAGGAUCAGAAACAGUUACUAUUGAGAACACAGAACAUUAUACUCAUCUUGCUAUUAAGAAUGUCCAGCACAAGACUCAUGCUGGGAAGUACAAAGUACAACUCAGUAACACAUUUGGAACGGUUGACACUGUACUUAAUGUGGAAAUACAAGAUAAACCAGAUAAACCAGCAGGGCCAAUUGUUAUAGAGUCUAUACUGAAGAAUUCUGUGGUGAUAAGCUGGAAACCCCCAGAGGAUGAUGGAGGUGCUAUGAUAACCAAUUACAUCAUAGAGAAACGUGAAGCCAAGGAAGGAACAGAAUGGCAACUUGUAUCUUCAAGCAUUUCAGGCACAACCUGUAGAAUUGUUAACCUAACUGAAAAUGCAGGCUAUUAUUUCCGUGUUUCUGCUCAGAAUACAUAUGGCAUUAGUGAAGCACUGGAGGUCUCAUCAGUUGUUUUCAUAAAGCCUCCAUUUGAAAAACCAGGACAACCUGGCCAGCCAGUAGCAAGUGCUGUCACAAAGGAUUCCUGUGUUGUCUCAUGGAAGCCACCUGCAAGUGAUGGCGGUGCAAAGAUUAGAACUUAUUAUCUUGAGAAACGUGAGAAAAAACAAAACAAGUGGAUUUCUGUAACAACAGAUGAAAUUCGUGAAACAGUCUACUCUGUGAAAGAUCUUAUUGAAGGUCUUGAAUAUGAGUUCCGUGUAAAAUGUGAAAACCUUGGUGGUGAAAGUGAGUGGAGUGAGGUAUCCCAACCAGUCAUUCCAAAAUCUGAUGUCCCCAUUAAAGCUCCACAUUUCAAGGAAGAACUAAGGAAUCUGAAUGUGAAAUUUCAAGCUAAUGCCACGUUUGUCUGCAAAGUCACCGGUCAUCCUAAGCCAAUUGUCAAGUGGUACAGACAGGGCAAAGAAAUCAUGCCAGAUGGGGAAAAGAUCAAGAUACAGGAAUUCAAGGGUGGAUUUUACCAGCUGGUCAUCACAAAUGUAACAGAUGAUGAUGCCACAGUAUAUCAAGUUAGAGCUACCAACCAAGGAGGAUCUGUGUCUGGCACUGCCUCUUUGGAUGUUGAAGUUCCUGCAAAGAUUCACUUGCCCAAAAACCUGGAAGGCAUGGGAGCUGUUCAUGCUCUCCGAGGGGAAGUGGUGAGCAUCAAGAUUCCAUUCAGUGGCAAGCCUACCCCCGUGAUCACAUGGCAGAAGGGACAAGAUCUCAUUGAUACUAAUGGACACUACCAAGUCAUUGUUACACGAUCAUUCACAUCUCUUGUUUUCCCAAAUGGUGUUGACAGAAAAGAUGCAGGGUUUUACAUUGUUUGUGCCAAAAACAGAUUUGGGAUUGAUCAAAAAACAGUUGAAUUAGAUGUGGCUGAUGUGCCGGAUCCACCAAGAGGUCUAAAAGUAACUGACAUUUCAAGGGAUUCAGUCAACUUAACCUGGAAUGAACCAGCUACAGAUGGUGGAAGCAGAAUCAUAAACUACAUUGUUGAGAAACGUGCUACAACAGCAGAGCGAUGGAUUCGUGUUGCACAAGCUCGUGAUACACGAUACACAGUGGUGAACCUAUUUGGUAAGACCACCUACCAGUUCCGUGUAAUUGCAGAAAACAAGUUUGGCCAAAGUCAGCCUUCUGAACCCACCGAUCCAGUUGUAACAAAGGAAGAUAAGACUAGAAUAAUGAACUAUGAUGAAGAAGUUGAUGAGACCAGAGAAGUCACAGCAGCUAAAGCAGCUCACUAUUCUACAAAGGAACUCUAUGACAAAUAUAUGAUCGCAGAAGAGCUUGGACGUGGGCAAUUUGGCAUUGCACACCGCUGUGUUGAGGCAGUUUCAAAAAAGACUUACCUGGCAAAGUUUGUCAAAGUAAAGGGCGCUGACCAAGUUUUGGUAAAGAAAGAAAUUUCCAUUCUAAACAUUGCUAGGCACCAAAAUAUCCUGUAUCUUCAUGAAUCAUUUGAGAGCCUAGAAGAAUUGGUCAUGAUAUUUGAAUUCAUUUCUGGAGUUGACAUCUUCGAAAGAAUCAGCACACCUUCAUUUGAACUGAAUGAAAGAGAAAUAGUAAGUUAUGUACGCCAGGUCUGUGAUGCACUAGAAUUUUUACAUCGCCAUAGCAUUGGACAUUUUGAUAUUAAACCAGACAAUAUUAUUUACUUCACAAGAAGAAGCUCUGUAGUUAAAAUUGUUGAAUUUGGUCAAGCCAGACAAUUGAGGCCUGGAGAUAGCUUUAGACUCCAGUUCACUGCCCCUGAAUAUUAUGCACCUGAAGUACAUCACCAUGACUUGGUCAGCACAGCUACUGACAUGUGGUCAGUUGGUGCUCUAUCAUACAUACUUCUCAGUGGCCUUAAUCCUUUCAUUGCUGAAACAAACCAACAAGUUAUUGAAAAUAUUCUAAAUGCUGAAUACAGCUUCGAUGAUGAAGCAUUCAAAGACAUAAGUGUUGAGGCCAUGGACUUCAUUGAUCGUCUACUAGUAAAAGAAAGAAAAUCUCGGAUGACAGCUGCUGAAGCUCUUAAUCAUGUGUGGCUAAAACAGCAGACAGAAAAGACCAGCACUAAAGCCAUCAAGACCUUGAGGCACAGGCGUUACUACCAAACUCUAGUAAAGAAGGAGUGGAACACAGUUGUGUCAGUAGCCCGCAUUUCCUGUGGAGGCGCAAUUAGAUCCCAGAAAGGCAUAACGGUUGCUAAAGUCAAAGUUGCACCAAUAGACAUUGGGCCCAUUGCUGGGCAGAUAAAGCAUAAUGUUGCAGAAGAAGGAGGGCAUGCCAAAUAUGUAUGUACGAUUGAAAACUAUGAUGAAUCCACACAAGUCACAUGGUACUUUGGUAUGAGACAAUUAGAAAGCAAUGAGAAAUAUGAAAUCAAAUAUGAAGAAGGUGUGGCAACCAUGUAUGUCAAAGAUGUUUCUAAAUCAGAUGAUGGUACCUACAGAUGCAAGGUAGUAAAUGACUAUGGUGAAGACAGCUCUUAUGCAGAACUUUUUGUUAAAGGUGUGAGGGAAAUUUCUGAGCACUACAGAUGCAGAACUGUUAGAAAAGUGAAACGACGGGUUGAUACUAUGAGACUGCUAGAGCAUCCACCAGAAUUCACUCUGCCUUUGUAUAACCGCACUGCGUAUGUCGGAGAAAAUGUCAGGUUUGGAGUCACUAUAACAGUUCACCCAGAACCUCGCCUAACAUGGUUCAAAUCAGGCCAGAAAAUCAAACCUGGUGAUGAUGAUAAGAAGUAUACUUUUGAAUCAGACAAGGGGCUUUAUCAACUAGUCAUCAAUAACGUCACUGAAGAGGAUGAUGCUGAAUACAGUAUAGUGGCACGCAAUAGAUUUGGUGAAGACAGCUGCAAAGCUAAGCUGACUGUGAUUCCACACCCGCCUCCAGCAGAUGCCACACUCAGGCCAAUGUUUAAAAGACUGCUGGCAAAUGCUGAAUGUCAAGAAGGCCAAAGUGUCAGUUUUGAGAUCAGGGUAUCUGGUGUACCAAAACCAACGCUGAAAUGGGAAAAAGAUGGUCAACCUCUAUCCUUUGGUCCCAACUUUGAUAUAAUUCACGAAGGUUUAGAUUAUUAUGCUUUGCAUAUCAGAGAUACUUUACCAGAAGACAGUGGCUAUUACAGAGUUACUGCUACUAACAGUGCUGGAUCUACAAGCUGUCAGGCUUAUCUAAAAGUUGAACGCUUGAAAUAUGUCAAGCGUGAGUACAAGACUGAAGAAGAGCGGGAGAAGCAUGUACAAAGGCAAAUUGACAAGACCUUACGAAUGGCAGAAAUUCUUGCUGGGGUUGAAGCUGUUCCACUGACACAAACUGCACAAGAGGCUCUCAGAGAAGCUGCUAUUUUAUAUAAACCAGCUGUUAGCUCAAAGACUGUCAAAGGUGAAUAUGAAAUUAAGAAAGAGGAAAAGAAGGAGGAAAGAAGACUUCGUAUGCCAUACGAGGUCCCAGAGCCUCGCAAACAUGUACGUGCUGCUCUUGAGGAAGAUCAGAAUAUUAAACACUAUGUGCCUCUGUCAGACAUGAAGUGGUACAAGAGGCUGCGAGACCAGUAUGAAAUGCCAGGAAAACUUGAGAGGACUGUUCAGAAACGCCAGAAACGCAUACGUCUUUCCAGGUGGGAACAAUUUUACGUGAUGCCACUACCACGCAUUUCUGACCAGUACAAGCCUAAAUGGCGCAUACCAAAGCUAACACAAGAUGAUCUUGAAAUUGUGAGACCAGCACGUCGGCGUACCCCAUCUCCAGAGUAUGAAUAUUACUACAGGCCAAGGCGGCGUUCACUUGGCGACUUGUCUGAUGAGGAAUUGCUUAUGCCUAUAGAUGACUACUUAGCCAUGAAGAGAACUGAAGAGGAAAGACUGCGCCUUGAAGAAGAGCUGGAGUUAGGCUUUUCUGCUUCCCCACCAAGUAGAAGCCCCCCCCGCUUUGAACUGUCUGCCCUUCGGUAUUCUACUGCAGCAGCACAGGUCAGUUCAGAGGAAGAAAGAAAAAGAGAGCUGAGGUAUUCAAGCUAUCACAUCCCAACUAAAGCUGAGACCAGUGCAAGCUAUGCAGAACUUCGUCAACGCCAUGACAGGGCUGCCUACAGACCACCUAAACAAAAGCAAAGAAUAAUGGAUGAGAGGGAGGAUGAAGAAUUGCUCCGUCCUGUUGGCACUGCUCAACGACUCUCUGAAUACAAGAGUGAGCUCAAAUAUAUGGCAGAAGAAGAAAAGAGUAGACUCAGGAGAAGGAGGGAAAGAGAAAUAACUGAGAUCACAUCAGAAGAAGAAGAAGAAAUAGAAAUGGUGCAACAUGUUCACAGGGAAUUUUCACCUCCCUCUAGACUAUUAAGGAGAAGAAGAUCCCUUUCUCCAACUUACAUUGAGUUGAUGCGUCCUGUAUCUGAAUUAAUUCGACCUCGCUCACGGCCUCCUGAAGAAAGUGAGAGAAGAUCCCCAACACCAGAGAGAACUCGACCACGCUCACCUAGCCCAGUUUCUAGUGAAAGAUCUCUCUCGCGGUUUGAGAGGAUGGCAAGAUUUGAUAUAUUUUCUAGAUAUGAGUCCAUGAAAUCUGCUUUGAAAACUCAAAAAACUAUGGAAAGGAAAUAUGAAGUUCUGACUCAGCAGCCUUUCACCCUUGACCAUUCCCCUCGCAUUACCCUGAGAAUGCGUUCACACCGGGUACCAUGUGGCCAUAAUACCAGGUUCAUUCUAAAUGUCCAAUCAAAACCAACUGCUGAAGUGAAAUGGUAUCAUAAUGGCAUUGAGCUCCAGGAGAGCAGUAAGAUACACUUUACUAAUACCAGUGGUGUGUUAACUCUGGAGAUUCUUGACUGCCACAUUGAUGACAGUGGAACCUACCGGGCUGUAUGCACAAACUACAAAGGGGAAUGUUCUGAUUAUGCAACGCUAGAUGUUACUGGAGGAGAUUACACUACAUACUCUUCCCAGAGGAGAGAUGAAGAAGUACCAAGGUCAAUUUUACCUGACUUGACAAAAACAGAGGCAUAUGCAAUCUCUUCAUUUAAGAAAGCAUCUGCUACAGAAGCUAGUUCCUCAUUAAGAGAGGUCAAAUCAGAAAUGUCAGCAACAAGAGAAUCACUUUUAUCCUAUGAACACUACGCUGCUUCUGAAGAAAAAGUCACUGCAGCUGAAGAAAAAUCAUUGGAAGAAAGGACUGUACACAAGGCAUUUAAAAGCACUCUACCAGCAACAAUCCUUACAAAGCCACGAUCAAUCACAGUUUCUGAAGGGGAGACUGCGAGAUUUUCCUGUGAUGUUGAUGGUGAACCAGCACCAAUAAUAACAUGGUUCCGUGCAGGUCAACCCAUUGUUUCUUCGAGGCGCUUCCAAGUAACACGAACACAGUACAAGUCUACCUUUGAAAUUUCUUCAGUCCAGAUGUCAGAUGAAGGAAGUUACACUGUUGUAGUGGAAAACUCUGAAGGAAGACAGGAAGCGCAUUUUACUUUGACCAUCCAAAGAACAAAAAUUCCCGAAAAAACAAUUACAUCACCUCCAAGGAUCAAAUCUCCCGAGCCUCAUGUAAAGUCUCCAGAGCCAGUUAAGUCUCCUAAACGAGUGAAAUCUCCUGAACCCAUCAGCAGUCCCCCAAAAGCUAAGUCACCACCUGGAGACAAAACAGUACCAGCAGAGAAAGUACAAUUACCAGCUGCUUCUCCACCAAAGAUAAAACAGCAUCUGAAAGCAGAAGCUCUUGGAGAUAAGGUAAAGUUAUCCUGUGCAGUUGAAAGCAAUGUUUUAAGUGUCAGAGAAGUGGCUUGGUAUAAGGAUGGUAAAAAACUUAAAGAAGACCAUCAUUUCAAGUUUCAUUAUUCAGCAGAUGGCACUUAUGAGCUCAAAAUCCAUGAGCUUAUGGAAUCUGAUAAAGGAGAAUACACCUGUGAAAUUAUUGGGGAAGCAGGUGUUUCAAAAACUAACUUCCAGUUUACUGGCCAAGUAUUUAAAAAUAUCCAUUCCCAGGUAAGAAGUGUAUCUGAAUCUCAUAAAUCAGUUCAGAAAGAAGAUGAGUUGCUUACAGUUUCUACUCAAAAGAAAAAAGCAGUUGCAACUGAAGAGAAAUCUGCAGUUCAAGAAGUCAUUCAAAAGUCCGUUGUUACUGAAGAUGUCAAACAAGUGAAAGCAGAAAUUAAAGCUUCUUCAACUAAAAUGACAGUAUCUGAAGGGCAGAAAGUGACGUUGAAGGCCAACAUUCCUGGUGCCUCUGAAGUAAAAUGGGUGCUGAAUGGAAUGGAGCUGAGAAAUUCAGAGGAUUACAGAUAUGGUGUUUCUGGAAGUGAUCACACGCUAACUAUCAAAAAGGCCAGUAGUAAAGAAGAAGGUAUACUCACCUGUGAGGGUAAAACUGACGAAGGCAUUAUUAAAUGCCAGUAUGUUCUGACCUUCUCUAAAGAACGCUCCAACGAACCAGCAUUCAUCAUGCAGCCUAAGUCUCAAAAUGUCAAUGAAGGACAAGACGUGUUGUUCACCUGUGAAGUUUCUGGGGAUCCUUCUCCUGAAAUUGAGUGGUUAAAGAAUAAUCAGCCUAUUGCAGUUUCAUCACAUAUCAGAGUAACUCGCUCUAAAAAUAUAUAUUCUCUUGAGAUUCGAAAUGCAGCAGUGAGUGACACUGGAAAAUACACAGUCAAGGCAAAAAAUUACCAUGGGCAGUGCUCUGCUACAGCAUCUUUAACUGUACUCCCUCUAAUUGAAGAACCUCCAAAAGAGGUAGUAUUGAAGACCAGUGGCGACGCAAGCAUGCACGAAAGUUUUUCUUCUCAGUCCUUUCAAAUGGCUUCUUCUAAACAAGAGGCUUCAUUCAGCAGUUUCAGCAGUAGCAGCAUGACUGAAAUGAAAUUUGAAAGCAUGUCUGCCAAAAGCAUGUCCUCCAUGAAAGAAUCCUUUGUAGAGAUGAGCUCCAGCAGUAUUAUGGGGAAAUCUAGUAUGGCUCAACUGGAGAGUUCAACUAGUAAAAUGCUCAAAUCAGGUCUGAGAGGAGUACCACCUAAAAUUGAAGCUCUCCCAUCCGAUAUCAGCAUUGAUGAAGGAAAAGUUCUCACACUAUCCUGUGCCUUUUCGGGUGACCCUGCUCCUGAAAUAACAUGGUACUGCAGGGGGAGAAAAAUAACCAGUCAGGACCAGCAAGGCAGAUUCCACAUUGAAACCAGCGAAGAUCUAACCACCCUGAUCAUCAUGGAUGUCCAGAAGAACGACGGUGGACUUUAUACCCUGAAUUUAGGAAAUGAAUUUGGUACCGAUUCUGCCUCUGUGAAUAUUAAUAUUCGAUCACAUUAGAGCGCUCAAUAUGUAUUAUUUACACUUGUUUUUUUACAAGUGAUUCAUAUAUGGACUGAAAUAUCUGAUAUGUAAAUAUAAAAAGAAAAAUAUUUUUUUACCUACCUGAAUGAGACAAAGUCCUGAGCUAUACAUUAUGACUUAUAGUCAUUACUGACCUAAGAAUUUAAAACACUUUUUUCACUGACAUGUACAUACUGUAUAUAGCCGAAGUUAACGGUUAUGAAGUUUUGUACCAUUUAUUUUAUGACAUUUUGAAACGUAACUUUUGGAACUCACAGUUGGCAGGAGAAAGUUUCCUAGCAAACGACUAUCCUGCUCAACAUUUAACUAAUCUUUGCGCCUCAACUCAUUGUUGAUGUCUAAGAAUGCCUCAACAGGUAGAGAGCCUCCCUGUUGAAGAUUACCUGCACCUAAGAGAUGAUACAGUGCAUAGUAUUUCAUACAUGCACAAAUAUUUAUGUUGAAUCAGAAAUGUAAGGCAUUGGUGAUGUUUGCAAUUACCCUCCUGUAAGCAUUGCUUUAAUGUUUUACAUUGGAUCUGAUUAUGUCAUAAUUUCCAUACCUGACUGACAAUUUUUGGACAAAGUGCAAGCGGCCAGCACUUUGUUCACCCAAUGUGUACUGUUUCUGACAUAUUGACUGCCUGAAUAGCUUUUAAAAAAGUAACAUCACCUGGCCAUCCCCUUAAUCAACAAAGCUAUUUAGGUAUUCAAGUGCAGCAGCAGUACCCCAUCUCGGAGGUUCAUAGGGUGCAGUGAAUGAGUUUGUGUGGUAGAAUUAGACACCCUGUAGUCGCUUCUGGGCAACUAAGCAAUGAACCACAGUUUGAAAACAAACUGUUGCUCCAACAUCAAAUACCGCCCUGCACUUCAAUUUGCUUUAGUUCUCCUAAUGUAGUAAUAGAGCUUGUUAGCUGUUGAACCUCCUUGAGAUAGAAUUGUUCAUUUGAAAUAAAGCAUGCUUUCUGCACCAUAAAA
Molecule: messenger RNA, 99654 nt
Organism: Corapipo altera (White-ruffed manakin)
Lineage: Eukaryota; Metazoa; Chordata; Aves; Passeriformes; Pipridae
Gene: TTN
Product: titin
Exons: 300
Coding region: 227-98674 (32815 amino acids)
Biological process (GO): protein phosphorylation
Molecular function (GO): protein kinase activity; ATP binding; protein binding
Source: RefSeq, a predicted model, not a curated record